CAGCACGCUAAUAAUAACAUUAUAAUAGCACCGUCCUUCUAUUUAUGGACAGCGCCACAUCACACCUCCUCGCACUUCCCGCGCCCUGACACACAGCAUGCGGUGAGCACCGGCAGCUCCCACACAGGGCGGUUUAGGGGGGUGGGUGCACAGGCGGGCGUACCCACAUCGCUUGGUAUCAUCCUUCUGUCAUUUCCACAGUCAGCGGCCGGUGGGAGCCAGCCUGUGCCCCCCUCCCAUCCCGUGCCCGGUGGUUCAGUCCGCCCUGACACAUUGAGAUGCAGAGCUGCAGCGGGUCGCAGUGACCGUUCAGGGUCGGAGCGGUCGGUCGGGUUCGGGUACCGGAGUGACCGUGACGGCGGCUUUCAGAGGGGGCACCUCAAUGACGCGGCGCAGCCCCGGAGCGGACCCCUUCCCUUCAGCGCGGCCGUGAUUGUGUCUGGCUUCGCCGCCGCCCACCAUUAGCCCCGUCUCCCCAGCUGUGUGUGUGUGAGCGGCUGCCGGUCGGGAUGCCGGAGGGUGACCUCGCCAUGCUGUCCCCGCAGGAGGCGGCCAAGAUCUACCACGCCAACUACAUCCGGAACUCGCGGGCCAUCGGGGUGCUGUGGGCGAUCUUCACCAUCUUGUUCGCCAUCGUCAACAUCGUGUGCUUCAUCCAGCCGUACUGGAUCGGGGACGGGGUGGACACCCCCCAGGCGGGCUACUUCGGCCUCUUCCACUACUGCAUCGGCAGCGGAUUCAACAAGGAGCUCACCUGCACUGGCAGCUUCACGGACUUCUCGUCCAUCCCCUCGGGAGCCUUCAAAGCCGCCUCGUUCUUCAUCGGCCUGUCCAUGACGCUCAUCAUCUCCUGCAUCGUGUCCUUCGUGCUCUUCUUCUUCUGCAACACGGCCACGGUGUACAAGAUCUGCGCCUGGAUGCAGCUCUCCUCCGGUGAGUGCAGACCAGCUGGGGGCGAGCUGGGGUCCCAUUGCUGUACCAGCCCGGCUGCUGGGACAUCACUGUGUGGGUCAGAAUGCCUUUGCGAUGCUCACACAGUUACUUCACAGGGAACUCACACCGUAAAAAGCACAUAACAGUUGUAUGAAAGACCCCAGUUUAAGGCAGGGCUGACCCCCUGCACCCUAGAGAGGACAAAGAGAAGUCAUGUUUUGCCUAAAUGAUGCUUCUUCAGUUGGUAGUUGGGCUGGAAUUCUGCCUGGCAUGGCAAGUGUAAAAUAUUCCAUUGUGGAAUGUUGAGAUUGACUGGCGAUGUAUUUUAUUCACGUAAUAUUUUUCGUUAUAUUGUCCCCAGCUCCCCUGUAUUAAAAAAAGAAAAAAAAACUUAAUGACAAAACUCAGAAUUUAUGAUCCAUCGUGGACUCAAAACCCUUGGUAUUGUUCACAGUAAGGACUCUCUGUAGAUUUUGCAACACAACCAAAUUUAAGAUUUUUUUUUUUCUAAUGGGAAGAGAGCGGCAUGUGGUUACAUAUAACUAGGAUAUAAUAACGGUAAAAAGAAAUGUGUUAAUGACUGGUGGUCAGAAAUGUUGUAAUUUGUUAUAAGGCAUAAUCUGUUUUUUACCUACCACAUCCACAAAAACUAAGCUAGAUACUAUUGUAAAUGGUACCACUCUGUUAGUUUGCAUCACCCCACAACCUCUCAAUAGUCUGCAUUUAUUCCAAAAAAGAAUACACUGAAGAGUGCAGGUGGUAGCCAAAUUGGAACUGCGAAGUAAUGUUAGGAUACCUAAUGCAGUGUUGCCCCUCCCACUUGAAAGUUCUAAAGGUUUUGGCAGAUCUUUUAGGUGACCUUUGGAAUAAGGAUAACGUUAUUUUUUAUUCUUGUGAUACAUUUAAAAAUCUAUUUUCUAGUCAAGAAGCUUUGUUCUGUUCUGGCAUUUUUUUUAAAUUGAUGGUUUUGGAAAUGCAGUUCUAUAAACAGUUCAAGGCCAUCUUUACUCCUUGUUACAUACAUUUUUGUCAGGGUUUAUAAAAACAAUUAGAUUAAAAUGAAGUCAAUCAGAAUGGCAUGUAUGUUGCAAUUAAUAAGUAAUGAUUCACGUAUUUGCAUUUUUUUGUGUGAUGAUGCUCAGACUGCACACUUGUCUAAAAAACAAGACUUUGUUUUGACAGAAUAUAUUUAUCAGAGUGCUUUGACUAUUUAUUGAUGCUAUCUAAAAAGUGAUAGUUUUCUUCCUCAAGUUUUUGCAGAGAUUUCCAUUUUAGAAGACCACCAAAUUGAUAGCGGAUUAAACAUUCUGCCACUCUUUUGUCAGAAAAAGUGGCGGAAAUAUUCAUAAAUCUGUUGCAAAAAAGUGGCACAUAUUCAGAAAGGAUGAUUAGGGUGCAAAAAAAGCAGCAGGUGAAAAUCUAAACAGAUUUAGUAAACUGCACCAAAAUGUAUUGAAAAUUAGAUGGAAAGGUGCCAAAAACACUUUGAUAAAUCUCUCCAUGUUUGUUUUUUGUAAUGUGAAUGAUUCUGUGAGCGCAUUCCGUUCACUGUAGAAGAAACAAAUUGGACAUAUUUUCAAACUAUUUGCAAAAGGCUAGACGGCACCUGUAGCUUUCAGUUAUUUUCCGUUUUUUUCACUUAUUUUUUUAUAGAAAAUGAGAUGCCUCCUGCAUCUGCAUUGUGCGUACUAAACUUUAUUGAGACUUAUUGAACAUUGGUCCAUGUGAUGAAUACAUGUCUGUGUACUCACAAUUUCUUCUAUUCAUUUGAAUAGGAUUGGCUUAGAGAUCUCAGCCAGUAUGUGAUUAGAAGAGACAUUACUGCGGGAGAGAUACAUCAAUACUUAUUAGCACUGUUAUUAAGGGUUUACAUUUACUUAUACCUGGACAGUGCUAUCUGAUAAUAUGCAGAUUUCACAUACUUCCAGAGGAAAUAAGUCAGUUAAUAAAUUCAGUGAAAUAGUGUUGAAAAGCACUAUUCAUGUACUUCCCAACAGCAUGUGAAUCUUAUAGCAGAUAUGGAAAAGAUGGCUGAUGUUUUUCCUUGUUCUUAUAUUGUGUGCAUCAUAGCUGAAAAACAUUAAGAACAGGCAUAUAACAUGUCUGGUGAUAUGAACAUGACACAGGAAACAACUCCUAAUAUGGUUUGUCAUAUUACUGGAAGCAUUUUAAAUGUUUACUGUUACAACAUCACUAAACCUUCACAGGUCAGGAGCUCAUGAUCCACUUCACCUCUAUUAUAAAGCUCUCAUCUCUUGCCAGAUUAUGACAUGCACCAUGUUUUUCUUUCUCAUUAAGUAGAAUGUAAGUCCCUUAAUGUCUUUCUAGGCAUAGGGGGUAAAUUGUAUCUUUCUACAGACAUCUCUCUUUCAGCUAGUUAAGUAGCAACAGUGGCUAAUCAACAUCAAACAUCGCUGGCAGUGAUAACUUUCACCCUAGUGGGAACAGAGUAGUGUUAUACUUAUUAGUAUGGUUAUCUUUAAAUGCCUAUAGAUGCCACAGAAUUGUACAGUGUGAAAAAUAUACUUAUUUGUAAAAUAGGUUGUGUGGAGACCCCCUUCUAAGAAAAUAAAAUUCAACCCCCAAAAUGCGGGUAUUUUCUUGAUGCACAUAUCUCAUUAAAACUUUGUAGGAAGCGACAGUGAUGUUUGUUACUAAACCUUUUUAAAGCAAUACUAUCACAAAAACACUAACGGUUUUAAGAUAAUUCUACAAAAUUCUGAGUCUAAAAGGACAGCAAGCCAAUCGUUUUUUUAGGUGGCAGGGAUCAAAAUUAUUGUGAUUGCUUGAUUCCCACAAUUUUCUUUGUACUGUAAGGGCUUUCUGAGGCAAAGAGCAUGUAAUUGCUUGCUCCAACCCUUACUGCAAUGUGGACACUCUCUUAGUUUAUCUAACAGGUGACUGUUUUUGGCACAAUUUAGAACACAACAAAUAUAGAGAUUGCAUUGGGCAUAUGUGCACUCUCAGUUAAAAUACAAGUUUGCACUCACACAAUUUACAUGUAAAUUUGAAAGAUUAUCAUCUAGUGGCAGGUUCGUUCAACAACAACAACAAAAAACAAGAAACAAUAUCAUUAAGACUGAAGCACUUCCAUAAUUCUUCACUUCUAUGUUUUUCAGCAGCUAAAGUCCAUCUACCAUUUUGAUUGGAGAACAAAUCCUGUGUUAUUAGCUAGGCAUACAGCUUAGUAAAAUAAGGUAUACCUUACUAAAUGAAAAUUAUCAUAAGCUUCUAUAUAAAUUGGAUGUCUUGAUUGCAUCUUGAACAGAUUUAGAAUUAUGAAUGGGGCAGCAUGUAAAUGCAAUUGAAAUGAUUUUACCCACAGUUGUAUAUUUAUUUGGCACUCUCCUUGUAGCAAUACCAAACUUAUUUUUUCUUCCGGACUGGACUCAAACUCUUUCAUGAACUUCAAUCAGAACAUUCUCUUCCACUCAGAGAAUUGUUCCUUAUUUACCGAUUAAACACAUACUUGCAUUUCACAAAAAAAAAUCCUAGAUGUGGAACUUUCCCGGUUCCAUAAAUUAAAGGAUCACUAUAGUGUCAGGAACACAAACAUGUAUUCCUGACCCUGUAGUGUUUAACCCACCAUUUAGGUGACUUGCCCCCCUUAGCAUUCCUAUAAAAGUUUAAAACUCACCUUGUGUCCAGCGCUGGCUCCGCCCCCUUGAAUCAGUGCAUCUCUACGAGGAAAAUUCAGCGUCUCCAUGCAGAGCUUGGGGACGCUGAACGGCGGGACUGCUUACUGUGCAGCACUGAGCCAGGAAGCCCCUCCAGUGGCCAUCUGAGGAGUGGCCACUUGGAGGUGUCCAUAGGGGCAAUGUAAUGAGUUAUUGAAGACAGUUUGCAUUAAAAUGCCUGAAGGGCGCUUUUAUACUCACCAGAACAACUAAAUUAAGCUGUAGUUGUUCUGGUGACUAUAGUGUCCCUUUAAGCAUGGGUAUUCAGAGUCAACAUAAGCCUCUGUCUCUUAUUUACUUCUCCCUAGUACAGCUGCACACCCCAGGGAAACUGAAGUAUAUGCAAAGUUGGGAGCAAGAAUUGGGGAAAACAUUUUAAAUGUUUUAAAGCUUUGUUACAGAUCCAAGGUGUAUUUUGGAAUGUGUUACACUGAGGGACGAAUCGUGAAUACUAAUGAGAUGGUUCCUUGUCCAUCAAAGACUAGUUCAAAUUUACAGAACAUACAAUUCAUCCUAGUGGCAGUAUAGUAGUGAGCUCAGCACUAUAUCUAAUAUUUUCUUGCCCUGCUCACCCUUCCAGCCCUACUCAAAUGCAAACCUUGAUCAGAUCAGUAAUCAAGGUGGUUGAGCUCCCCUAAUUUUCCUAAUACUAUUUGUUGGAAAUGUUCCCAGACAAAUUGAAGGGGCCUUCAAAGAAUCUAAUUAUGCACAUUUUAAUUUUGGCUAACUUGAGCAUUGCUUCCGCUUGGAAAACGUAUGAUCACCAUUAUUUUUGUUUUGUUGUUGUUUUCCUAUUGUACCAGUCCUAUCAUUUGUAUACUUUUUUUUUUAAUCCAUUACAUUGCAAAAUAGAAAGAUGAGGCGUGAGUGAGUAAACAAGCACUGAUUCUCCAUGGUCAUUAAGUAUUAAAGCAAUCGUGAUAUGCUUCACUGACGCCAUGGAUUUAAAAAAAAUAUCCAUAAGUGCUGCUUUUUACCUUCUAGAAAGAAAAGUAAAUGGCUGUUCACAGCAAUAUUAACAACAAUAGCCUGCUGGUUUAUUCAUCCACCAGCACAAUAUUUGGUCUAACAUUUUAGGAUUGUGGUUUCAUUUAACCCUUUCAAUAUGCGCAUGUUAAACAGUGUAUGUUUCUUGCACUGAAUUUCUAUUCAGUGUAUGGUAAAAUAAAUGUAAUCCGUGUAGGCAAGUUAGACGUAAGCAUUGUUCAUUAGAGCCCUGAAUGUGCUUUUUAUAAUAAAGAAUGAGACAGAGCAUUCCAGAGUUGAUGUUAAUCAUGGGGAGGGGAUCAGCUAUACUAAUCAUGCAGAUUUAAAUGAAAACUGUCACGUGUGGGUUUUUUGCAUUUUUUUCGGAUACAUCCCAGGUAAGCAUAUCCACUUGCUGUUUCCCCUAUUUUUGUCUCGACACUGCAGUGCUGCUAUUUAGUGUUGGUAUCUCAUCUUUGUGAUUUUUUUUCUGGUCCUACAGUGUGAAAUAAAUGUUACGUGUUUUAUGAUAUACUUCAUGGUCGUCCAUACUUUUUUGCUGAGUAUAUCCUUGCAGUGACUUGUGUUUUCGGAUGUCGGAGGUGUGACUAUUCAUAAUAUAAACUUUUAUAUGUGCUGCUUUAACUUCUGGAUGAAGUUAUAUAUUCAAAAGGUGUGCGUUCCACAUUUUGUUUUGUUGUAGUAAAGAAGUUUAGAUGCCCUUAAAGUUGCAAUGCACUUUGAAUUCUCACUUUAGUUUGUUAAGUAACUAAAUAAUCUUGUCAGAGUGAUUACAUUGGGUCUGUCUCCCUGUGAUGAGUUAUUGAAGACCGUUCAUAAGUUAACAACCAGUAUACAUGGCUGUCAACAAGUGUGCUUAUGUGUAAACCAGCAAUUUGUCAGCAGUUCUGUAAUCGACAUACAGUUGCAAGAAAAAGUAUGUGAACCCUUUGGAAUGAUAUGGAUUUUUGCACCAAUUGGUCAUAAAAUGUGAUCUGAUCAUCAUCUAAAUCACAACAAUAGACAAUCACAGUCUGCUUAAACUAAUAACACACAAAGAAUGAAAUGUUGCAAUGUUUUUAUUGAACACACCAUGUAAACAUUCACAGUGCAGGUGGAAAAAGUAUGUGAACCCCUAGACUAAUGACAUCUCCAAGAGCUAAUUGGAGUGAGAUGUCAGCCAAUUGGAGUCCAAUCAAUGAGAUGAGAUUGGAGGUGUUGGUUACAGCUGCCCUGCCCUAUAAAAAACACACACCAGUUGUGGGUUUGCUUUUCACAAGAAGCAUUGCCUGAUGUGAAUGAUGCCUCGCACAAAAGAGCUCUCAGAAGACCUACGAUUAAGAAUUGGUGACUUGCAUAAAGCUCAAAAGGGUUAUAAAAGUAUCUCCAAAAGCCUUGCUGUUCAUCAGUCCACGGUAAGACAAAUUGUCUAUAAAUGGAGAAAGUUCAGCACUGCUGCUACUCUCCCUAGGAGUGGCCGACUGCAAGAGCACAGCGCAGACUGCUCAAUGAGGUGAAGAAGAUUCCUAGAGUGUCAGCUAAAGACUUACAAAAGUCACUGGCAAAUGCUAACAUCCCUGUUAGCGAAUCUACAAUACGUAAAACACUAAACAAGAAUGGAUUUUAUGGGAGGAUACCACAGAGGAUGCCACUGCUGUCCAAACAAAACAUUGCUGCACGUUUACAGUUUGCACAAGAGCACCUGGAUGUUCCACAGCAGUAAUGGCAAAAUAUUCUGUGGACAGAUGAAACCAAAGUUGAGUUGUUUGGAAGAAACACACAACACUAUGUGUGGCGAAAAAAGGCACAGCACACCAACAUCAAAACCUCAUCCCAACUGUGAAGUAUGGUGGUGGAGGCAUCAUGGUUUGGGGCUGCUUUGCUGCGUCAGGGCCUGGACGGAUUGCUAUCAUCGAAGGAAAAAUGAAUUUCCAAGUUUAUAAAGACAUUUUGCAGGAGAUCUUAAGGCCAUCUGUCUACCAGCUGAAGCUCAACAGAGGAUGGGUGUUGCAACAGGACAAUGACCCAAAGCAUAGAAGUAAAUCAACAACAGAAUGGCUCAAACAGAAGAAAAUACGCCUUCUGAAGUGGCCCAGUCAGAAUCCUGACCUCAACCUGAUUGAGAUGCCUUGGCAUGACCUCAAGAAAGCGAUUCACACCAGACAUCCCAAGAAUAUUGCUGAACUGAAACAGUUCUGUAAAGAGGAAUGGUCAAGAAUUACUCCUGACCGUUGUGCACGUCUGAUCUGCAACUACAGGAAACGUUUGGUUGAAGUUAUUGCUGCCAAAGGAGGUUCAACCAGUUAUUAAAUCCAAGGGUUCACAUACUUUUUCCACCUGCACUGUGAAUGUUUACAUGGUGUGUUCAAUAAAAACAUGGCAACAUUUCAUUCUUUGUGUGUUAUUAGUUUAAGCAGACUGUGAUUGUCUAUUGUUGUGACUUAGAUGAUGAUCAGAUCACAUUUUAUGACCAAUUUGUGCAGAAAUCCAUAUCAUUCCAAAUGGUUCACAUACUUUUUCUUACAACUGUAUAUACAUACUAUAUAUAAAUAUACAUUACUUAUGACUGUGAAACAUUCCAUAUAAGGGACACUAUAGUCACCAGAACAACUACAGCUUAUUAAAUUUGUUCUGGUGAGUAGAACCAUUACCUUCAGGCUUUUUGCUGUAAACAAUGUAUUUUCAGAGAAAAUGCAGUGUUUACAUUACAGCCUAGUGAUAACUUCACUGACCACUCCUCAGAUAGCUGUUAGAAAUCCUUCCUGGGUCAUGGCCUAAAAUGCAUCCAAACAUUCAGUGUCUCCACCCUCUGCAUGCAGACACUGAACUUUCCUCAUAGAGAUUCAUUUAUUCAGUUUAUCUCUAUGAGGAGAUGCUGAGUGGCCAGGGCUGUGUUUGAAUUGUGCUGGCUCUGCCCCUGAUCUGCCUCUUUCAGUCUCAGCCAAUCCUAUGGGGAAGCAUUGUGAUUGGAUCAGGCUACCACUUCUGCUGAUGUCAGCAGUAAGUGGACAGGUCUAAAGGAAACAGGCACAAAGUAUGCAGCUGCAGACUUGAAUACAAGUAAGAUUUACUAUAUUUAGGGAGGCAUGAGGGGACCAGGGUGGCUAGAUGGUGGUUUUAACCCUAUAGGGUCAAGAAUACAUGUUUGUGUUCCUGACCCUAUAGUGCUCCUUUAACUCUGACUCACUGCCCUAGAAUGGUUGGAUCUGCAGGUUUCAGUGCCUGGCAGGUUGUGUCUCUAGAGGUAUUGCCAAAAAGAGGCAGCUGACUGAUUUAUGCCAGAGGUAACCACCUAAUUUACUGAGGCAUUUUGAGAAUAAUUUAAAUUUGGAGGUUUUUAUCAGUCGACAGUGUUUAGUUUAUCUAUUGCAGCCUCAAAGAUUCCUGUUUGCUAGGUGUCACUUAAUGCUUUACAUCAAGGAAGAUCUUGGAGAGUUUCUGGGGCAGGUUGGUGUGGAUACUGCCAGGUUUAGUUACAAUAAGAACUACACAUCUCGACAGAUUUUCUUUCCUCAUGUCAACACUAUUUUGUUCCUUUUUUAUUUUAUGUUGUUGUAUAAUAUAUUUUGAUUUAAUUGAGAAGUCACUCCCUGCUCCCCUCCCUUAAUGGCACACUCCAUGCACCAUAACCACUACAGAUUAAUGUAAUCAUUAAAUAAUCUAUUUACCAUAACCACUACAGAUUAAUGUAAUCAUUAAAGAGUCUAUUUAUCAUAACUACUAUAGAUGAAUAUCGUCAGUGAAAAGGCUAUGGAUGCACUGUUAUACUGCUUAAAAUAAGUCUAUUAAAGGACCAGUAUUACUGCAUAUACAACAGUAAGCAUAAUCUUUCCUGACAUGUUAACAGGCUGUUCUGCUCUGUCACUUCUCAGUAUUUCAUAAAUCUUUAUAAAGUACUCAUGCUGACUGCGCUGGAAUUUCAUUAAACUUUCAACGUAAUCCAAAGAUACCAUAAGACAAAGUAGUGAUUACUUUGUCUUAUGGGCUAGCCUGAGUGUGACAAAAAGUUUAGCUCAGCUUUUGUCAAGUCCCAGCAGCGGUCACAAUUGAUGGCUGUAGGAUUCGGGUUCCUUUAUUGUCCUCAGUAUUGUACUCUCGCGCAUGUGUGAGACUACAGCAGGCAGAUGAAGCGCCAGGUGCCAAAUAAGGUCUAGGAAUAUGUAUAAGUAGAUAGUGGUCAGUACAACUUAUAUGAAAUCUGUACCUUCGAAAGGUUCUGUAAAUCCCAGAUCUGUAGUCUGGCAAACAGAUAAUAGUAAAGAAUAUGGUUCAGCUCUCCUUCAUAAUAGCUGCAUUAUUUUAUUGUGAUAGACAUAUAGGUAAAGACAAAGCUUUUUAGAUUCAGGCAACGUCUCAUUCAUCACAAGACCUCAGUGUUAUAUUUUCACACUUGAGCAUUUUGAAGAAGUGCUGAACCAUAUUUUUUCUACUGCGUGCAAAAAGAAGAUGGCGGCAGUUGGGAGGGACAGCUUCAGGUAAGUAAACCUGCCUUUUACUGCACUCCCCGGCCGAUGGAUGCUAACUAGUAGGGUCCAGUGUAUUCUCUCAGAGAGCAAAAUUGCAGUCAUGGCGGUUUAAUCAUUAAACUUUGAAUUUUAGCUAAUUAAAAUUUGUAUUACAAAAUUAAGGGCCAAAAUUUCUUGAAAUCAAAAAGUCACAGAUUUUCCAUUUUUGACUUAAUUUUUAAAUUUUAAGUUGUAAUCCGUCGCUUAGUGAAUACCCUGUGAGUUGCCUUGAUGUAUAUGGCAUGUGCUAGUCAUUUGUAUUAGUCCAGAUUUAAUUUUCGUGACUCUGUACAAUAGGUGGACUAUCAGACAAGAAUUUGCAACAAGAAAAGUUGGAAACACAGGAAUUGAGGAAGUUGAGGGCCCUGCUCAAACAAGCUCCAACAUGCUUACAUUCUAGAGGGAGUGGGGUAAAGUAAUCCAAGAGGUAAGGAUGUAUUAUGUAUGGGAAUAAGUAGUUUACUAGAAUAGUUUACCAUGAAGGGUUAGUUUUUUGGUUGCACAGUUGCAGGAGAAGGAGCAGGGUAGUUUGCCAAGGUGGGGGGAGGGAAAGCUAUUAACAGAUUAAUUGAUAUGCUUUCCUAAAGAAGUUUUUAAUGAUCUGUUUAAGGAAUGGAGACUGGGUAAGAUCUACCAAAGCAUGGAAGGAGUUCCCUAGAAACAGCGCUGCGCUAGAGACGUCUUGAAACUGAGUGUCAGAGGUGCGAGUACGAACGGAUAAUAGACACAGAUCACUGGCAGAGUGUAGGGGCUAGACAGGACAUACUUGUGUAUCAGUAAGAGUAGGUAGGUAGGAGCAAAACAUUUGUAAGCAAGCACCUAAUUUUAAAGUGAGCCCUAAAUCUUACGGAAAGCCAGUGUAAGGACUGACAGAGAGGGAAUGAAGUACAAAACGGGUAAGGCACUCCAAAGUUCAGAAAUGGCAAAUUUAUUGAAGCCCAAUGUAACACAACGUUUCAACCUACACGGUCUUUGUCAAGUUUGACACGUUUGACAAUGACAGUGUAGGUUGAAACAUUGUGUUACAUUGCGAUUCAAUAAAUUUGCCAUUUCUGAACCUUGGAGUGCCUAAAUCGGUUUGUACUUAAUGCUUACUGUUUCUAGGACCUGGUGCUUGCUCCUGGUUUGGUUGCAUCCUGGCACAGAGUGAUGGGAUUGAGUUCAGUUCCGUAUUGUUUGACCGAGGGGGUAGGCAUGGGAGGUGCGGGCGGACAGGAAGAUUAGACUUGUCGCCGAGUUCAUUAUAUAAUCUUUAAUGGGGAUGCGUAAGACCAAUGAGAAAUGGAUUGCAGUAGUAAAGGCGAGAAAUGAUAGUGGCAUGGACUUGCACCUUAGCCAGAGAUAGAUAGAGGUGGGUGUGAGCUAUGUUUUUGGGAUGGAAGCGGGAGGAUUUGGCGAGUGACGGAAUAUGAGGGGUGAAAGAGGGAUUGGUGUCAAAGAGUACAUCUAGGCAGCGAGCCUGCGAGGUAAAGGUAAUAGCAGUGCCAUUAACUUGGAGGGAAACCGACACAGGAGUAGCAAAACUUGAGUGAGCGAAAGAUGAGAAGCUCUGUUUUGGACAGGUUAAGAAAAUGAGCAGCCAUCCAGUUAGAAAUAGCAAAGAGGCAGUCAGGGACACAAGUUAACAGGAACGGUGAGACACCAGGAGAUGACAGAUUUGUGUGUAAUCCACAUAGAAGUGAUAUUGGAAGCUUAACAAGGGAGGCAGUAUAGAUCGAGAAUAGUAGUGGACCAAGGACAGAACCACUUGGGUUAUAUUUAUAUUGUUUAUCUAAUGAAAUAAAAGCCUUUCCUUUUGUAAUGUCAGACUACUGUAAAUCUUUUCAGCGCAAAAAUGUAAACAUGAUUGGUAUUGCUAACUGUGUUUAAAGUGUAUUUUUAUUGAAUAAUUAUAUUAUAAUAUUCUUAAGCAGGCCUGCAUGACAUCUGCAAGAGAGGAACAGUAGAAAUGUUCACAGUUAUGUAAAUAAGGUAGAGCAUAUUUCAGAUUAACUAUUUCUUCAGAGUUUGAUAUUAGUUUUUCUUGGCAUCGCUAUACUAUUGUGAAGAAGCAGAUGGUCAUCAGUUUGGAAUGCAGUUUAUGUUUAAUGGCUACUAACGUUUUCAUGUGAAUUGUUUUCUUGUGAUAUAAAGAUAUGCAGCUGCAAGUAAUAUCAUUUUAUUUGUAAAGCACCAGCAUAUUUGUCAGGACAUUGGGUAAACAGUGACAAACAUUUAUAGGCACACAGGGAGAGAUUGCAGAUUAAUGUCUUACCCACCUUUAUUGUACCUUAUCCCCGCCACCUUAAGUGUUAAUUAUCCCCCAGUUGUGUCUCUCGUACCCCGCUUGCGUCUCAUAUCCCCUUGUGUGUUUUGCAUUACCCCUUUGUCUCUCACCAUGCUUUGUGUCUCUUACACCCCCUUACCAUUUCCCUCAUCCUUGUGCCUUUUGCCUUCUAUUUUAAAGUGUUUGUGGAAUACGGAAGAGGAUCUUUAUCUUUUAUGACACAGUCUAGCAUGAAGAUGCCCACUGUUCCCAGCAAGCCUCGUCCUCCUAGGCUUGGUAGAGGAUAAAGAAGCCACGCUACAAAGAGGAUACCCGUACAUUGAGCUUUCCUCCUGUUGGUCACCUGGACAUUGCACCAGGUGUCACUUGGAAUAUAGGAUGCAGGCAGUUUUUUACCCUAACUUUUGGGGUAAAAAACUGCAUCAUAUGGUAAGAAAAAUGUAGUAUAUGACCUGUGGUAGCUGUAGGGUUAGAAGAAUAUGAUAAAGGGUUACAGAAGACAAUGGGAGAACAAAUUGUGUGAGAUGAGACUGGAAGCCUGGUAGAGGUAGAAGAAUUAACUGAUUAGUUUUUACUCAUCCUUAAUAAGAACGUUUUAGUGGUUUAUUCAUCUGUCUUCUUAAUCAAGUGGUCCAGGUUGAGUGCCCCUUUUCUUUCAAUCUUGCAUUGUAAAACAUUGCCAUUUUGUAGAACCGGCAGAGUUAGACACGGUUAGUCAAUCAAAUGCUUCCCAUAGACGUAAUUUGUUUUGCCCAGCAAUUGCCACACAUGUGUUCUAGCCUCCAAAUGCUUUCUGAUGGGAUUGAUGAUCUUAGUCGAGGAGAUGGGGGGCCGCAGCUGUGGGAUAUAAAGUGCACAAAUCUUGCAUUUUAAACACUCAUGAGGGCUAGAAACCUAAAUACAUAGAGUAGCAAUGUAGGGUUAGGAAUACAUGUUAAUAUAUUCCCGAAAUCUAUUCGUUUAAUUCAGAGGUAGGCAACCUUUGGCACUGCAGAUAUUGUGAACUAUGUUAUGUUUUAACAAAUCCCAUCCUCUUCGCCAGCAGUUAGUAUAUUUCUUGUGUGAACAAAAAUGUCUGUUCCUGACAGGAUCUUUGUUAGCAAACCUCACUUCAAUCAUAGCAGUUGAUGCGGAUUAUUAAUAUUUAUUGUAACAGGAAAUGUUAUAUAACAAUGAGUUAUGGUCUUCAUAACUGAAAGAUUUGGUUACACAACAUCUGUCAUUCAUUUUACAGUUUUUGUGUUUAGGACAGGACAGUUUCAUGUCUGGUUUUGUUACCUCAGGCUCACUUACACACAUCAUGUGACCACUCUCACAUAGCAGCUUUACUUAGUACUGCAUCUACCAUGAUCCUUUGCCAGCAUUAUGGCUAUAGAAGCAUUAUGGGAUAUGUAGUCUGGUGGCCUAAGGUUGCCAACCCUGCAUUAAAGGUUUCAAAAAAUCAUGUGAAAUAAAUGCAUUGCCUAAUAAAUCCAUAUGACUUAAAUACCCAAAUUAACCAACCAGAUUUGGAUGAACUGCACUCAAUCUAUUAAGCUUAAAGGACCACUAUAGUGCCAGGAAAACAUACUCGUUUUCCUGGCACUAUAGUGCCCUGAGGGUGCCCCCACCCUCAGGGACCCCCUCCUGCCCGGCUCUGGAAGGGGGAAAGGGGUUUAAACUUACCUUUUUCCAGCGUUGGGCGGAGAGCUCUCCUUCUUCUCUCCUCCUCCGUUCCGCCCGGCAAGAGCUGCGCGCGCAUUCAGCUGGUCACAUAGGAAAGCAUUCAUAAUGCUUUCCUAUGGACGCUGGCGUGCUCUCUCUGUGAAAAUCACAGUGAGAAGCACGCAAGCGCCUCUAGUGGCUGUCAAUGAGACAGCCACUAGAGGAUUAGGGGGAAGGCUUAACCCAUUAAUAAACAUAGCAGUUUCUGCGAAACUGCUAUGUUUAUUAAAAAAUGGGUUAACCCUAGCUGGACCUGGCACCCAGACCACUUCAUUAAGCUGAAGUGGUCUGGGUGCCUAGAGUGGUCCUUUAAGUUAGUUGCAACCAAACCAUGAUCUAGCAAAAAAACCCACAAGUUAAAAAUCCAAGAAAGAAGAAAGUGUUCAGCUUGACAAUGACCCUUUGUGGGUCGAAAUGCUGUUGUAACUGUGUUCCCAAAAAAUUUGCCUCGCUGAGCUUAGGAAUGCCUGAACCCUUUCUUCUUUCCUUAAAAGGAACACUACAGUCACCAGAACAACUACAGCUUAAUGGUGUCUAUAGUAUGUCCCUGCAAGCAUUUUAAUGUAAACACUGUCUUUUCAGAGGAAAGGCGGUGUUUACCUUGCUGCCUAGGGACACCCCCCAGUGGCAGCCACUCAGACGGCCACUGAAGGUGCUUUCCUGGGUCAGUGUUGCACAGUGCAGCAUGGUGGCGCUGAACGUUCCCCAUAGAGAUGCAUUGAUUCAAUCCAAAAAAGCAGUGGAUUGGCUGAGAUCAUCAAUUCUGAUAAUCUCAGCCAAGGAGGCAUAUCAGCGACGGCCAGCACUGCCGGACCCACAGGGGCUGGAUUAAAGGGGAGUUUUUAUCCUGUAACCAUCCAUACAUUUGUAUAAGGAUUUAAAUCCUCAGUCACUAGUCUCUGCGACUCUCUGAUUGGUAUAUACAUGAACUUUUCAUACUAUUUCAAUAAAAUGUGUACACCUGUAUUCAUCUGCAUAGAGCUGUAGUGUUUUUAUUGUAACAGAUCUUUUUAUAGUCACUUACCUCCCUUGUAUGUUUCAUACUAUUGCUACAAUGGGAUUUUGUAACUGAAACUAGAGUGUGAUUAGUGUGAUCAUGGAGUGAAUUACAUUAUUAUGUUAUUUAUGAAUUAACUAAAUUGUGUAUUUAAAGAUUUUUGUUUAUUUUCUUUGCAGACAGUAUUUGUUAAUAGGGAUGAAUAUCUUAGUAUAGCUUUAAAAUUAUUUAUUGAUUCUCAAUUAGAUGGAAUAAAAUAAAGAUUUUCAUAUAGCUUGUACCAUCCCUUUGCUCUCUUACUGGUUUGGUUUAUGAUUCAGCUGCUGCAGAAUGCUGAUAAUACUUCCAUUCUAUGAGGCGGUAAAUCUCAAUCAUUCAGUGGGCUUGCUAUGUGAAUCCAAUUAUUACGUUUGGAGGUUAAGCUGUUAGUUAAGAAUGUAAUCAAAUUUAAAACCUCCAUGGUCAUAUGAAUGCAUAAAUACUUUUGGGACUGAAUUAUUUCUACAAAAAAUAAGAAAACCCGUGGUUAUAAAAGUGCAAAAGAUAGUUUGUUUUGCUGUAUAACGUAAUUUAAAAGAUAAAAAUACAAUGAGGUUUGACUUGCAAAGUUAAAUUAUAGUGCAAAAAUCACAUAAAGGAGCUUGACACCACAAAGUGUGGAUAUUAUUAUUAUUACCAACAUAUGCAAACCUGAGUUUCCCAGUUCUAACCAGCCAAUAUUUUAACCUAUAUUAUUGCGUUCUCUUGCCUUGUACAUUACUUAAAAAGUAAAAUCUGAAUCUAGAUUCUUUUGUAUAGUUCUGUUUCUGUUUCCAAAACAUUGUUUUGCCCAAGACACCUCACUCUUUUUUUUUUCUCUCUUUUUUUUUUAUCAUUUAGUCCAUGGCUCGGCAAAUCCCAGACGCCAGAUUGCCAUGGGUGUUUGUCAAGCCAAAGGAGCAUGGAGUCGGCUGGCCAGGGGAGCAGAAAUCUUCCUUCAGUUCUUGCUCUUCUUCCUUGCACACCCUACUGUGUUACUGAAAGCUCAUACAUGACCUUACUUCGGCCUCUGCAUAAGUGCGCGAGAGAGCAGAGCAAGAAGAGCCUGAAGAUUACAGAAGCCCCAUUGGACCCCAGGGAAAUUAUCUACUCCAGCUCUGACAAAGUUAGGGAGGCUGGGUGGACAUAAAAAAUAAAUAAAAAACUAUUUGUGAGUGUGAGAGAAAGUGUGUGUGUGUUUGUCUGUGUGUCUGUCUGUCAGUGAGUGUAUCUAUUUGCUUAUGUUACCAGCCCCGCAUUGGUAAGGUGUUUCUACUCACCUUUUUUCCUAUGCCAUGCUGGUUUUGCCUUGGCUAGCCCUGCCUCCAUGGCUUUCCCAUAGGGGAGGCUAUUGUGCAUAUGCGACAAAACGUUGCGCCAAUCAGCAUUUCCUCUUAGAGAUGCAAUAAGUCAAUGCAUCUCUAUGCAGAGCAUUCAACACCUCCAUGCAGAGUGGAGACGCUGAAUGUAGGUGCCACACACUGUGCAGCACUGUGGACUAAGAAGCAACUCUAGUGGCCGUCUGAGAUGUUACUAGGCAGCAAUGUAAAGUGUUUACGUUGAAAAGUCUACAGGGAUAGGCUAUAGACACCAGAACCGCUACAUUAAGUUGUAGUGGUUCUGGUGAUUAUAGUGUCCCUUUAAGAAUUUUAUUUUUGUUGUUGAAAAUUAAACCUUAAUAGUUUUUUUGUUUUUUGAACUGGCUCCUAACUUUUUUUUUUUUGUGCUAAUUUUUCAAGCACUGAUACAGUCCCCUUCCUGUGUCUAGGACUGGAAAUGUGCAUUGUUCCUGAUGUUAGCUAUAAUGUUGACCUUUAUUUGGAGUCGUUAUUAGUAAGCUAUCUGUAAAAAUUGUAGAAGCAUUGUAUGCGGUUUUAUUAGACAUUGGAAGGCAAGAUUAUAUUGUAUCAACUUUCAUGGAGUCCUUUUGGGUACCGGUAUAUCACAGGGGUAAAAGUUACUUCUACUUUCUUCUGCUAGGACAAGCUCCAGAACUAUAUUGAUUCCAAUAUUUCAAACAACAAAAGGUUGUGCAUGUAGCAAGCACUCUAAUCGGUGGUGGGAUUAUGUUUUCUCAGUCAGAACAACCUCAACACAAGUAGAAAAAUAUUCUGAACCAAAAGUUACCUUAAGGGUUUAGUCUCCUGCGUCAUAUGUCCAGACUUCAAAGGUCUCUCCCUAGUCAAUUGUAUAUUUAAUGGGGCUUGUUUGGAGGACAAACCUUUCAUCUUUUCUCUAUGUCUGAGGUUUCUAACAGGAUGAAACAGGUUUAUGAUUGAAAAGUGAUGCAACAUAUAUGUUAUGUGAAUUAGUUAUGGGAUUACAGUAGUAGGAAUGUAUAUUGUCUGGUUGGCUAGCAGGAGCAAUAAUAAUAAUACAUUUAGUUUUUUUUGUUUGGUUUUUCUGAUUAUGAGAAGUCUGUUUAAAUCUUGGAGAACUGAGCCCCAAAGUACAGCAGGCAUAGUAUUAUCACUUUAAAAAAAAAAAACCUGUGUACAUGGAGGUUUAUCAAAUGUUUUUGUUGCAAUGGCUAAAUCUGGAGACAUACAGCUCAUGCUCUGCAUACCCACAUCUAAUCGCACUAUGGCUGCACUCAAAAAUCUUUAUAAAUUGCCUUUCUAUUGUUGCCUGUCCAAAGAGAUAUCCUUGAGUUCCGUUUGGAAUUUUGUGUGCAUGGCUUAUUCGUUCUUUGCACUUCUGAUUCAUUUCUUCUCAGGAGUCUAUUAAACAGCCACUAGAGGGCCUUCCUCUGCAGUCCUGCAAUGUUUGCAGGCCCAACUUUAGGCAUCUUCAUGCACAGCUUGGAGACUCAGAAGCCCUCUAUAGAGAUGCAUUGAUCUACUUCUUCUUAAUGAGGAGAUGUUGAUUAAAGCGGUGAUUGCUGGGUAUGCACUCUAGCCCUCAAUGCUCCCCUAUAAGGAAGCAUUGGAUAGACGGCUGAGAUCAUAUAAUUGAUGAUCUUAGUUAGGGCAGAGCGGCAGUCACAUAAAGAGAUUAGCGCUACAUGGAUAUGCUGGUUGCACAGAAUGCUACAAUAGUGAUUUAUUUGAAGGACAUACAAAGGUACAACAAACGUUUUGGGAUUCAACUCUUCAGCUAUUCAAGAACAGACUAUUAACUUGCUGCCUAAUGUAUUCCAACCCUUGACAGAGGUGCCAUUGUGAUUAUAUAAUCAAUGUUAUUCACUUCACUUGUCAGUGGUUUUAACCCCUUGACGACCGAUGACGGUUCAGGACCGUCAUCGGAAACAUCCCCUUGGGGACCGAUGACGGUCCUGAACCGUCAUAACGGUCUGGGGCUACUUACCUAAUCGCCAUCGGUCCCCCGGCGACGAUCAGCGCUCUUCCCAGUCCAGGGGGACUGCCUGUCUGCCCAGGCAGUCUCCCCGCGGCCACGUGAUCACUCGAUCACGUGGCUGCAAUAGGUGCCUGUGUAUCUGCCUGCAGGGGGACUGUCUGUGCUGACAGGCAGUCUCCCUGCAAGUGAAAAAUCCUAAAUAAAGUAAAAAAAAAAUCAAUCAGUGUAAAGAAAAUAAUAUGUAUAUAUAUCAAAUAUAUAAUGUCCUACUAAGUAUUUUUAUAUUUAUAUAUACGUAUAUUAAUAUAAAAAUACACUUAUAUUUAAAUUACACACGUGUAUAUAUACAAUAUAUAUAAUAACUAUAUAUAUUGUAUAGAUGAAUGAAAAAAGCCAGCACUCUGGGCCUUGUAAAUAAAAACUUCUCAGGUUUUAUUCCAACAGUCAACGUUUCACUUCUAAUAGAACUUUCUUCAGGACAUAAAAAAAUGUAUUAAAAAAUAUUGUGUGUAUAUAUAUAUAUAUAUAUAUAUAUAUAUAUAUGUAUAUGUAUAUAUAUAUAUAUAUAUGUGUGUAUAUAUAUAUAUAUAUAUAUAUAUAUGUGUGUAUAUAUAUAUAUAUAUAUUAUUAUAAAUUAUAAAUAAUAUGUUAAUAAAAAUAAAUAACAAAAAGUAAAAAUAAUUUUGUAUAAUAAAAAAAUUAUAUAUAUAUAUAUGUAAUUUUAUUCUAACAGUAUUUUGAUAUCAAUAUAUAUUUAUAUCAAAAUACACUUAGAAUGUAAUGAUAUAUAUAUCUAUGUAUAAAUAAAUAAAAAUAAUACAAAAUAAACAUAAGUCCAUAUACAUAAUUACAUAAAUAAUUUCAUAAAUAUACACAUAGUUGUCAAAUAUAUAAAUAUGUAUAUAUAUUAAAAUUCUACGUGCAUAUUUAUGUAAUAUUUUUACCUAAUUAAGUAAUUUUAAUGAUUGCAAUUUGAGGGACCUGCCUGCCAACCCAGGCCGAAAGUCCAGAGAAUUUAAUUUGCUAGCACUGUGUUUAACCCUGUAACUUUCUAUGACACCCUAAAACCUGUACAUGGGGGUAACUGUUUUACUCGGGAGACUUCGCUGAACACAAAUAUUAGUGUUUCAAAACAGUAAAACAUAUCACAGCGAUGAUAUUGUCAGUGAAAGUGACUUUUUUGCAUUUUUCACACACAAACGGCACUUUCACUGAUGAUAUUAUUGCUGUGAUACAUUUUACUGUUCUGAUACACUAAUAUUUGUGUUCAGCGAAGUCUCCUGAGUAUAACAGUACCCCACAUGUAGAGGUUUUAUAGUGUUUGUGAAAGUUACAGGGUCAAAUAUCAGGCUUGAUUUUACUUUUUUUUAUUAUUGAAAUUUGUCAGAUUGGUUAGGUUGCCUUUGAGAGCGUAUGGUAGCCCAGGAAUGAGAAUUACCCUCACGAUGGCAUACCAUUUACAAAAGAAGACAACCCAAGGUAUUGCAAAUUUUAGUAGCCACUUAAUUUUUAGUAGCCACUUAGUCACAAACACUGGGCAAAGUUAGCGUUGUUUGCAUUUUUAACACACAAACAAAUAUAAAUGCUGACUUUGGCCAGUGUUUGUGACUAGGUGGCUACGAAAAAAGACUGGACAUACCCUGGGUUGUCUACUUUAAAAAAAAUAUGUACAUGUGAGGUGUGAUUCAGGGAUUUAUGACAGAUAACGGUGUUACAAUGUCACUAUUGAUAAAUUUAAAAUAUAUAUAUAUUGAAACAGCAAUUUCCUACUUGCAUUUAUAGGCCUAUAACUUGCAAAGAAAAGCAAUAAAGCAGUUUUUAAACUCGGGACAACAUUUUUAAUCUAUUUAGCAGUUUUUUUCAUUAGCUUUUGUAGUAAAAGAUUUUUCAAGUAAAAGUCCAAAAACAUGUUUUUUUUUCUUCAAUUUUUCACCAUAUUUUAUUUAAUUUUUUUAAAUAAAAUAUAUGACAUGAUACAAAUAAUGGUAUGUAAAGAAAGCCCUUCUUGUCCUGAAAAAAACAAUAUAUAACUUGUAUGGGAACCGUAAAUGAGAGAGGAAAAUUACAACUAAACACAAACACCACAAAAGUGUCAAAACUGCUCUGGUCCUUAACGUACAACAUCGCAAAAACAGGCCGGUCCUUAAGGGGUUAAUGUUGUGGCUGAUCAGUGUAUGCUUUGUUUGGAAAGAUGUUACACAGAUAUAAUGGUUGCUAGAGGUUUGUUUAUGUGUUGCUGUCCCAGGUUCUGAAUAAUACUGUCCUUUAUGAAUAUGUGCCAUAGUUUCCAUAUUAAAUGUGCAACUCUACUAUGUCAAGUAAAUGGGUUUGACUAAUGAAUAUUCACAAUAUAUGAAUAAGUACCAAAGAAUAAAAUAAUUACUUAUAAUCCUAACAUAUGGGGGAUUUAUUCAUUAAUCGCUGAACUAUAGUUAAUUGAAAAUCGACUUACAUUAUUUAGACUACAGUCCUGAAGCUGUGACAAGAGUUGAAGUUUUUUAAAUCCGUAUUUUUUCACCAAAUUUUACCAUUUGGGUUUCAGCUCGCUACAGUUCAAUGUUUAGUAAAUACACCUCCAUAUCAUUAUCAGACAUGUAAUCUUUUUUUCCUAAUAUUUUUCUUAUUCCAGGAACACUUCACAAAUUGUUGAGAUGACUUACAAAAUGGAGAAAUAAAGUAAACAGAGUGCAGGUCAGGAGUCCGGAUACAAGUCACUGUAACCACCUAAUACGGAGCUCCAAUGAGGGGGUAACCCUCCAAAAUAUGUAGGUAAUAGGAGUGGGUGAUGUGUAGAGUCCCACAAGGGGAAACCAACAUCAGGAGACCUCCACUGUAUAAGAAAUGAGGCAGGCAGGCCCUACCUUUAAUCAAUCUAAUGAUUAAAAGGGAUAUGCAAACAAAAAUUAUAACUUGAAAAAAAGAUCUACUAAACGGUGCCCAGGGGAUCAAUUGUCUGGAGUACUAGCUAGCAUCUAAGUUCCAGUUCCCCUAGUGUCCGACUGACAGGAAGGUAGUGUAAACGAGGUUAGGGAAAGAGAAGAGGCACAGGGUCCCCAGAGAACAAGGGACCGGGUAAUCAGGUCUAAACGCAGAUGAAAAGCCUCACACAAAAAAAUAAAUAAUUAAAUAAAUCUCUCAAUUCACCCUAAACGUUACCUCGACACCGUGGUCUAACCACUAUUGUCUACCUGAACCAACUCUCCCUACUAAAGUUAUAAAUAAAUAAACACUUAAAAAUCAAUAACCAUAGUGGUAACAAAAAUAAAAAAGUGCUACCAAGUGCAGAGAUUAAAGAAAAAGAAAACACUCGACGCGCGUUUCAGCAUGUUCAAACGCCGUAGACAGGCUCCACGGUGUCGAGGUAACUUUUAGGGUGAAUCGAGAUGUUUAUUUAAUUUAUUUAUUUUUUUGUGUAGAUUACCCGGCCCCUUGUUCUCUGGGGACCCUGUGCCUCUUCUCUCUCUCUAACCUCGUUUACACUACCUUCCUGACAGUCGGACACUAGGGGAACUGGAACCGCUUAGUAGAUCUUUUGUUUGCAAAUCCCUUUUAAUCCUUAGAUUGAUUAAAGGUAGGGCCUCCCUUCCUCAUUUCUUAUACAGUGGAGCUCUCCUGAUGUUGGUUUCCCCUUGUGGGACUCUACACAUCACCUACUCCUAUUACCUGUUGAGAUGACUUGCCAACAAUCCGAUGAAUAAGAAUUGCUCAAUUGUAAAUGUAUAUGAUGAAUCAAGUAUCAUCAGUUUAUUUUUAUCCAUAGCAUUGGGAGAGAUCUUUCUCUCAUUCUCAGCAGCACAGUGAUUUAUUUAUUUUAUGUGAUGAAACUGUUUCAUGCCUGUAUUUAUUCAUUUAUUAUUGCCUUUUUCGUUUACAUGAAUUAUUGAAUGUCUUGUCCAACUAUCUAUCUGUAGUUUUUUGGCUAUUGAACAUAGUUUGUGGAGGUGAAGAAACUGAAACAAUGGUGGGUCUUCUUUAAAGGGACACUCUAGGCAUCAUAACAUUUCAUGUUAUCGUAGGUUAUGCUACCUAGAGUCUCCUGUUGCUGUCUUUUUCAAUCAGUUUGAGACUCAAUCAGGCUUUUACCUUGUGCAGUGAGCAUUUUCAGUCACUGGUAUGACUUGUUAUGGCUAAUGCAGAGUUACAACCCCUCCAUUGGGAGGGAAAGGCAUAGCCAAAGGCUCCUGGAAAUGCCUGUUCAUUCACUCUGUCAGCUUGCAGGUUUUGCAUUAAUCACUAAUCCUCUCUCUUUUGGUAUUAAUCACUAUAUGCUCGUUUUAAUUUUUUUUUAUAUUGUUACACAAAACUAUACAAAAGCAGGAACUACAUUUCAAUGGAUAGCUUAAUGUUUGACAGUGGGCAGGGCUUAAAGGAAAACUAUCACCUGAAAAUAAAUUUUGGCAGAACUAAUGAAUUAUAUAUGCGCAUUUAAAGGAACCAUUCUUUUUUUAAAGGUUGUCAAUGUGAAAUUUUGUGGAACGCGUCCCACUCCUUGUUGAGUUCCUACCUUUUUGCCACCAUGUCUGUCCACCUUUGAUCAUAUGCUCCCUUACCCCCAGCAGUGGUUAGCAGGUGGGGGCUAUAACUAAAAAACACGGGGGGACCUAGUGUUUCCCUUAGUCCAUACCCAUAGGCUCACUUGCAUUUUUUUUUUUUUUUGCUGUGGUGCAUUGUUUUUUUUUAUAUUUUUGUGGAAUUUUUUUUUUUUUUUACGAAUAAGGUUAUUUUCACUAGUAGUGUUGUGAAUUAUAGUCUGUCUGUGUGAACAGUGUCCGGAUUUUGCAGUCCGAAUGGCCCAUACUCAGCUGGAUGUUUUGCCCCUAUUUGGUAUUCGUACUUGUGCAUAAUCAUUACAUUUUUAAAUGGUCCACAGGCUAUUUUGACAACCCUGUUUUGUUGUGUUUUGUAACAUGUGCAGCAGGUUUACGUUUGUGUAAAGGACUAUGCUUACAAAUAAAACUAAAAUAAGGCAUCAAAAUAUUUUAUUAACUUAAGCAGAUAUUAAAUUAAAAAAAUAAUUUAGAGUUGCACAGUUGUAUUAGACUGUACCAAUAAAUAUUGCUCAAUAAAGGUAGCAGUAUAUAUUUAACCCCUUCCCGACCCAGGACGGUUCAGGACCGUCAUCGGCAUUUUUGGCUUGCCGACCGAUGACGGUCCUGAACCGUCCUAACGGUCUGAGUUGCUUACCUGAUCGCCGUCGUUCCCCCGGCGGCGAUCAGCGUUGCUCCCAUUGUGGAGAGACUGCCUGCAGCCCAGACAGUCUCCCCACACUGAAUUAGGACCCCUGUGGUCAUGUGAUCGCUCAACAGAGCGAUCACAUGGUCACAAUAGGUGUCCAUGUGUCUGCCUGCAGGGGGACUGCCUGUGCUGACAGACAGUCUCCCUGCAUGUGUAAAAUCAAUUAAAAAAAAUAAAGUUAGUGUUAAUUAAAAAAAUAAUAAUAAUUAUAUAUGUGUAUAUAUGAUAUAUAGCCAUAUAUUAUAUCUAUAUAAUAUAUGGCUAUAUAUCAUAUAUAUAUAUAUAUAAUGUCAUACUAAGUGUAUUUUUAUAUUGAUAUGUACUUAUAUUAAUAUAAAAAUACACUUAUAAUUAAAUUACACACGUAUAUAUAUAAUAUAUAUAAUAACUAUAUAUAUUGUAUAUAUAUAUUAUUAUAAAAUAUAAAUAAUAAGUAAUUUAAAUUAAAUAAAAUUUUUUUUAAAUAAUAAUAAAAAAUUUAAAAAAAAUUAUAUAGCUAUAUGAAAUUUUAUUCUAACUGUAUUUUAAAAUUAAUAUAUAUAUAUUUAUAUCAAAAUACACUUAGAAUGAAUUUGUAUAUAUAUCUAUGUAUAUAAAAAUAAAUAAAAAUAAUAAGAAAUAUACAUAUGUCCAUAUACAAAAUUACAUAAAUAAUUAUAUAAAUAUACACGUAGACUUCAAAUAUAUAAAUAUGCAUAUAUAUUUAAAUUCUACGUGCGUAUUUAUGUAAUAUUUUUACAUAAUUCAGUAAUUUUAUUGAUUGCAAUUUGAGGGACCUGCCUGCCAACCCAGGCCGAAAUUCCAGAGAAUUUAAUUUGCUAGCACUGUAUUUUACCCUGUAACGUUCUACGACACCCUAAAACCUGUACAUGGGGGGUACUGUUUUACUCGGGAGACUUCGCUGAACACAAAUAUUAGUGAUUCAAAACAGUAAAACAUAUCACAGCGAUGAUAUUGUCAGUGAAAGUUACUUUUUUUGCAUUUUUCACACACAAACAGCACUUUUACUGAUGAUAUAAUUGUUGUGAUACGUUUUCCAGUUUUUAAACACUAAUAUUUGUGUUCAGCGAUGUCUCCCGAGUAAAACAGUACCCCCCAUGUACAGGUUUUAUAGCAUUUUUGAAAGUUACAAGGUCAAAUAUAUGGGUCAAAUAUUUUACAUUGAAAAUGGCCAGGUUGGUUACGUUGCCUUUGAGAGCGUAUGGUAGCCCAGGAAUGAGAAUUACCCCCAUGAUGGCAUACCAUUUGCAAAAGAAGACAACCCAAGGUAUUGCAAAUGGGGUAUGUCCAGUCUUUUUUAGUAACCACUUGGUCACAAACACUGGCCAAAAUUAGCGUUCAAUUUAGUUUUUUUACUUUUUUCACACACAAACAAAUAUGAAUGCUUACUUUGGCCAGUGGCUACUAAAAAAGACUGGACAUACCCCAUAUUGAAUACCCUGGGUUGUCUACUUUAAAAAAAAUAUGUACAUGUGGGGUGUUACAAAAUUUAGAAUCUAUUUAGCAGUUUUUUUCAUUCGCUUUUGUAGAGGAGUAAAAGAUUUUUCAAGUAAAAGUCAAAAAACAUGUAUUUUUUUUUCAAUUUUUCAUCAGAUUUUUUUUUUUUUUUUAAAUUAAAAUACAUGAGAUUAUAUAAAUAAUGGUAUGUAAAGAAAGCCCAUUUUGUCCUGAAAAAAACAAUAUAUAAUUUGUAUGAGAACAGUAAAUGAGAAAGCGGAAAAUUACAGCCAAACACAAACACCACAAAAGUGUAAAAAUAUGCCUGGUCGCAAAUGUACAACAUCGCAAAAACAGUCCAGUCCUUAAGGGGUUAAACUGGUUCAUUGGGCUGGAAACCACAGUAAACAUCACAUGCUAAAUUAACUAUUUAUUCAGCUUUCAGUUAAAACAAUAAAUGAUUUUAAAAAGGAUUGCUCUUAUUAGAAUUUUCUAAAUGAUAUGUAGAUGCCAGAAAGCAUUCACUUCUCAUAGCUUCCUCGGUUGGCUGAUUAAAUUGUUAAUUUAGUACAAUCUGGUGUCUACUCUGAUUUCCAGCCCUAAAAGCUAUCUAAGGGGAGUGUCACACAACAAACUGACACAAUAAUGCUCAACUUAGAGCCAGGGAUUUAAAGGCUCUAUAUAAGGUGAGCUUAAUAUUAUAAGCCAGUUUACCAACUUUGCAAAGUCGAUACAUGCUAUACUAUUGGUGUGCCUUUCCUAUUUUUGUGUUUGAGCUUUGAAUCCAACAAGGAAGAUGCUGCCUUAAGGGCAUAAAGGUGUAUUCUACUGAGUAUUCUACUGAGCCAGUAUUUUCAGGCUCUUGCUAGUGUGAAUUUUGUUUAAAUUAUCCAUGCAAUACCAUCUGCACUAUAUAUUUCUUUCUUUUUAUUUGCAUGUUAUACCGGUAUAAGAAAGUUUUAACUAUUUAUGUAUAUGGUUUUUAAAACUCUCCAUUUCUGUAUAUACAUUUUUACUUCUAUCACACUUUCUUUUACCUGUUGAAUAUAGCAUAGACCCAUUUGAUUCGGGGACCCAGGAACUCAGGAAUUGAAUACUGUAUCUGUAUGUAUAAUACACAGGUUUUGCCCUUGGAAUUUUCAAACUGUUUUACUGCUUGUUCUGCUCAUACUUUGAGAAACCAGGAUUAUCAUCUUGGUUUCUGGGGUGGAAUUGUUCAAUGCUUUUCUGUUUAGCUAUAGAUCUCUUGCAGCUUACCAACAGAUACACCACAAUGUCCUUUGUAAUUUACAGUUUGUCUUUUUAAAUAGUCCUGUUCACCAACUCAAUGUAUUCAUAAACGAUUUACGUUUUAGAAGACAUCUUAUCUUAUCUUUGUUUAUUAAAGUACCACUGUAGGCACCCAGACCACUUCAGCUCAUCUAGGGUUAACCCUGCAGCUGUAAACAUAGCAGUUUCAGAGAAACUGCUAUGUUUACAAUAGGGUUAAUCCAGCCUCUAGUGGCUGUCUCAAUGACAGCCGCUAGAGGCGCUUCUCAAUGUGAAAAUCACAGUGAGAAGAUGCUGACGUCCAUAGGAAAGCAUUGAGAAAUGCUUUCCUAUGGACUGAUUGAAUGCGUGCGGCUCUUGCUGCGCAUGCGCAUUCAGUGCUGACGUCGGAAGAGGGAGGAAAGUUCCCCAGCGCAUAGGGAGCCCGGCGCUGGAGAAAGGUAAAAGUUUAACCCCUUCCUCCCCCUUCAGGAGUGGGACACUGAGGGUGGGGGGGGGGCUAUUAACACUAUAGUGCCAGGAAAACGAGUUUGUUUUCCUGGCACUAUAGUGGUCCUUUAAUUAUAUGGCCAGGAGACCACGCUGCUGGUUGGAUUUGUAUUAUCUGUUAUUGUAAUGGAAAAUAUGUUGGUUGUGUGGUGUUUUUCCCUGAGUUUAUGUGUGUUGUGUUGUUUGUUAAACACAGUUUUCCUAGCUACACUUGAGUAUUACAAAUCCACUUACAUGUUGAUAACAGUGACAUUCCAUCUGGAAUUUUAUGGACACCACGGCACAAAUUAAGAUUUGCAUAACAAGUAGUUUGUAGUGCUUGGCAGGAUAUUCUGUUACUUGUUCUUUUGGCAUCUAAUUCCUUAAUUACAGCAUGCUCGAAUACUUUAGGUAAUGGAGUACAGAUUUAUGUCAAUUACAAUAUUUCCUGAGAACCUCCGUUUUAAUGGUUGUGAAGAUGGAGCAUUCACUGGAAAUCUGUGGGAGAAAAUGAUGAAUCUUAACAUGCUCCAUUUAUUCAACUUCUAAGCUGGUACGUUUACAUGCAAAUAAGACAUGAGGUUUGGCGGACUGCUCUACCUGCUCUAGAAUGAUACAGGAUAAAAAGCUUUAAAGAGAUAUUAUAAGCGCCCAAACAACUUUAGCUUAAAGGACCACUAUAGUGCCAGGAAAACAAACUCGUUUUCCUGGCACUAUAGUGCCCCCACCCUCAGGGACCCCCUCCCGCCGGGCUCUAGGGUGAGGAAGGGGUUAAUCUUAGCUCUUUCUCCAGCGCCGGGCGGGGAGCUCUCCGCCUCCUCUUCGGCUAAAUGCGCAUGCGCGGCAAGAGCCGUGCACGCAUUCAGCCAGUCCAUAGGAAAGCAUUCACAAUGCUUUCCUAUGGACGCUGGCGUCUUCUCACUGUGAAAAUCACAGUGAGAAGCACGCAAGCGCCUCUAGCGGCUGUCAAUGAGACAGCCACUAGAGGCUGGAUUAACCCUAAUAUAAAAAUAGCAGUUUUUCUGAAACUGCUAUGUUUAUAGAAAAAAGGGUUAAACCUAGCUGGACCAGGCACCCAGACCACCUCAUUAAGCUGAAGUGGUCUGGGUGCCUAUAGUGGUCCUUUAAUGAAGUAGUUGUAAUGUAUACAUCAUGCCCCUGCAGUCUCACUGCGCAAUUCACUGUCAUUUACGAGUUAAAUCCCUUUUGUUUCUGUUUAUGCAGGCAUAGCCACACCUCCCCUGGCUGUGAUGCACACAGCCUGCAUUAAAAAAAUUGUUUCAUUUUUAACCAGCUCUUAUAAGACAGUGUGUGUACUUUAUAUGCUCUUAUCUUCUGCACUGUUAAUUGAACAGGGCCGGCCUUAAAGGACCACUAUAGUGCCAGGAAAUCAAACUCAUUUUCCUGGCACUAUAGGGUCAUUAGGUUCCCCGCACCAUUAGGGGCCCCCCUCCCACUCGGCUGAAGGGGUUAAAAAAUCCUUGUAUGUGCUACGGAAGUUUAACAGCUAAUAUAUCUCUCAGCUAUGUCUUCUGAGUAGUGAAAUACUCCCUUGUGAAUGUUUAAGGGGUAUAUAUGAGACACAGCUAUUUCAGUUUUUUUCCAAACUUUGAAUUUUGAUGCUGGGCCCAUUUUGGAGCACUUUAGUAGGUUUCUUGUUCAAACUAUCCCUUUAAAGGCUUACCAUUUCCUAAAUAAGACACCUAAAGGUAUCUUAAAUGCCAUAUUUUGAUCUUUAUCAUCAGGCCAUUGUUAUGUUAGUUUGUGCCAAGUGCAGUUGGAAUAAGUGCUUUUGUAACAUUCUGGAGCACUUCAGAAGGUUAUGUUUGUAAAUUACUCCACAAAGGCCGCAUCUAUUUUUAAAUAUAAGUAGCUCAUCAAUUCAAAUUAUGAACAAGACCAUACUAUUUUCUCUAGUCUAGGAACUCGUCUAUACAGAUGUUUUGGGAUUAUAUACAGGCUUUCAAAUUUCUGAUUUAAGUGGAAAAUUAGGGUCAAAUUGUAAACAAUUUGUCAUACUGUGGAUUACUUCUUGCAGACACUCGCUAUUAUCGUAAAAAAGUACUGUUCAGUGUUUUUUUUUUCUUUUAACCCCUGACUAACCUAAUACUAGAUUUCCCAAUUUCCCUCUAACGUCCAUUCACCCCAGCUAAGUAAAUCACUAAGUAAAUUACCAAUUUAAAAUGAAUAAAUUAAAUUAUUAAUAAAUUAAUAAAAUAACCCCUGAGUGUAAAAAACAAAAAAACAGAUCACAGUAUAGUACUGUGAUCUGUAUAAUGUUCACAUGGAGUGAUCAAUGGGUAGGAAAAGGGUUAAAGGUUUAAUUCUAAUUAUACAAUUUAAAGGACCACUAUAGUGCCAGGAAAACAUACUCAUUUUCCUGGCACUAUAGUGCCCUGAGGGUACCCCCACCCUCAGGGUCCCCCUCCCGCCGGGCUCUGGGGGAGGAAGGGGUUAAACGUACCUCUUUCUCCAGCGCCGGGCGGGGAGCUCUCCGCCUCCUCUCCUCCUCUUCGGCUGAAUGCGCAUGCACAGCAGGAGCAGCGCGCGCAUUCAGCCAGUCCAUAGGAAAGCAUUCACAAUGCUUUCCUAUAGACGCUGGUGUCUUCUCACUGUGAAAAUCACAGUGAGAAGCGCUGAAGCCCUCUAGCGGCUGUCAAUGAGAAAACCACUAGAGGCUGGAUUAACCCCAUUAUAAACAUAGCAGUUUCUUUGAAACUGCUAUGUUUAUUAAAAAAAAAAAAAAGGGGGGGUUAAACCUAGCUGGACCUGGCACCCACACCACUUCAUUAAGCUGAAGUGGUCUGGGUGCCUAUAGUGGUCCUUUAAUCACUAGCAGCACACAAAGUAACUCUCCAAUCCACCUCUCUGCUCUCUAGCAGCAAUUUUGCAUUAAUUUUAGUAAAUAAUGGAAUUAUUACGUCAUGGGUCUGCUUGGCACGGACUGCCAUGAUGGAAUAAUUCCGUCAUUGGUACUUAAGGGAUUAAUAAAGGAAUUGAGUUCUCUUUGUGAUAUUCCCAUUACAUGAUCUGCUAACAUUUCUUUUGCUUUAGUAAAUAAAUCCCUAAAUAUAAAUUUCUUCUACUUUGAUGGGCAAAUCCGAUAUUCAGUGAUCUAGUCGUUUUUUUUAUUUUGAUUGUUAUAUACAAGUACUGUAUAAUACACCUGUAUAUACAUUGGAUCAUACUGUUUUUAAGAGAGGUAUUACAAGAUAUAAAUAUUGACAUUCUCAUUUUGUUCAUUUUUUUUUUUUUGUGGUGUUGGAACCCUAGAAUACAAACAGAUUUCCACUACAUGUCAGUUAAGCAACAAUUGGAAACUAAAGGACAGUUAAUGGUAUUAAUAGUUAAGCGAUAUAGAAUGUAAGCUUCUUGGGCAACACCAUUUUCUGUCCUCUAUUUUGAAAUUAGUCAUGCAGAGAAAAAAGCAAAACAGUAACACAAACAAUAAAAAAAAAAAAGUUGAAAUAAAAUCAAGACAUUGUAUUACACUUGCUAGAUUUCUCAGUCAAGCAGCCUAUUCAGAAAUCACAUACAAUUUUUCAAAAACCUAAAAGCACUAAUAAUGUUUUAAUGUUUUCUCUUUCAUGUCCAGCUGCCUGCCUUGUUCUUGGGUGUAUGAUCUUUCCUGAUGGCUGGGACGCAGAUGAGGUUCGGCGUAUGUGCGGUGAAAAGACAGACAAAUAUUCUCUUGGUGCAUGUUCUGUGCGUUGGGCAUACAUCCUGGCUAUUAUUGGGAUACUAGAUGCCCUGAUCCUCUCGUUUCUUGCGUUUGUACUUGGCAACAGAUUGGACAGCUUAAUGGCAGAACAACUCAAGCUGGAAACUAAAGGUAGGACUCAUCCCCAGAGUCAUUACAUUUUUGUACAUGCCCUGAUAAUACACAACAAUAUGUUUGCAUAUUUUCUUCACUGGGAAAUUCUCUGAAAUGAGACAGCAGCUUUUAUGAUUUUUCCUCCAUAUAUAAUUAAUUUAAAGUCCAUUUCAUAUAAGUCAAGUGAAUACAAAACUCUGGAUACAUUAUGUUGUGCCUACAGUUUUGGAAUCAGUUCAUUUGCUUGUUUUUAGAUGUUUUGCUGCAUUUCAGUUUACCUGCUGUUAAAUGAAAUAUGCAGUGGGCAUUUUGGGCACCAAUCUAAACCACCUUCACUCUUCGCUAGUUUUCUGUACAUGCCACCUGGUCUAGUUACUGUGCCAUACCCCGAUAAAGCAAGUUUCAAAGGUUUGAAGAAUAAGACAUUUGAUGAUGUGCAUGCUGAAGAUUGCUUAGGACAAGAGACAGAAGAAUCUAGUAAAACUAUAUUUUUAUAAUAUCUUAAGUAUUCUGCUCUGUUUGAAAACAUGUGAGCAGAACAUACAGUGAUUUUACUACAUUCCAGUAUUUGAUUGACACUUUCUGUUGUCAGGUUUAAAUUGGCAGUAAAACCGCAUAGAAUGUGCAUUUCAUAAUAAAGGCAAUGUAUUUGCUUAUAGGUGUUCUAACGUGUACAAGUAAAUCCAACCUUGUAAACAUGUGCACUGAUUUAACACAUCAACACAUUUCCAACUGAAGAGGGCCCACAUUCAAAUACUGGUCCAAUUGAGAUUUUCCAUGCACUCUUUAUUGCACUUUUCCUGCUUUCCUUGUGAAUAUUACAACAUUUUUAAAUGGCAAAGGUAUUUGUUCUAACAGUUUGGGAUACUGUUAACCGACAGCAGUUUGUCAAAUCUGUUCUUUAUUUUCAAUCAGGAUCCCUAGUAUUAGCAUAUGGUAAUAAACAGCAGGUGGUUGUUUUGUUUUUACAUAAUAGACUUUUAUUACAUUUCAAAAUAUAAUAUAUUUGUACAUUUUAGUAUUGAUUAAAGAGCAAAUGUUAAUUCUUAAGCAGAGGUAUUUUCUUUAAUAACGGACUCAAUAUCAGCUGUUUGUGAUGUUUUUAUUUAAUCAUUUUUUUCAAUAAACCUUUAUUCCUUGAUUAGUUGCACUUCAUGUUUUUAUAUUAAGGAUAUUGUUAACCCCCCCAUAGAGGGUAUACACCUAGAAUGUAAACUACUUUGAGCAGGACCCCCCAAUUCCCUCUGUUCCUGUAUAUCCAACCAUUGUAGUAGUAAAGUUAAGAAGUCUCCAGCUUAAACGCUAGAAAACCAUUGCAUAUGCAAAUAGAAGAACAUUUGUCAUUUUAACCCCUUAAGGACACUUGACAUGUGUGACAUGUCAUGAUUCCCUUUUAUUCCAGAAGUUUGGUCCUUAAGGGGUUAAAGGCUAGAAAGAAAUGAAAUAGUCAUAUUUAUUUUAGCACAGAUUACUAGAACACUCUUACAUUGUUUUUGUUAGCUCAGCUAUACAUAAUACAUAACUUGCAGUCAUGUAACUAAUUUGUAAGGUAUUUGAGACAUAUUUCUUGAUGUUUUUUUAUUUUUACAUUUUUACACAUCACAUAUUUUCGUGCUCUCUAAACAACUGUAUUGAGAAGAGACACUGACGAGGCAGCAGACGAACUUAAGCUUAGCCCAACCCUACAAAAUCAUGAAAUAUAUUAACCCCUUAAAGACCAAGGCUCUUUUGAGAUGUGACAUGUUUAUGACCAAUGUGAAAUAAAAGAAACGGUCCAGGUAGAUUUAAUGAAGAUCAGUGCAUAUUACAAGCAGCAACAUUUUGACCUCCAAAUGAGGUCUUUAUCAAGCUUUAUUUAUUUGACUGUAAACACCCCACAAUUGUAUUCUGCUACUAAUGUCCUACAUGUAUAACUUAUCCCCUCAUCCAACCACUAAUCCUACCCUUAAUCCAACCCACAAUCUAACCCCUAAUCCAUACCAUAAUCCUAUCCAUAAUCAAUCUCCCAAUCCAUCCCCAAUCCCACAGCUUAAUUCCACCUUUUAAUUCUAUGUUAGGAUUCCUUCUGCUGACAUCAGUAAACACAAUGUAGUGUGUGAAUCAUACGUCUGAGUGUGAUCACUUAGCCUCUGUGAGUGUUGCACAUAUCUAAUUUCUCAGUCUCAGGCCACAAAUUGUGGCCUUAUAUUACAGACUAGACCUUUAUUUAUCAAAUUAUACCUGUGAUCCCUUUUUUAAGCUUCUGAUGGGCUGGAGGCAGACUCAUCACUACCAUGGAUGUGCGAUUACUAUUAGCACUGCACAUAGCUCAUCUAUCAGUCUGGGCCCACUAACCGUGGCCCUAAGGUAUCCAGUGAUACCUUGGACUCCUUGGUACCAACAGGGAUUUAACUCUAUGCCGUCAAGAGGUAUUAAAGUCUUGCACUGCACACCAUGUGAUGUAUACGUGGUUAAGAAACAUAACAGUGAAACAUUUAUUAACCCCUUAAAGACUGAGGCAGUUGUACAAGUUGUGAUCAAAAUAAAACGUAAACAAAACCUUGAAUUUGCGCUAUAUGUCUGUUCAAGUGUAAUUCACUUCUUUCAUAUUACCUGCACCCACACUUAUCAUUUAUAAUUUUGUUCAGGAGAAACAGGGCUUUCAUGUCACAUCAAAAAAUGUAUAUAUUAAACAUAAUUUAAUAUGAAUAAAAUAUUAAAAUUAUUGAGAAAUUAAGAAAUGUUAUAUUUUUUUGUUGUUGUUCUGUUAGCUGUUUCUGCAAUAUAGUACACAUAUUUGUAUUCAACGAUGUCUCACAAGUAACACAGUACCCACAAUGUACAAUGUAUGGUGUUUUGGAAAGUUACAGGGUCAAAUAUAGCACAUUACAUGUUUCUGUUUAUACACAUUGAAAUUUGCCAGACUGGUUAUGUUGCCUUUGAGACCAAAUGGUAGCCAGGAAUGAAAAUGAAUCUCAUGAUGGCAUACCAUUUGCAAAAGUAGACAACCCAAGGUAUUACAAAUGGGGUAUGUCCAGUAUUUUUAGAAGCCACUUAGUCACAAAUACUGGCCAAAAUUUGCGUUCAUAUUUUUGUGUGAAAAAUGCAAAAAAACUAAUUUGAACACUAAUUUUGGCAAGGGUUUGUAUAUUAUAUGUAUAAUUAUAUAUAUAAUUAACAUCAUUCUAAGUGUAUUUUAAUAUUAAUAUAUAUAAUUACAUAUAAAUUAAUAAAAUACACUUAGAAUAAUGGAUUGUGUAUGUGUAUAUAAAAGUACUUAGAUCAUAUAUAUACAUAUGCACUAUAUAUAUGAUCUAAGUACAUUUUAUGUACUUUAUUAACUUUCACUUACUUUUAAAAACUUUUUUGCAGGCAUUAGGGGGACAGCCUGAAAGUUCAGGCUGUCCCCCUGCAGGCACUGCUCAAGCCAGCUAUUCCGGCCAUGUGAUCACAUGGCCCGGUGAGGGCCAGAUUGGUCAGAGCAGGGCUGCCUGAGCUCCCAGGAUGACACCAGGAUCGUGACCGGGAUGGGAUAGGAUCGGCAGGGUAAGGUAAGUCCCCUGGACGGCUGGAACGUUCUAUGCCUUCCUCCGGCGUUUAGAACCACACCAAAAAGGACGUUAUAGAAUUCCCGCUGUCCUUAAGGGGUUAAAGAUAAAUAAUGCCAGCUUCAGGAACAUUCUCGUACAGGUUUAUAAUUCAAGCCCUGAAAUAGCAUUAUUAUGGUUAAAGGAACACUAUGGCGUUAGGAAUACAAACCUGUAUUCCUAAUGCUAUAGUGCCCCUCUCCCUAAAUUAUUAGUUCCCCCUCCCACUCUCUGGUGAGCAAAGAGUUAAAAUCCCUUUUUUCACUUACCCUUUUCCAGCGUCAAGGCUUCCUUGUCACCGGCUAGGUCUCCUCCCUCCACAACAUCAUAGUGGGAUCUAAUGCGCGGCUCUCACUCCUUUAGGCACCAGGAAUCAUCUCUAUUAGCUGUCUGGAAGACAGCCAUUAAAGGUGGACUUAACCCUGCAAUGUAAACAUUCUCAGAAACUGCAAUGUUUUACAUUGGAGGGCUAAACAGACAGGGGCACUGCAUCCAGACCAUUUAUUUGAGGUGAAGUGUUUUGGGUUCCUGUAGUGUCCCUUUAAUUGUUGUAUACCCUCUAUGAAUAUCAAAUCAUGUUUAAAAUAAGUAAAAAUUAGAUAUCCAGAAUAUGAUUUAAAAUGAAAAUCAGACUAGCCAAAAUAUCAUAUGUUGAUUUUUGCAAUGAAGAUAAAAACCAACAAUAUUACAUUUCUCAAAACAUUAUAAUUAAUAUUUUAAUCAAUAUGUAUAUAAAUAUAUUAUCUAGCAUUGACCUAUAACCUAGCCAGGCUCAAGAGUUAAUCUCUUGAAUUUAAAAAAGGAUAAGAAAAUAUAUAUUUGCAUGUCAAGGGCAUAACCCAAAUAGUUUGCUUAGAAAAAAAUAAGACAGCACUACAAAACUCACAUGUAUGACUAUAUACAGAAUGUAUCUUGGACCAACACCAAUCAAGAAUACCCACAAUGUGCAAUAAUCCCUAAAAGAGGCUUACACAGGCAGACAUAAAGAUUUACUUUGUCCCCAGGGAGCUGAGCAUUUACUAAAAGUACAAAGCAACCAGAGCUUACAAAUUAUAACAGAUGUCUGACAAAGUUUCAAAAUACAGGGACAGAAAUGUACAGUAUCCAGCAAGGGGGGAAUAAACAUUAAUAUGUGAUGGCAAAGGAUGAUCUAAUGUUUUGCUCCAUUACCAGAAAACAGGGCAAUGGUACUCCUCACAUCAUAACCACUACAGCCCAUUGAUGAUGAGUAUAACCCUUUAACGAUUUAGGCAUUUGACAGGUUAUUUCUGGUGUUGUUUGCCCAAGGUAACUGUAGACUCCAAUAUGUAACUGAGGUAUUAGGGCCGAUAGAAUCUAUGUUGAAUGCUGUCCUCAUUGAGUAGCUGGAGGUAUCUGUAGACUCCUUUUAGAGCCAAGGCAUUGUAGGCAACAAUGGAUUUUCUGUAUAACCCAUGUCUCAUUUGAUACAUGGGAUGUCAUAUUGGGUGUAAUUUGUCUUGGGUAACUGUAGGCUCUUAAUGGAGCUGAAGUAUCAGGGCUGAUAUUAUGUAAAUUGAAUCAUCAACUGGAGGUAUUUAUAAACUGUAUUUGGAAGCAGAGGGAUUGUAUGAUUUGUAUGAACUAGCUGGCAGCAGAUGAGGAACAAAUAUUAGGCACCUGAGAGGUCAUAUUGGCUGUAAUUAGCCUUUAGUAACUGCAGGCUCCAAAAGGAUCUGACUAAUGUAAUUUACACUAAAUACUUACCUGCAGUUAUUCUUUCCCCUGUAAAUAGUAGAUCAACUUGCCAUUGUUUUUUACAUUUCUGUUUUUGAAUUGCAAUACUUUAUCUGUAGAUAUAGGUAUAAUUUGUCAAUUGUGCUUACUUUGUACUUUUAGUAAAAUGCUCAGCUCCUUGGGGACGAAGUAAAUCUAUAUGUCUGUCCGAGUAAGCCUCAUUUAGUGAUUCUUGCACAUAGUGGGUAAUAUUGUUUGGUAUUGGUUCAACAAAAAAUAGCCAGAGCAAUGAGACAUCUAUAUAGCUAAACAGUGCACAAAAAGGACAGCGAAACAAUGCACAAAAGAACACACAGAUCUAUAGCAAAACAAUGCAAGGAGCAGAUAUUUGAAUAGGAAACAAUGCACAGUGCAUACACAACUCAGUAGCAAAAUAAUGCACAGAACGGAGGUACCACCCGAUAGUAAAAGAAAGCACUGAGCUGAAAGACAUUCCUAUCAUGAACCAACACCCAUACCAUAUAGAAUUAUGCCCAGAGCAGACAGACAUAUGAAUGUAGAAUUUUCAUUUUGGCUAUACACUGCUAUACAGACAUUUUCAUUAAUACCAGUGAGAAAUAGAGUGAUCGUAUUUCAAAAAUACAACAGAACUUCAUAAACUUGAUAUUAGCAUAUUCAAAGCAGCGAAAUAUUGAGUAACAGAACCUUACCACCGUAACAACACUAAUUUGCAUAACUAUAGCUUACUUGCAAUAAUGCUGCAUUUUCAUUAAAACUAUACACAACCAGUGUAUGACCACAGAACAUAUGGCGACUAUUUACCACAAGGCAUUUACACAUGUGGAUGUCUAUUUCUGGCUACCACUACCCUUGAAGGGUACUGUUGUGCGUAAUGCCAUAUUUAAUUGACCCUUAUUGUAAAACUGUGAUAAAAUGUGUUUUUAAUACCUGUGCCUGGAGACACCAUCACUACAUGUAGGGAUAGAAUGCAUGCACACAGUACUAAAGUGUUUACUUAUAUAUAUGUAACCGUAUUUCAUAUUGCUAGAUAUCUAUGUAGGAUAAUACAUACCCACUUGUAAAACCCAAAUCACAAGUACACUCAUAAACCCACCCAUACCCACAAAUCGCCACUGAUAUAUACAAAUUUAUAUAAGCACAUAGGUAUGAUUAAUAUAUACAUACAUCCACUUCUAUGGUGAGAAAAACAGACUGGGGAGAAGAAGAUUAGCGAUAUUAGAACAGCAGUAAACAUCCCAUCACUAGGUCAGCAGCACUGAUUCAAGUGAUCAGAGCCUGACCCAGAGGAACACCCACAAAAAAAAACAACUGAGUGUGUAUCAGAAGAUGCCAUUAUCAACCCUGUGUGACAUGGAAUAAGGGCAAAUAAACUGUAUGUCAGUGCUAUUCAUAACACACUAAACAAGGAGUGAACCCAGUGAGAUGUGAGGCAUGUGUCCCCCAGCGAGAAGUGCUUGGGAAGAAUCGCCAAAGAGGGGGGAUGGGUGGGGGAGAGCACUGGAUUGUGAAUAACACACCCCACAAUCACUUGUGGCCACAGAAGGAAGUGAACCCUGGAGACCAGUGUGACUGUGCAGUGAAUAACAAAUAUUAAUUCUGAAUGGCAAAACUGAAGUAAAAAUAAUAAUAAUCACAACUUGGCUAUUUUGCCUCAGCUUUGCAGUUUGUUUAGUGAUAUCAGUAGUCAUAACCAUGUCCCACAAUUUAGGUUAGCUCAUAUAGGUUGCAAAAUGCCUCUCACAACUCCUGGCUUACAGCCUUUUCAUACAUAGAUAUGCAAUUGUAUGUAUAUCUCAGUUUUGUAUCAGUCUUUCCAUAGGUUUUUAUUUUACUUUAUUUUUACAAAAAACAAUUUAAUUAGAUACAUUAAGGCAUAUUGAUUAUAUUUGUGUAAAUGCAUAAAAAACAGUUUAGAGACAAACUUCAUAUGAAAUCUUUUUGCCGCAGGGUUUAAAGGUGGGGUGUUAAAACGGGCAGAUGAAAGGGGCCUUUUAAUUCACAGUUCAGGAAACUAUAUUAAAAUUAAAGGUGUUGAUGUGGGAUAUCAUCACAAUCAAGCAGUUGUGGCAUGGAAUGAACUGACUGGUACUGACAUUUAGUUAUGCCCACUCACCUCCUGUGUCGCUGCUCAAACAGGCGUUCUAGGCAACCUUCUUAUGUUCCUCGUUGUAAACACAAAUAAUGUUAUCAGUACAUAAUAUUUUGAUUCUUCAAAUGUUUCCCACAUGAAAAAAAUAGAUUUUGAGAUACACAGAAAAAGAAAAAUGGAAGACAUAUUAUUGUGCAGGAUAAUAAAUAGUAAUAGAGUAUUUGUACAUACAAAAUAUGUUGUAUGUGAACUGAAAGGCCUUGUGUGAUCAUUUGUGUGAUUCUUCAUCCCUCUCCUAUAAAGUGUGCAGGUUUAAAAAUGAGAGAUAAUUAGAUAAUGAAAUAAAUAAAUACUUGUAUGGCCAGUGGGAUGUAGUUUGCUUACAGCUAGGGUUGCCAGAUCCACCAUGUUUUCAAGGACACAUAUUACAUAUACAUAUUGAUGGGGAGCACAUGAAAAGGAUUGCAUAGUUUUAUGUAGAAUUCAGAAGUAGGUGUACAAGAUUAAGUCAUUAGGCAGUGCAGAACAUUACGAAAAAGGAGAAAAUUAGCGCUCAACUGCCACACAAAUAAAUAAAGGAGGCAGCACUUCUCUGAGAGGAGUCCCCUAUAAUCCCCUGGCUAUUAAAAGACAAAAACAGAUAAAAAAGGAUAAGAGUGUGCCUAAAAUGUAUAAUAAAACAUAUACAGAGUGUAAAAUAAAAUAUCAGAUAAUAAAAGUAAGUAUAAAAUAAUAAGCAGCAAUAGUCCAAAACACUUAUGAAGAGUCCGUAAUGGUGGGUUCUUUUUGAGGAAACAGGGAAUCCUGAGGCGUCAGACGGAGUAGAAUCUUCACAAUGGUAUACUCGGAUCCAGUGAAGAAUAUAUGAAAGGGAAACAGAAACAGGAACUCCAAUGGUACAGUAUAUCAGCGAGAGUAAAAUUCUAAAAUAGUAAAAAUAGCCGUACUCACAAUUUUCAGAGCUAGGUCCUAGCUCUGAUAUUAUGCGCGUGAAGUGGAAUAAUCCCCAAUCAAGGAUAUGCAAAGUAGUAUUUGAUUGGAGAGUUCCUGGCCCAGGUUCAGUGUUCAAAUAGAUAUUGUUCGACCCAAAAUGAGAGAAUAAGAAUAUAGUGCUUUCUGUAUGUAAUUGAGCGUAAGGAUGUAAAGUAAAUUACUUACAUUCUAUAGAGCAGACUUGUACUGCUCGGUGUGAACGUUUGGGUGGUAUAAUCCCCAUCUAUGGAUUCUUUAGGUUCCUUGUGGAUGUAGGUCAGGUGCAGAAGUAAAAUGAAAUAAAGAAAAUAAAGAAAAAUGGCAAUAAAGUGAUAGUAAUAUCUAAACGCGUUUCACCUCAAAAGGCUUCUUCAAGUAGAUAAUAAUAAAAGCCCCUCCUAUAAAGUGUGCAGGUUUAAAAAUGAGAGAUAAUUAGAUAAUUAAAUAAAUAAAUACUUGUAUGGCCAGUGGGAUGUAGUUUGCUUACAGCUAGGGUUGCCAGAUCCACCAUGUUUUCAAGGACACAUAUAACAUAUACAUAUUGAUGGGGAGCACAUGAAAAGGAUUGCAUAGUUUUAUGUAGAAUUCAGAAGUAGGUGUACAAGAUUAAGUCAUUAGGCAGUGCAGAACAUUAUACAUACUGCAAAACAACCCUUUUCAUGCGUUUUCAUGAAUAUGACACAAUUAUACUUCAAGGUAGACCUCCGAGCUAUGACACCCAUGACUUGUAAUUAGGGAUUAUUCUAGUUUACAGUGAACGAAUAAUCAAAAUUUUAUUAAAGACAGGAGGCGAAUAUUUGCUUAUCUUUCUUUAUUGUAACUCCCAGCAGCAAAGAAAUAGUUAACAAUGUUGUAAAUUCAACCAAUCAUAACACAUCAUAGAACAAUAUAGUGCCACCAGACUCCUCCCACUUCCUCUUUCUUGGUGGUGCCGAUCAGUAGUAGAAUCAACCCUGUAAACUGGAAACAUUCAGAGGCUUUAACUCGUAGUGAAGUCAACCAUGUAAACGUGUAGUCGAGUAGAACAAGCUGAAAUUUUCACACUAGAAGAGAAACUUCGUGAAAGUAUGGUCUCUUGGACAAGAGAAAAACAUAAGUACGCAUUCUAAAAUGAUAGCAGAUUAUCUGGUAGGAUUUAAAGGACCUAACGGUACAAUGUGACGUAGGAUUAUAUCUUACUAGGCUAACCAAUCGUAUAUCUACACAUCAAAUUGCAAGAGAGUGUACAAUGCAAUAACCAUAGAACAGGAGACUUACCCUGAGGGUGGGUUCCAGAGUGAACGAAGGGAGGGAAAAUAUUUGCCUCCUGUCUUUAAUAAAAUUUCGAUUAUUCGUUCACUGUAAACUAAUAAUAAUCCCUAAAUUUAUGGCAAGACAGGAGGCUUCAUAUUUGCUGUUUUAACGCUCUUGAAUAAAGGAACAAGCCGCAUGUGGUGUUGGUUUAAAAUAAAAAGUGCAAAAGGUAGAUUCCCUUGACAAAUCUGCGGAGGUCAAAAUAUCCGCCAUGGAUGCGGCCGCUCCCCUAACGGAGUGAGCUCCGAAUGAUCUAUCAAUUCCUGCUUGGAUAAGCAACCAUCUUAUCCAACGUGCGAUCGUGGGGGAAGAGACCGGUUUGUGAGGUCUAACGUAAGAGACAAAAGGAGGUCCAGUAGGGGAAAGUAGAGAGAUAGUGUUCUCAAUGUAACAACGGGUACACAGGGCUACACAGAGAGACGGUCUGUCGGGAAAGUAGGGACCAAAGACUGAAGAGGAAUUCGUCUUAGUGCGUCUAGUAAUGGUAAAUCUGACACCGUCUGGUGCAAAGGUCACAGCAUGAGAGUCAAAGGCUUGAACGUCUGAAACUCUGCAGAAGGACACCAGGCACAGGAGCAGGGCCAAUUUCGCAGAGAGUUGGCGUAGGGAUAAGGCCUCGUUAGGUGGCCAGGAAUCCAACAGUGUGAAAACCUGAGAAAUAUCCCAGAAAUUAGAGUAUUUGGCAAUAGGUGGCCCGCGACAUGCCAAGCUCCCUUGAAACUGUCCAAGCUACUAGUUGAAGAUGGCCCUGUAGGGCGAGGGGAUGGUAAUCUCCCACUGGGUUCCUGAGGACUCGAAAGGAGCGAGGUAGUAGGAUGGGGUAGUCUAUUGAUAGUUCCAGGAGGGUGGGGAACCAGGUCUGAGCCCUCCAUAGUGGAGUGAUUAUUACUAUCCUGACCCUUUGCGCUUUGACCCGGUGAAGGGUCCGUUGAAUCAUCGAGAAGGGAGGGAAAGCAUAGGCUCCCUCCCGUGGCCAAGGUUGUAAAAAAGCGUCAAUUGCCAGAGAUAGAGGGUCUGGUAGCCAGCUGAAGAAAUCGUCUGUCUGACGAUUUAGACAAGAUGAAAAGAGGUCGAGUGUGAGGGGUCCCCGUAGGAGAUGAAUGUGGUGGAACAGGAGAGGGUCUAAUUUCCAGUCGCUGGCAUCUCUCCAAUGACGCGAAAACCAGUCCGCAACUAAGUUGUCGGAUCCUGGGAGAUAUUCCGCUCGAACGGACAGAUUCCUGUCCAGGCAGAAUUGGAACAGGUCCUUGGUGAGAUCGAACAGAAGUUUGGAUUCGGAUCCUCCGAGUCGGUUUACAUUCCGCACCACGGAGACGUUGUCCUUCCGUAGUAUCAGGGAGCAGUUGGAGGCGUCCUUGGCAAAGCUGCGGAUCGCUAAGGAAUCCAGCAAUGAGCUUGAGGCAAUUUAUGUGGAGCGCCUGUUCCGAUGGGGACCAAAGACCCCCUGUGGAGGUUUGGGCACACGUAGCACCCCAACCCAAGAGGCUUGCAUCGGAUUCCAGAAUAAAAUCGGGUUGAGAUCCGAAGAUCGCUUUCCCAUUCCAGGCUUCCAUGUUGCGAAGCCACCAGUGGAGUUCGAUGAUAACUUCGUCUGUCAGAGAUAUGAAUUGAUCGUAAGAGGUUGAGCGAUGCAAGUAGGAAGUUUUCAACCGUUGCAUUGCUCUGUAGUGUAAAGGCCCGGGAAAUAUAGCUUGGAUAGAUGCGGACAGGAGUCCAAGAAUGUGUGCAAGGUCGCGGAGCCGAGGUCGCUGUGAAGAAAGUAAUUUUUGGAUUUCUUUCUUUAUGUUUUUUAUUUUGGGGUAAGGCAGUUGUAAAGUUGCCUGAACGGAAUCUAUUUGAAAGCCCAGAAACUGGACUAUCUGAGAUGGUUCCAGAUCUGAUUUCUGGAAAUUUAGGACAAACCCAAGGUUUUGAAGGAGGGCAGAGGUCAUGUGCGUGUGUUUGCGAAGCAAAUGUUGGUCUUGGGCCAUAAUCAGGAUAUCGUCUAGAUACAUGAUGGAACGUAUUCCCUGAAAGCGGAGUAGUGCCAUGACCGGUUUCAUUAACUUGGUGAAACACCAAGGGGCGGAGCAAAGUCCGAAAGGAGGGCAGGUGAACUGCCAAAUUUCGCCUUGCCAGAGAAAUUGAAGGAACGCACGAUGACUUGGUGCGAUUGGGACCGUAAGGUAAGCAUCCUUGAGGUCGAAUCUGGAGAACCAGUCUCCCACGCAGAGUAGGUCCCUGAGAAGAUGGAUACCUUCCAUCUUGAAAUGGCGGUAUGUGACAAAUUGAUUCAGUUCUUUGAGGUUGAUAAUAGGACGGUGGUCUCCCGUCUUUUUCCGUACAAGAAAAAUGUUGCUGAGGAAAGUGUAAGGGAAAGGCGAAGGUUCGAUCGCCCCUUUGUCUAGUAGUUUGUGUAACUCUGAGUCUAAGGUUAGUAUGUCUGUUUUUGACAUCUCUAAAGGAGGGAGCCUUUGAAUGGGGUGUGUGAGAAAAUCUAUUUUGAAACCCCUGACUGUAUGGAGGAUCCAGUGAUCCUGAGAAAGUAGUUUCCACUGUUGGGAAAAAAAGUGUUAAUCGACCUGCAAUUGACACAUUUUUUAAAUAAGUAAGGUCCAUUACCUGAAGCAGUGCGUCCGCGCAGGGAUGCAGAACCACAUCCUCGAAUAGAGCCUCUGGAUCUAAAAAGCUGUCUGUGGUAGGGUCGCGUGGGUCCUGAGGACCAAUAGUCUGUGGGUCGAGGCCUGUAGCCUGCAAAGGCUGCUCUACUGGUAGCUCGGCCCCUGAAGCGACCAGCUCUCCCGGAAAAACUUUGAGUUUGGUAGCGGAAAACCCUGCGUAAUGAGGACUGGGCUUUAUUAAGUGUGGUAAAUACCGAGACAUGCUUGGAGAGGUGUCGCAUAAAACUGUCACCGAAUAGUAGACCAUCUGCUUCUGGUCCCAAUUCCUUAGAGCUUAAAUCUACCAAUUUGGCAUCAAUUUUAUAAAGUGCCGCUUUUCGUCUUUCUAUUGAAAUUGCCACGUUGGCAUUGCCCAAUAUGCAUAGAGCUCUCUGAGCCCAUUCUCUUAUAGUGUGUGGAUCGAAUUCACCGCUAGUGAGUGCAUCAUCUGCCAGGAUAAAAAUCUGGAUUAUAGGACCUGAAAUGUCCAGAAGCUUGUCUUGGGCUGCUUUCAACCCUUGUUCAGUACCCUUACGAGGGUCUUUGCCGGAUUUAGUUAAAAAGGUGACAAGCAUGGGGUCGAACUCAGGAGUAGAGGCAACUUUGCACAGAAUAGUAGGUCUUGGGCAUUCAGCCCUCAGUUUAUUUCUAAGUUCUUUCUCGAGGGGCUUGCGAAGCCACAUUUUGCAGUAACUGGCAAUGUGAUCAGGAGGGGCCCAUUCUACAGAUCAUGAGUGACGAAUAACCCUUGGAUCAAAAAAGGGAAGGCCUGAAGCAUCCAGGAGGGUGUCUGAGGCAGGCUCUUUAGAUGAAGGGGCACCCUUAGCAUCCUGAACAUGAAAAGUUUCCUUAACAAACUCUGAUGUUGAGGAAUCCUGGGGCACAUUCACCGUAGGAUCCUCAUCAGAGUAGGUGGUGUCAUAGUCGUUUAAAAUAUGACCAGCUAGUCGGGAGGUAGAGCUCUCUAGAGGGUCUGUCGGAUUCUGCAUAGUAAAUGGUUGGGAAUGUUUGAGAAUUUUUGCAGGAGCUUUGCCUUUGCCCGCAGUAGAGCUAUUCCCUUUCCAGGGUCGUUUGCACGGGGCACUUUCUUGGUCUGAAAGGUGGGAAUCCUCUGAGUCAGAGGGUUGGUGUGUAGAGGGAUGAACCUCUGUAGUAGAUUGCUCAUGAUAAGCUGCCAGAGCCUUGGGAAUGGACUCCGCAAUAGUGGCAAACAGCCAAUCCCGAAGUUCUGCAGAAAUUGCAGGGUCUUGGUGUUCCGACAUAAUGUUUAUUAGGGAAAUGACAAUGGAGGCAGAUGAACAACUACAGGUAGGUGUAGUAAAAUUAUAAGGCAGGGUUGGCAAAUGAAGAGAUAAGGCAACUCAACUAGAAUAAUGAAGAGGUGGGGGUCACCCACAUGAAUUGAGAAUCAGUGGGGGUCACCCACAAUUAUUAGGCACAAUCAAAAUAGGGGGUCACCCUUUAACAAAUGGUAAACAGCAACUUAGUACGAAUAUAUAGUAUAUAUAUAUAUAGAUAUAAGAAAGCCAAUGAGGUGGGGUUACCCACUAUAGAGGACCCUGGUGAUAAUCACCGGUACAAUACAGAAAUUUAUGUAGAACUAAAGUGGGGGUCACCCACAAAUAAACAAAGUGGUAUCAGCCACACUUUUUUUAAAUAUUAUAGGCAAUAGUUAUGGUGGGGUUAUGUAGAAAUAAAGUGGGGAUCACCCACAAAAUAAGCAGGGUGGUGUCAGCCACACAAAAUAUUAUUGGCAGUAGUUCUGGUGGGGGUCACCCACAGAAGAAAAAAGGUGGUGUCAGCCACACAACAAUUUUUAAUAAAGGUAAUUUAUACAGUGGAGUAUAAAUAUGUAAUACAAAGGGGGGUCACCCAAACAGUUUAGCAGGCAGGACUUGGCUAGCAGCAAAAAAACCUGCAAGGAUAAAGAAGAAAUUAUGAUCAGUAUUCUGAUCUUCAGUGGCAAAUCCUUAAUACAUGGGCCAAUUAAUAAUUAACUUACCUUCCUGUAGAGGAAUGUAGUAGUGCCCACAGAAUUAAUAAUCCGGUCAGGGGCCGCGGGUAAAAGACGCGAGUGCCGCGAUUAGAAAAUGGCCGCCGCGAGUAAAAGGGGCGGUGCGGUCGUUAGGCGGGAAGAGGGUGAUGAAAAGGGCGCGAAGGUUGUACCAGGAGAAAACGGUCCCCUGGGAAAUGGAGUCCGUUGCACAGAUUCUCCUGACGGGAGGGGGGGAGGGAAGGGAAAGCCCGAUGGGCUGUUUCUGUUUGCGGCUGAAACUCUGACACAAUUAAAGGUAUAAGCCACUUAAAUGAUUAAUAUAAAGAAGGAUGUAAAUCACUCGAAUAAAGGAAAACAUUGAACAGGUGAAAUAAAACAAAAAGGUUUUUAAAAGGUUCUUAAAAGGAAAUUACCCUAAGGAUAAGCUGAAACUGUUAUUAGAGCUAUCUCAGGAUAGGAUUAACAGAUAAAAAUCAUCAAAUAAUCUAAGACAAUGUAAAAUUUCAAAUAAUGAGGCUAGGCAACGUAAUUAGAAUAGACUCACCUGGGAGGCAAGUAGCAAAGAAAGAGGAAGUGGGAGGAGUCUGGUGGCACUAUAUUGUUCUAUCAUGUGUUAUGAUUGGUUGAAUUUUUUUACAACAUUGUUAACUAUUUCUUUGCUGCUGGGAGUUACAGUAAAGAAAGAUAAGCAAAUAUGAAGCCUCCUGUCUUGCCAUAAAAUUCCUUGCUCUCAUACUGUACCUUAACGUUGAGCACACAUGCUCAGUGUAUUCACCUUUAUCCAUGCACUUCUCAAUGCUCUUUCAUGAGAAGCAUUGGAUUGAAAUAUGAUCCUGGAGACACGCCUCCAGGAUGACAUCAUGCUAGAAGGAGGCCGCAGCAGCACAAAGAGUCAGUGGCAAAUCCCCCCCUACUACAACACACCGGGCCCCUUUAAAUUUUGCAGAGACUGAACCCCUCCCAAGAAGAGAUUACUGGGAGGAAGUGACUAACUAUCUGUUACUUUCUCCCAGCUUACUGACCGCACGAGCUGGGAGGACUGAAUAAACUAUGAGAGAGGAGGAAGGAGGAGAAAGAGCUCUGCAGGCAGACUCCCAACCCAUCAUCCUCAACCAGCCCAAGGAGUUCACCUCCCUGCAGCUAACGGUAUGGAAGCAGGGGGUUGAUAUAUCAAUUGCAAUUUGUGUGUCAGUGUGUAUGUUUAGGUAUGUGUUUCUGUGUGUGUGUCAAUGUGUAUGUAUGUGUGUCUGUAUCUGUGUGUGUGCCAAUUUUUAUGUAUGAGUGUCUGUAUCUGUGUAGAUAUGUGUGUCAGUAUGUGUAUCUGUGUAGGUAUGUGUGCCAGUUUGUGUGUAUAUAUAGGUAUGUGUGCCAGUGUGUGUAUGUAUAAAUCUCUGUGUGUAUCUGUGUGUGCCACUGUGUAUAUGUGUAGGUGUGUGUUUGUGUGUGUAUCUGUGUGUCUGCAUCUGUGUUCCAGUGUAUGUGUGUGUCUUUGUGCAUGUGCCAGUGUGUUUGUGUAGAUGUGUGUGUGUAUCUGUAUGAGUGUGUGUGUGUAUUUGUGUGUCUGCCUCUGUGUUCCAGUGUGUAUCUGUGUGUGUAUGUGUGCAUGUGCCAUUGUGUGUAGGUGUGUGUGUGUGUGUGUGAGACAAUGUGUGUAUGUAAAGGUGUGUGUAUGUGUGCCUGUGUUGGUUCAUGUUUUUAUCUAUGUGUGUGUGUAUGCCAGUGUAUGUCUGGCAUCCAAUUAGAGCCCCAUCCCUCCAUUAUAAUCCCCUAACCCCAACUCAUCCCCCUAUGCUCCACUACAGCCCCCUAACCCGUUAAUUACAGCCCCAAUUCCCCCACUGCAGACCCUAGACCCCUACACUAGAGUCCCCUGUCCCCUACACUACAGCCCCCCAGUGCCCCUCCCAAGAUUUGAUUCUGGAUCCGCCCUCUGCAAAGAGUCACCCGUCGAAGGAGAGAAUGUUAGUAAAAUCAUUUUGAUUUGAUUUGGGGGGGCUCAAACUAACAAAGGACAAAAAUGUAGAAGAAAUGCGUAGACAAGAAAUAGACUUUGGAGUAUGCUUCAGUCAUUCGACUGGCUCAGGACCAAGAAUGAGGGACCGGUAACUUGUAGAUAUGAAUCAGUCACCUAAUGCUUAACCUGGUUAUUAGUGUUACUGUUAAGUAGGCGCCUGCCCUGAUGUAGACCAUAAGCUGUCACCACCGUCCCUCGGACCCAGCCACCUAUUGUGUGGAAGUCCUUCCCUUCAUGGGGUCGGAAGAGGAAGCCAACUAGCCGGCGUUCAGACUUCUGUAUUCGUUGUCUCUGCUUCUCCAUGUCCACGUGAGUGUGUUGUGGCCUCAUUCUGCCCCAACAACAUCUUGCUGCAAGCCCAAACACACUGCGCCUGUAAACCUCUUGCUAUCUCGAUUAGCCUCUUCUAUAGGGACCGGUAUAACCCACACAGUUCCAAGGGAGGAGGAGACAGAAACUCAUGCGUCAGUGAUCAGUGGUCUGGCAGACACUUCCACUAUGUCUUCUCCAGGCAAUCCUUGGAACUGCAGUCCCCCGUAGAUAGGGCCAGACCCAUUUCUAUCAGUGUAGAAUGGUGCACAGUCUCUGUGUCAACUCGCAAGUUCACCACCGAGUUGGAGUUACAGCCGUUAAGUAUCGAGAUGAAGAGCCGUUUUAGUUUCUCCGGGGAACUAUAACAGCAUCUGUCUUCUCGACAUAGUGGUUAGGCCAUGCGCUACUCAGAGCUAUUUUUAAAUGUAAUAACCAUUUCAGCAAGUUUUGAAAGGAAAUAGAUUUUGUUAAAUUAAGUAUAUGUUAAAAUAAAAAAAGAGAGAGAAAAAGUAAUCCCUACCUUAGUAUAAGACAGGAUCCUAUAAAUGCACCUUGGGUCAGACAUUGUUUGAAAUUGACAGUCGAUCUAACAAAGCUGCUGUUCUGGGAGACAUUGAACAUUGAAGACCACAGAGACUAUAUAGGGGUUUUCAAACAACAGUGUGACCCAACGUGCAUGUAUAUGGCUGAAGGAUCCUGUAAUAUACUAAAGGUAUAGAUGAAUUUUCCUAUAUAUUCCUAUAGUUUGAAACGUGUAUUCCUGUAGCUGUGAAAACACCUUUUAGGUUCCAGACCCCUUUUUCUCUGAAAAUGCAGUGUUUACAUAAAAAUGUCUGCAGGGACAUUACACACACCAGAACUAAAUUUAAGUGUAGUUGUUCUGGUGACUAUAGUGUCCCUUUAACAAAAUAUCUAUUUUCUUUCAAAACUUAAUGGAAGGAUUAUUAUAUUAAAAAUAGUUUUCAGGUGACAGUUGUCCUUUAAAUAAAAAUAAUCUUUAGAGAUAUUUUUCCUCCAAAAGCAUAUUAUGAAGAUCAGAUUUAAUUAAUACAUUUAUAGAUUUUUAUUUUAAUUUUUUGAUAUUUUUUUUUUAAUCAUUGAUUUCUAUUCACCGUGCUUACAAUCCUGGGUCUCUUUUGAUCCCCCAAUUAAUUUAAUAUGCCCUGUAUAGGAGCACAAGAGCAGUAAUGCUCCCUCACCUUGAAUGACAACAUACACUGUUCACCCACAAUAUUAAAACCAUUGACAGGUGAGGUGAAUAACAUUGAAUAUUUCGUUACAAUGGCAUCUGUUAAGGAGUGGGAUUUAUUAGGCAGCAAAUGAACAGUCAGAUCUUAAAUUUCAUGUUUCAGAAGCAGAAAAAAUGCAAAAUGAUUUAAGUGAUUUUGACAAGGGCCAAAUAGUGAUCACUAGACAGAGUCAGAGCACCUCCAAAACGGCAAGUCUUGUGGGAUGUUCCCGGUAUGCAGUGGUUAGUGCCUACUAAAAGUGGCACAAGGAAGGACAACUGGUGAACGGGCAUCAGUCAUGAGUGCCCAAAGCUCAUUGAUGUGCGUGGGGAUCGAAGGCUAGCCCGUCUGGUCCGAUCACACAGAAGAGCUACCAUAGCUCAAAUUGCUGAAAAUGUAAUGCUGAGCUUGAUAGAAAGGUGUCAGAACACACAGGGCAUCUCAGUUUGUCGAGUAUGGAGGUGCGUAGUCGCAGACCAGUCAUGGUGCACAUGAUGCCCCCUAUCUAUUGCCAAAAGCACCUUCAAUGGAGUCAGAACUGGACCAUGGAGCAAUGGAAUAAGGUUGCUUGGUCUGAUGAAUCUUGUUUUCUUUUUUGAUCAGAUGGAUGGCUGGGUGCAUGUGCGUUCUUAAAGGGACACUAUAGUCACCAGAACAAUUACAGCUUAUUGAAUUUGUUCUGGUGAGUAGAAUCAUUCCUUUCAGGCUUUUUGCUGUAAGCAUUGUCUUUUCAAGGAAAAUGCAGUGUUUACAUUACAGGCUAGUGAUAACUUCACUGACCACUCCUCAGAUGGCUGUUAGAGAUCCUUCCUGGGUCAUGGCUGCCUAAAAUGCAUCCAAACAUUCAGUGUCUCCUCCCUCUGCAUGCAGACACUGAACUUUCCUAAUAGAGAUUCAUUGAUUCAAUUCAUCUCUAUGAGGAGAUGCUGAUUGGCCAGGGCUGUGUUUGAAUCAUGCUGGCUCUGCCCCUGAUCUGCCUCCUUGUCAGUCUCAGCCAAUCCUAUGGAGAAGCACUGUGAUUGGAUCAGGCUACCACUUCUGAUGAUGUCAGCAGACAGCUUUUUUUUCGGAGGCAGACAGGGCAGAGCAGGCAACUUCAGGCUUGAAUACAGUAAGAUUUUUACUAUAUUUAUGGAGUCAUGAGAGGCCCAGGGGGGCUAGAUUGUAGUUUUAACACUAAAGGGUCAGGAAUACAUGUUUGUGUUCCUGACCCUAUAGUGAUCCUUUAACUAUGGAAGAGAUGGCAGCAGGAUGCAUUAUGGAAAGAAGACAGGACAGCGGAUGUAGUAUUAUGCUCUGUGUAAUGUUCCACACUGCAAAAAAAUGUUCAAGGAGGCACAUGCCAAAAAGUUCAAGGUGUUUCCUUGGGUUCCAAAUUCCCCAUACGAUAAUCCAUUGAGCAUCUGUGGGAUGUGCUGGAACAACAAAUCCGAUCCAUGGAGGCCCCACCUCACAACUUGCAGGACUUAAAGGAUCUGCUGCUAAUUUCUUGGUGCCAGGUACCACAGGACAUGUUGAGAUAUCUCGUUGAGCCUAUGCCUUGAUCAGGGCCGGAUUAACAUAGGGGCUGAUGGAGCUGCAGCUUCAGGCCCAGGGCCAUGGAAUAGGCCCAUUGAUUUUGGGGGGAUCUUUUUUUUACACAUUACUCUUAGGGUUGCCACCUGGAUGGUAUUUUAUGGUAUAUUUUUAUGUAUAAACAGAGAUUACUCUGCAAUAUCUGCGCCGGCCAGUAGGGGUCACUGUGUGUGGAGAGAGGCAGGGAUAGGUAGUUACAGCAUAUCCCUGCGUCUCUCCAAACACUGAUCCAUGGGGGAGCAGCUACACAGCACAGAGAGUCCAGACAGCAGCUCCCAGCCUGCAGAGACAACCUACAGCUCAGGGAAGUGAGGGAUGGGGUAAAGGCUGCAGGGAGACAUGGGGACACUGGGAGAAACUAGGGGACACUGGGUGACCUGGGAACACUGAGACACUUGGGGACACUGGGAGACAUGGGGCACUGAGACACAUGGGGCACUGAAACAUUGUGAUACAUUGGGACACUGUGAUACAUAGAAGACAUGAGGGGACACAUGGGGCACUGAAACACUUUGAUACAUAGGGGACACAUACACUAGGGGAUACUGGGAGACAUGGGGACACUGAGACACUGUCCCUAGCAUCUGUGUCACCAUGUCUGCUAAUGUCUCCAAGUCUCUGUGUCCCUAGUGUCUCAGUGUCCGCAUGUCUCCCACUGUCCCUAUGGCUCAGUGUCCCCUAGUGUCAAAAUGUCUCACAGUGUUACCAUGUCUCUUAAGUGUCCCCUAGUGUCCAAGUGACACUGGGCAACAUGGGGAAACGAGGGGGCACUGAGACAUUGUGAUACAUAGGGGACAUGAGGAGACACUGGGACACAUGGGGCACUGAAACACAUAGGGAACAUAGAAACUAGGGGAUACUGGGAGACAUGAGGACACUGGAAGACUAGGGGACACUAAGACACAGGGAGACACUGGUAACAAUCCAUCUUUUAUUCAGCAGAAUAAAUGUGAGUAGUUUUUUGGUGAUUUUACAGAAUUUUCUCUUAGGUCACUCCUCUGCGUGCUAGUAAGGAGGUUAGGAGCAGACCAGCGAGUGCUAGGGCACAGUCCUUAGAAAUCGUGGAGCGAACUCAUCGUUAGACACAUUUAUGCUAAGCUCAGGGUGCUGUCUGCAUAGUUUGCCCUUAGUUGGCCAGCCUGCAUGAUUGGCAGGCAGCCUGACAUGCAUUCAUGCCAGGCUGGCCUUCCAAUUCAUUAGGCAGACACGCCCGCUUUGAGCAACUGUGAAAGUGUCCCCCUUCCCAUUUUUUCUAUAGUCACUUUUUUCAUUUGUGAUUCUCUUUCCUUAUCUGAUGCCCUCUUCCAUAAUCUUGUUGCACCCUAUAUAACGCUCUCCUUUUCUCGUAGCAAUUCUGAGAAAUAAUUUUUCCACUAUUCUCACGAAAUGAAUAUGUAAAUAAGAAUAAACAAACAUGUUAGCCUGCAUUUGUGCAGACACUCUUAGUAACACAGAUUUUAAACACAGAUUUUUAAAAAAUUUUUUUUUUUUUUUCAAAAAGGGCCAAGGUCCUAUGAUUUGCGCAAGUCUUUUCACAUCUUACCCGUGAAUCACUUUCCUUCAUCUUCAAUUUCUGCGCAGAGGUAGAUUCUCUGUCCUAUAUUAUUCAAAGCUGAAUUCAGCAACCACUGAAUAUAGACACAUGACUGAGUGCUUUCACUGUAGCUACAGUGCUGACCAUUUAGGUAAUAGCUUAUCAUCUCCAAAGCCAGUCCAUAGUGCAGUAGCCAUUGCAAAAAUGGUCCUGCAGUUAUAACAAAAGUCUGGCUUUCUUUCUUUUUUUUACAUGCAUAGAAGCAAAAUUCUAUAUUGCAUUGCUAUGGCAACCUGGCUCCAAGAAUUCGUCAAGCCCCUUGACUAAACAGAAUUGUAUGUGUGUGUGUAUAUAUGUAUAUAUAUAUGUGUAUAUAUAUAUAUAUAUAUGUGUAUAUAUAUAUAUAUAUAAAAUGUAUAAAGUCCUUGCACUCACGCUUUAGUGAACUGGUAACCGGGUGCUUGAAAUCCAGGAAAAUUCUAAUAUAUUUAGAUAGUGAUCAGCACUCUCGGAUUUUUGAAGGUUUAAAACUUACAGUUUAUUAAUCAUCCAUUAAAAAAAAAAAAAGAUCAACGUUUCACUCCCAGCAGGGACUUUCAUCAGAAUCAGGCAUAUACACAUACAUACAGUCAUGGGAAAAUGAAAAUACUCCCUCUUUGAAUUCUAUGGUUUUACAUAUCAUGACAUAAUAACAAUCAUCUGUUCCUUAGCAGGUCCUAAAAUUAGGUAUAUACAACCUCAGAUUAACAACAACACAGGACAUAUUACACCUUAUUUAUUUAACAAAAAUAAAGCCACAAUUGAGAAGCCAUUACUUAUUUAUUUUUUAUAUUUUGCUUUUCUCUAUAAAGGAAAGGAGAGAAGUCACAUCUUUGAAAACGGGCUCUACCACGUAAAAAGCAGCUACUCACCAAAAUGCUCCAUAGAAUCCACAAUCAGGAAAUUAAUAGUCCUUUAGUUUGAAGGACGUCCCCAAGUACCAUAACCACUACAGUGUGCUGUGAUGAUUUGUAAUAAUUCUGUUUGACUUUGUACCUAGAGUCUACAUACACUACUUUCCAGCUCUCUGUUUCCUCUCUGAGACCUGGAAGCUCUGAGCUAAGCCCAACAGUGCAGCUGAUCAAUCGCAGACGACGAGAAGCAAACAGACAAUUUGGAGGCUUUCAAGUCUUUCUCAACUAGAAUUGUAGUUCAAAGCAGAAGGUGAUGCUUAAUAGAGAAGUGUUGUUUUUAAAUGGACCCUAUAGGCACCCAGACCACAUCAGCUCAUUUAGUGGUCUGGCUGCAAUGUUCCAUGUCCCUUAACCCUACAGUGGUGAUUAUUGCAGUUUCUGAGAAACUGUAAUAAUUACCUCUCAGGGUUAACUCUACCUCUAGUAGCUAUCUACCAGACUUCUGGGUGCUUAGACAACUUAAACGUUAUGCAUGAGGACUUCCAGCGUCACCGGAAUCCCCAUAGGAAAGCAUUGAUUAAUGCUUUCCUAUGGGGAAAUCUUAAUGCGAGCGCAGCCAUUGGCGCACAUGCGCAUUAGGUCUCCCCGCUGGCGGAUGUCAACGGGAGGAGCGUGGACGGAGGGACAUCAGCACUGGAUUCAGGUAAGUGACUGAAGGGGUUUUAAGCCCUUCAGCGCCACGGGAGGGGGGUUGCGAGGGAAGGGGGUACUGUAGGAACCUAUCGUGCCAGGAAAACGUUUUUGUUUUCCUGGUACUAUAGAAUACCUUCAGGCGUGGUAAUUGCUGUGCAUAUGAAUCUGAUUGGAUAGAAGUCAUCAGAACUUAACUGUUUUAAUAGUGAAAUGGGGGCCCAAAACAUUGCAAAGAAUACUUUUGUAUUUAUUUUUUUUGUGCAUUGACAAAAUCACAUAUAAAUGUAGACAUGGCAUUAUGAAGAGAGGAGAAAAAAUAAAAUAUUACACGUCUAGUACAUUGCUAUGCCACUAAAGGGUCAAAUGAACAAAAGAGAGGUAAUGGUUAUAUUCGUUCAGCCUACUCUAGCCUCUGUGAAAACCGAAUAUAGCAGCCCUGUUCACAUUAUCAAAAGUAAGCUGCACCACCACGUCCAGGUCCAUAUGCCAGCCAACCAUAUUGGCCCAUGGAUCCGGCUGUGCUCAUCAUCUGAAUCAGAAGUCCAAGAGUGUCCAAGCUGAUGUAGGCCUAUGAGUAUCUGUGUGACAGACAUCAGCCUGCACGGGUUUCUCCAGGGUGUUGGGUUUUAUGGAGGAGGUCUCCUUUCAGAGGCUCGCAGCCAAGGUAAGUGUUAUCUUCGCUUAUGAGGUUGAGAGGAAGCAGGCUUCUGAAUAUUUCCAUCCCUCUUAGAAGUCACCUUUGUGUUGUGUGAGCGCUGGUUCAGCCUUGCAAAAAGGAGUCACAAAGAUGAAGUCUCACAUAAAGAUUGCUGCACCGCACUUGCAGACUAGUUAUAGAUUGGGCAGACGCCAUUUUGUAUAGAGUACACAUUUUUUACAGAGUCAGUGGUUAUAAACAAGCAAAGUGUCUUUGUUGUCACGAGCUGAGAUCCCUUCCAGUGGGGAUAACUGCCGCCGGGCUAAAGAGAAGUGACAGAGCCAGCCGUAACAGCAAAGCGUCAUAGGAGGGGAGAAUUGACCGCAUUUCCCCACCUCCAGUAGGCUUAUAGGCCGCAGUCAAGAUUGAGUGAGACACCAAGUAAUUCAGUAGCUGGUGCCGGAUACAACAAUCAGAGACUCUCUUUAAAUCAUUGGUUAUAAAAUUGUCUCUUAAAAUAUCCAGAUUACAGUAAUAUUUUAUAGUAAAGUUCCUUUUAUAGCAAAAGCCAAGGAGCCCAUGCAGCCCACGUCUUGCUCACUCUGCAGUCCGGCAUCUCCCCCUAAGCAGCACAUUUUAAAUCGAUUGUUCCUUAUACCUACUGCUGCAAUUACCCCUCGAUUUGGUGACUACUUGAUCAGCAAAGCACAGAUUGUGAAAUUUCUGACAAGCACUCUUGAAUGAGCUAUUUGAAACAUGGAUAGUAUGAUACAGAGACAUUAGAAUUCAGACCAUUUACUGUGAAUCUGCUUUAUAUAGCUUCAUUUUGCCAAACCUUUAUGCAAGCAGCUGUCAUACUACAUUGUAUCUUACUGUGGGGUUAGUAAGGUUUCAUUUAGUUUGUUAUGGAAUAGUUUGCAGAAUGGUUUGUCAUUAUGAAGUCUCACUGAGAAAUCAUAGUCUAGCGCGCAGACCAUGAUGUUUAUUGAGUGAACUGGGGGCAAGUUGUAAUUUUAGAUUGCUCUAAAAUGUAAAUAUGUUAUUUUUUAUAUAAUGUUUGUUUUGUUCUAAAUUGAUUGAGUUCUUUAGCAUUAAAGAACCGCUUGUUUCUGGAAAUCGAUUGCUGUCAUGUAUACAUUAUGUUUACAUUAUUCAAAAGAAAUUUAAACAAGUGUUGCAACACCUGCAAAUAAUGGAAUAUGGCAUAUGUUUUCUAAUUGUGGUUAUUUAUCAAGACAUAAAUUCAUAAGAGCCAAGAAGAAAUUAAAGAAAGAAAGGACAUAAAGAUGGAGAUUAUUUAAUAUAAUCAGACUAUCCAAAAUCCCUCAACUAAUGACCACUUCCAUGGUAGCAUAUAAUCUGUGUCUAUUGUUAAAGAGGAUUCUGGCCUGCAGCCGCGCUACAGCCCCCACAACCAAUACAAGCCCUGGGACCGGUGCAACAUACCUAUUGCCACGUUGUGCUGGUCCUGCUGGGUCUUUUUUCAUUGUGUUCCCAAGAUGGCGGCACCAGGAAUUCUGCACUUUGCCUGUAAAAUGAAGCUCAAUUGUGCAAGAGUCAGCACAGAGUGCCAGUCUGGAAGGAGGUAAGUACAGCCUAUGACAAAGUUGAUAAAGGCCGUGGAGCUUGACUAAACCUUUGUCAACCGUCAGGUUGUACAUGAGGAAAACUUGUCCUUUUCAUUAUGCAUUUUUGUUUUAAGCGUAAUUUUGAGAAAAAAACGUAACAACUUAGGAGACGGGGUUGGAACAUGCCAACAUAAAAAAAGUAAAGGAUCUAAUUUAACUGUUCCAAUUCUUUUAUUGCUUUGUGUUAUCUUGAGUCAUGCAAGGCUAGGGGAAAAAAAGAAUUGUCUGAUAUAAAAAUUUUAGAUAUGAAAAAGAUGCCUACAGCAGAAGUUACAAUGGUAACACAAAAAUGAAACCUAAUAAUUUGUUUCACUAUUGGCCAGUGUAGGUUAAAGCUCUCUCCUGACCAGCGCCAAAUGGCUACAAGAAUUUGAGCUUUCUCUAGCAGUAGAGGCAACUUUUGUAUGCCCUUGCACUGCAUGGUAUUCUUAGUCACAGCAUUGGGAGGAUGUGAUAUAACCAGAGUUAUACCGAACAUUACGAUUUUUUGACCCCGAACCAGAACCCGGACAUUUCAGUAACAAUUCGAGUUCGGUGUUCGGAGAUUUAAUGGCGCGUUUUGAAAAGCUGCAGGGCAGCCAGUCAACAAGCGUUUGACUCAUGUGCCCUUAGAAGCCAUCACAGCCAUGCCUACUAAUGGCAUGGCUGUGAUUGGCCAGUGCAGCAUGUGACCCAGCCACUAUAUAAGCUGGAGUCACGUAGCGCCGCUCAUCACAUGAGCUCUUAUUAGUGUAGGGAGAGGAUGCUGCAGCUGUGCAGGACAGAUUAGGAAAGAAUUCUGGUGUUGAAUCUGCAAACUACAUUGAUUAUUUUUGUGGGUGCUAUACUACAUUUUUGUACCCUGCCCCAUAAUAUAAUCAAUCAGUAAAUAAUAUUAAUACACAGAUAUACUCUUUCCCUGAAUACCAUUGAUAACAGGUGAUAUCACCUGUUACAGAUCCCUUACCUUAUUCUAUAUAGAGCAAUCCAGAUACAUUCUACAUGAAUCCAAUCCAUGCCCUGUAUUCUACCAUGACCAAUAAAACCCUUAAAUACUACUGUUACAUUGUUGGUUUAAAAAAUCACACUUUUUUGUGCUAAAUAGAACAUUUGCGGCCUGCGGUGCAUUUCUUGCAGUCCAAUAAAACCCUUAUAUACUACUGUUACAUUGUUGGUUUAAAAAAUCACACUUUUUUGUGCUAAAUAGAACAUUUGCGGCCUGCGGUGCAUUUCUUGCAGUCCAAUAAAAUCCUUAAAUACUACUCUUACAUUGUUGGUGUAAAAAAAAUCACAGGUUUGGUGGAGCUCCUGUUGCAGGGAGAGAACGUGGUCGAUCUGUGCCAGCUACACGCACAAGUGAAACACCUUCCUCAGGUGCGAGUAGGCGACAGAACCUUCAGCGUUAUGUGGUAGGCCCGAAUGCCGCUCUACGAAUGGUGAGGCCAGGACAAGUACAGGUGAUAGUAGAUUGGGUGGCCGACAGUGCCUUCAGUUCCUUCACAUUGUCUCCCACCCGGUCCCUUGCUGAAAGCUCAAAGUUGGCACCUGCAGCCCAUGGCCAUCUGUCUUUCACCUCACCCUCUUGCAAAUCAGCCAAGCAGUCUGAGCCACAAGUCAACAGUCUCUUAUGCUUUUUGAUGACUCUGCUGGCGGGGUUCCCGUGGGCCAUCCACCUAGCCCUGCCCCAGAAGUGGAAGAGAUUGAGUGCACUGAUGCACAGCCACUUAUGUUCCAGGAUGUGGACAUGUGAGGACCACCGCAUCACGUCUCUGAUGACGAAACACAGGUUCCAACUGCUGUGGCUUUCUGCAAGGAGGGCAGGGUUGAGGAGUGGGUGGAGGAUGAUGAGGUCCUAGACCCCACAUGGAAUCAAGGUCAUGCGAGGGACGUGUGCAGUUUGGAGGAUGAGGCAGUGGUCGCACAGAGGCACCAGCACAGCAUAAGAGGGAGCAAAAGCGGAGCGGCCAUCCCCUAGACAGUACGCCUACUACUGCCCACCGCACACAGGGACCGAGCACACCAAAGCCAGCUCCAAGGAAUUCCCUGGCGUGGCAAUUCUUCAGACAAUGUGCUGACGACAAGACACGAGUGAUUUGCAUGCUGUGCAGUCAAAGCCUGAAGCGAGGCAUAAACGUUCUAAACCUGAGCACAACCUGCAUGACCAGGCAUCUACAUGCAAAGCACGAGCUGCAGUGGAGUAAGCACCUGUCAGGGUUUCUAUGCUGUUUUUAAACAGCAACCCUUCCUUUUUCAGUGUCUGAGUUUUCAGCUGAGAUUAACGAUCAGCUCCUUCAGUAUGUUGCUGAGAAUAGUAAUCAACCCUGCUGCUAAUCAGUGCAGCCUAUUUAAGCAGCUAAUCCCAGUACCUCCUUGCCCAUGCGUGGUUUCCUGUUCCCCAGAAGUCUCCUUGUUCCUGUGUUUCCUGUUUGUUCCUGGUUCCUGACUCUGGCCUUGUUCCUGACUUCGCUGCUCUCCGUUCUCCUGAUCCUGGCUCAUCUGACUGAUCCCUGCUUUCCUCCUGGACUUUGCUUUUGGUUAUUUAUUUGUUAUUUACUAAUAAAGGUGUUUUUGCAUCUAGUUCUGUCUCUGUCUGGUUCCUGGUCCCUAACAGCACCUCAAAAACCAAGAAAGGUCUCAGGCUCCUUCUGCUUCUUCUUCUGCUGCUGUCUCGGCCUCUUCCUCCACCUCUGGAGUGACAGUGGCACCUGCCACCCCACAAAAAGAGGAUGUGGCAGCAACGCCACCACAUGCGCCACUGUCCCAUGGAAGUGUUCAGCUUCCAUCUCCCAAACACUGGAGAGAAAGAGGAAGUACCCCCCUACCCACCCGCGAUCCCUGGCCCUGAAUGCCAGCAUUUCAAAAUUCCUGGCCUUUGAAAUGCUGUCAUUCCGUCUGGUGGAGACGGACAGUUUUAAAAACCUGAUGGCGGUGGCUGUCCUACAGUACGUUGUUCCCAGCCACCACUACUUUGCCAGGGGAGCCAUCCCUUCCCUGCACAACCAAUUGGCGGACAAAAUCAGGUGUGCACUGCGCAACGUCAUCUGUGGCAAGGUCCACAUAACCACUAUAUCUCCCUAACUGCACAUUGGUCAAAUGUAGUGGCGGCUGGGCCUGAGGCGGAUAGCAGUUUGGCGCAUGUCCUUCCGCCACCGAGAAUUGCAGGGCAUUUCUCUUUGCCUCCUGUUGCCUCCUCCUCCUCUACCACCUCCUCAUCCGGUCAGCGUAACACUUUCACCACCAACUUCAGCACAUCCAGGGGGAAACGACAGCACAAAAACCCAACACCGCGCAGGAGCUGUGGACGGGCAUGGAACAACAGACCGAUGAGUGGUUGUUGCCACUGAGCCUAAAGCCCGGCCUGGUGAUGUCCGAUAAUAGGCGAAAUCUCGUAGCAGCUCUGGACCUAGCCGGUUUGACGCACAUCUCUUGCCUGGCGCAUGUGCUGUAUUUGGUGGUGCAGAAAUUCCUGAAAAACUACCCAGAUAUAUCAGAGCUGCUGCAGAAAGUGCGGGCCGUCUGUGUGCGCUUUCAACGUUCUCGCGCCGCAGUGUAACUUCGGCCUUCCCGCUCACCGCCUCAUAUGCGACAUGCCCACAAGGUGGAACUCCACCUUGCACAUGCUGGAGAGACUGUGCGAGCAGCAGCAGGCGAUAGUGGAGUUUCAGCUGCAGCACGCAUGGGUCAGUCGCCCUGCGGAACAGCACCACUUCACCACUUCACCACCAAUGAGUGGGCCUCCAUGCAAGACCUGUGUGCCAUGUUGUGCUGUUUUGAGUACUCCACCAACAUGGCCAGUGCCGAUGAUGCCGUUUUCAGCCUUACUAUCCAACUUCUAUGUCUCCUUGAAAAAACGCUUCAGGCGAUGAUGGAAGAGGAUGUGGCACAGGAGGAGGAGGAAGAAGAGGGGUCAUUUCCAUGGUAAUCAGGCAAGUCAUUCACAAGUGGCUCAGAGGGUGGGUUCCUGCACCAGCAUAUGCCAGGUACACAAUUGUCCAGCCAGGCACAGUUCUGGAGGAUGAGGAGUAGGAGGAACCGUGUUCACAGCAGGGUGGCACCCAACGCAGCUCGUGGGCCUCACUGGAGCGUGGCUGAAGGGAUACGGAGGACACAGACGAUACACCUCCCACAGGUGAUCCGUUACACUCCUUCUAGUUCAAGAUUAUUAGUUUUAAUUUUUAUGUAUUUUGUUAUUUUAAGUUAUUUCCCUAUCCACAUUUGUUUGCAGGGCACUUGUCCUACUCUUACCCCCAUUUUACUUCCUUUUGCAGCCCUCUAGCCCUUUCCAGGACUUUUUUAGAGCCAUAUUAGUGCCCAAAAGUUCGGGUCCCCAUUGACUUCAAUGGGGUUCGGGUUCGGGGUCAAGUUCGAGUCCCAAACUCAAACUUUUUGCCGAAGUUCAGCCGGACCCGGGGAACCCGAACAUCCAGGUGUCCACUCAACUCUAGAUAUAACAUAAUUGUCUUCUAGAAUGUUUAGUUAGGCUGCUGUGCGAGAGACCGAAGGAAGCCCCAAAAUGAUUUAGCUUCCAAAAAAUGCAGACACCAUGCUGUCUGCUAGAUACCAGUGUCAAAUUGUAGCAAACCUCCCGAUUUUCCUUUCACCAUUGACAGCAGUGAGCAACAGGAGGGAUUUGAAGGAGAAUUAAAUCAGCUCCACAUCGUGGGUGAUCAUGUCCGUCUGUAUGCUUGAGUUAUCAGUAACGCAUGUGUGUGAGUGCAUAGCUAGUUGUAUGUAUAGGUGAUUAUAUGUAUAUAUGUAUUUGAAUGAUUAGUUAGUUGUAUGUGUUUUAUAGCUAGAUAGAUGUGCAUGUACAUGUAAGUAUCUUCCCUCAGAAUGGUGUAUACCAGUUUAGGGAUAAUGUGACAUCGCCACUCCCCAUCUCUGUUUAGCCUCACGAAAGACAAGGCAGAUUUAGAAAUACUUUGCUAUUGUUACUCCUAUUAGAUAAACUGCUUGCAUGACAAAAUAAAAAUAAUGUAAGCAGUAAUGCAAACAGAUGCACCCGUCAGUUUUAAAUUUAAAUUUUAGGAGGAGGGUAAUACCAUGCAACAAAGAGAGACAUGAAGAAACACUUGAAUGAUAGUAAAGGGCAAUAUCAGGGUACUCUUGGCACCAUUACCACUACAACGUGCUAUAGUGCUUGAAGUGUUUAUUUAUGAAGCAGUGUACACUACCUGACUCGCAGAGUGAAAGCUGCCAAGGAGGAUGUGGCAGAUUUCCACCAAGGUAUGUACAAGGGAAUCUGUUUGUGACAGAAAGGGACUUUAAAGGGACUCACCAUAGCUUUUCCUGGCACUGCAGGUCCCCUCUCCCACCUCCCAAUUCCCGGUUGCUGAAGGGGUGAAAACCUCUUCAGUCAGUUACCAAAGGCAGCGACGAUGUCCCACGUCGCUGCUUCUUCCUCCUCCGCCGCUCCCCCCCUUCAUUACGUCAGCGGGCGGGGGAGACUGAUCCUGCACGCCGGCUGGGGAGACCUAAUGCGCGGCAAUGCUUUUCAAUGCUUUCCUAUGGGGAUUUUAGCGAAGCUGGAGGUCCUCACACAGCGUCUACUAGACAGCCACUAGAGGAGGAGUUAACCCUGCAAUGUAAUUAUGUUAUGAAUGUUAUGAAAACUGCAAUAAUUACAGUUGCAGGUUUAAGGGUAGUGGGAGUUGGCACACAGACCACUCCAAUGGGCAGAAGUGGUCUGGGUGCCUGAUGUGUUCCUUUAAUGUGUCACAUGGCACAAGAUGCAGAGCCUCCCCCCAUGCUGACAUAUCUGCCUGCCAGUUGCUGUUUGAAAAUAAAGGUUGUUGCUGUUUGUACCAAGAAAGAAGCUGAUUGUCUGUCUCUUUCUUUGCUGUACCUAUCCAAGAUCUGCUAUAAUGUGAAUGCUGGAUCCAGGGACUCCAAGCCCAGGUCAUAACACUUAGUAUAGUGAUCAGCUGUGCAAGUUAGUGGAAGUACCCACGGACGAUAUUAGUCCGUAUCGUCACACUAUUCAACAGCUUAGGUCCCUUCCUCAGGAUCUUGCACUGAAGGUGGACAUGGAGGAAGGGGCAGGAGAAACAACAUUAAAACAAUUAAAGGCAUAUUUAAUGCCAUUACUUCAGAAAAACUUCCUUGUUUUCAAUGUCUCGUGGACAUCUACUCUUCAGAUUCAACUUUAUUGUCACUGUACCAUGUACAAACAAGGGCAAUGAGCCUCUGAACAGAUAUGCAGCAGUAAUUUAAAAUACUAUUUUUGUGUUUUGUUUUUUUUCUUUUCAAAAUACAGUGAGGGAAAAAAGUAUUUGAUUCCCUGCUGAUUUUGAACAUUGACCACUGACAAAGAAAUGAUUAGUCUGUCAUUUUGAUGAUAGGUGUAUUUUAACAGUGAGAGAAAAAAAUCCAGAAAAACGCAUGUCAAAAAAGUUAUAAAUGGAUUUGCAUGUCAAUGAGUGAAAUAAGUAUUUGACCCCUUCAACUUAGUACUUGGUGGCAAAACCCUUGAGGUCAGACGUUUCUUGUAGUUUGCCACUAGGUUUGCACACAUCUCAGGAGGGAUUUUGUCCCACUCCUCUUUGCAGAUCCUCUCCCAAGUCAUUAAAGUUUCAAAGCUGACAUUUGGCAACUCGAACCUUCAGCUCCCUCCCCAGAUUUUCCAUGGGAUUAAGGUCUGGAAACUGGCUAGGUCACUCCAGGACCUUAAUGUGCUUCUCCUUGAGCCGCUCCUUUGUUGCCUUGGCUGUGUGUUUUUGGUCAUUGUCAUACUGGAAUAGCCAUCCACGACCCAUUUUCAAUGCCUUGGCUGAGGAAAAGAGGUUCUCACCCAAGAUUUGACGGUACGUGGCCCCGUCCAUCAUCCCUUUGAUGCGAUGCAGUUGUCCUGUCCCCUUAGCAGAAAAACACCCCCAAAGCAUAAUGUUUCCACCUUCGGGUUUGACGGUGGGGAUGGUGUUCUUGGGGUCAUAGGCACCAUUCCUCCUCCUCCAAACACGGCGAGUUGAGUACAUGUGCUUUCUUGAGCAGGGGGACCUUGCAGGCGCUGCAGGAUUUCAGUCCUUCACGACAUAUUGUGUUACCAAUUAUUUUCUUGGUGACUAUGGUUCCAGCUGCCUUGAGAUCAUUAACAAGAUCCUCCCGUGUAGUUCUGGUCUGAUUCCUCAUCAUUUUCAUGAUCAUUGAAACUCCACGAGGUGAGAUCACCAGACAGAGGGAGACUGACAGUUAUUUUGUGUUUCUUCCAUUUGCGAAUAAUCGCACCAACAGUCUUCACUUUCUCACCAAGCAGCUUUACGGUGGUCUUGUAGCCCAUUCCAGCCUUGUGUAAUGUACAACUUGACCAUGACAUCCUUGAACAGCUCUUUGGUCUUGGCCAUGGUGGAGAGUUUGGAAUCUGAUUGAUUGCUUUUGUAGACAGUUGUCUUUUAUACAAGUAACCUUUAAGAGAGUGCUCCUAAUCUCAGCUCAUUACCUGUAUAAAAGACAUGUGGGAGCCAGAAAUCUUGCUGAUCGAUAGGGGAUCAAAUACAUUUUUACAUGCAAAUCAAUUUAUAACUUUUUUGACAUACAUCUUUCUGGAUUUUCUUGUUUUGUUAUUCUGUCUCUCACUGUUAAAAUACACCUACCAUUAAAAUUAUUGACUGAUCAUUUCUUUGUCAGUGUACAAACGUUCAAAAUCAGCAGGGGAUCAAAUACUUUUUUUCCCUCACUGUGUUAGAUGUCCAAACUUAUCACAUCAGCACCACUCUCUCAUACUUUGCCAUUUAUCUCCUGGCUAGGCUACCUUGAUCUUUCACUGAAAAAAAGACUCUGUGAGAUCAUACAAUGACAGAACUCAAUGAUUUUAUUUCAAAGUAACAUAGGUUAUUCAGAAACAAAGAGAGGAGACAAUAUCCCUGAAACACAGGAGACAAGUCCCCUCAAUUCUAAUACCCCUUCUGGAGCAAUAUAUUUGCCCACUACCAUGUAUUACAAAAAAUAAUAAAGUUUUAUUUAAGAUCAUUAAAAUCUCAUGUAUAAAUUCUAUAAUACAUCAAAGUAUUAUGGCUAAGAGUGAGAGAACAUGGAAGAAAGCAGCUUGAAAAGUGUGUAUAUCUAAAUAGUUUAGCUUGAUACUAAGUUGCAAAAAUUCCAAUAGAAAAGUAGUAAGAAAGUGCUACUUCAGGUUACAAAAAAUUAGCAACAAUGUCCAAAAAAUGAUAAGGACAAGCUAGAAAUUCAUUCAAAUUCCCUCAGACUAGUCCACAAUAAACCAAAAAAGUUAGCGCUUCACUAAAUAGCUAUUUAUAAAUAUAUGGUCCUAAUCAUAUACUUUAAGUAUAAAUGGCUCCAUAUAACGUAUCAAAGUGGGUAAAUCGAAAGGAUAGUGAGAUGUAAGUGAAGAGAGUAGAAAAUAAAGUAAGGAGGUAGUAAGGAGAGUGCAGUAGGUCAAAAGACCUGGGCUAAUUCCAAAAAAUCAUAAGCAGAGUGUAAAGUAGAUUGCCCAUAUCCUCUCCCCCCCCCCUUACACACACACAGAGUGAAAGAAACCCGACGCGCGUUUCGGCGGUAACGUCCGCCUUUGUCGAGGGUGUAGUAGUGUGCAGACGAUCCCCCUUCCUCCCCUCCCUUAUAUACACACAUUUGCAUUUGUAAUUGGCGCCAAAAAGGAGACUCGUCACCAGAGGGCUGAGCUCCGGUCUUGUUACGCCCACAUAGUUAGCCGGUGGGAGGUCUCAUAUUCAUAUAUGUAAAUCAGGGUAAAGAGUGCGCGUGCGUCAGGUCUCGGCAUAUAGCCGGAGAGGAGCGCAAGCGCAUCUUAUCCCGGCAUCGGAGAAAAACCCCCAUGUGGGAAACAAGCAGCCAAGAUAAUGCACUGUGUGUAUAUUAUUCCUCAUUCGCAAAAGUUGGCAUUUAGCCAGAAAUCGCGCAUGUGUGCAGUUAAAGCCCUCACACAGCAGGAUACAAAUGUGUCACAUUGUGUUGCCUUUCAAAACAUAUAAAUUCCUUAUGGGAUAACACCAUAUAAAAAAGUAGACAAAUGGAGAGUAGUAAGGUGUAAUGUACCCAUAGUCAGAACACAGAAUAGGAAUAUAAUGCAAGCACAAAUAUAUAAUGGGAUUAUGAAGGGAAAAGGGAAAAGAGGGAUCAAUUAGAAAAGACCAGACAAUAAUAAAGAAAUAAGAAAAGCAUUUAUAUAAUUCAAAAAGCUUAUUUAAGUAGAUAUGCCCUAAAAAGGUAGGUCCAAAUAGUGACAUUAUCCAGAAAACUGAGCAGAGUCUUGGAGUCAAUUCCCGGACAGAAUCAGUCAGUUCAAAUGAGAUAAGUCCUUAUGGGUCAAUAAUUCAAUAUAGUCCCGAUACAAUAUGCAAAACAUGCAUAUAUAUGUUGGGACGUGCCUAUAUCUCCGGAGACUAAUAAAGGAUCAAAUAAAUGGAGCAAAAGAAAAGCCCUCAUUUAAACCCAAGGGUUGUAGUGUCUUAAGUCUAUAGAUCCACCUAGACUCUCUCUGUCUCAAUAGGCGAUCAUAGUUCCCUCGCCUCGGAUGUCUCUUGACCCAUUCAAGACCACAAAAUUUCAAAUUACUAGAGUCACUGCCAUGACAUUCUCUAAGAUGUCUUGAAAUUGGUGUUUCGAGGCGAUUCCUAGGGGACCUUACAUGUUCCAUGAUCCUUUCUUUAAACGCUCUAAAGGUCUUGCCUACAUAUUUUUGUCCACAUGAACAAGGAAUAAAAUUCUGAAAAACACAGGCAACAUUCGUAUGAUUGCCACAUACGACACGGGAUGGCCCGAAGUAAAAAAUUGUUUAAAUAGAUUCUGGCCGAUCCUCUUGAAUGAUGUACAUUUGAAGGAAAUUCUAGGUCCCUGUAUUAAUAUCACAGCCAGAAGAGGCCGUAAUAUUCGUGACCUACUAGUACCCAGUCAUCUAUCCACUAAACCGCAGCCAAGGGACACAUGGUUGGGUAAUCCUCCAUGUGGUUCCUAUGGCUGCGGUAGAUGUGUAGCGUGCAAAUAUAUCUCGAAGGAAUCUAAGGUAGUCCAUGGCAGCACUGGAAAAGUUUCUAUCAAGAUUAAAAACUUCUUCAAUUGCAACACGAAGGGCCUGGUGUAUCUCUUGUCUUGUUCAUGUGGACAAAAAUAUGAAGGCAAGACCUUUAGAGCGUUUAAAGAAAGGAUCAUGGAACAUGUAAGGUCCCCUAGGAAUCGCCUCGAAACACCAAUUUCAAGACAUCUUAGAGAAUGUCAUGGCAGUGACUCUAGUAAUUUGAAAUUUUGUGGUCUUGAAUGGGUCAAGAGACAUCCUAGGCGAGGGAACUAUGAUCGCCUAUUGAGACAGAGAGAGUCUAGGUGGAUCUAUAGACUUAAGACACUACAACCCUUGGGUUUAAAUGAGGGCUUUUCUUUUGCUCCAUUUAUUUGAUCCUUUAUUAGUCUCCGGAGAUAUAGGCACGUCCCUAUAUAUAUAUGCAUGUUUUGCAUAUUGUAUCGGGACUAUAUUGAAUUAUUGACCCAUAAGGACUUAUCUCAUUUGAACUGACUGAUUCUGUCCGGGAAUUGACUCCAAGACUCUGCUCAGUUUUCUGGAUAAUGUCACUAUUUGGACCUACCUUUUUAGGGCUUAUAUACUUAAAUAAGCUUUUUGAAUUAUAUAAAUGCUUUUCUUAUUUCUUUAUUAUUGUCUGGUCUUUUCUAAUUGAUCCCUCUUUUCCCUUCAUAAUCCCAUUAUAUAUUUGUGCUUGCAUUAUAUUCCUAUUCUGUGUUCUGACUAUGGGUACAUUACACCUUACUACUCUCCAUUUGUCUACUUUUUUAUAUGGUGUUAUCCCAUAAGGAAUUUAUAUGUUUUGAAAGGCAACACAAUGUGACACAUUUGUAUCCUGCUGUGUGAGGGCUUUAACUGCACACAUGCGCGAUUUCUGGCUAAAUGCCAACUUUUGCGAAUGAGGAAUAAUAUACACACAGUGCAUUAUCUUGGCUGCUUGUUUCCCACAUGGGGGUUUUUCUCCGAUGCCGGGAUAAGAUGCGCUUGCGCUCCUCUCCGGCUAUAUGCCGAGACCUGACGCACGCGCACUCUUUACCCUGAUUUACAUAUAUGAAUAUGAGACCUCCCACCGGCUAACUAUGUGGGCGUAACAAGACCGGAGCUCAGCCCUCUGGUGACGAGUCUCCUUUUUGGCGCCAAUUACAAAUGCAAAUGUGUGUAUAUAAGGGAGGGGAGGAAGGGGGAUCGUCUGCACACUACUACACCCUCGACAAAGGCGGACGUUACCGCCGAAACGCGCGUCGGGUUUCUUUCACUCUGUGUGUGUGUAAGGGGGGGGGGAGAGGAUAUGGGCAAUCUACUUUACACUCUGCUUAUGAUUUUUUGGAAUUAGCCCAGGUCUUUUGACCUACUGCACUCUCCUUACUACCUCCUUACUUUAUUUUCUACUCUCUUCACUUACAUCUCACUAUCCUUUCGAUUUACCCACUUUGAUACGUUAUAUGGAGCCAUUUAUACUUAAAGUAUAUGAUUAGGACCAUAUAUUUAUAAAUAGCUAUUUAGUGAAGCGCUAACUUUUUUGGUUUAUUGUGGACUAGUCUGAGGGAAUUUGAAUGAAUUUCUAGCUUGUCCUUAUCAUUUUUUGGACAUUGUUGCUAAUUUUUUGUAACCUGAAGUAGCACUUUCUUACUACUUUUCUAUUGGAAUUUUUGCAACUUAGUGUCAAGCUAAACUAUUUAGAUAUACACACUUUUCAAGCUGCUUUCUUCCAUGUUCUCUCACUCUUAGCCAUAAUACUUUGAUGUAUUAUAGAAUUUAUACAUGAGAUUUUAAUGAUCUUAAAUAAAACUUUAUUAUUUUUUGUAAUACAUGGUAGUGGGCAAAUAUAUUGCUCCAGAAGGGGUAUUAGAAUUGAGGGGACUUGUCUCCUGUGUUUCAGGGAUAUUGUCUCCUCUCUUUGUCUCUGUGUAUUGGUUAAUAUAAGGAUUAGGCCCUUUUUAGUACCCCAUUAAUCCACUUUAUGUGUAUUCUUUUGGCUGGAACUUGUUCAGCUAAAGGUGCAUUUCUGUCUUGUAACAUAGGUUAUUGUAAAGACUGAAAGAUGUCCACAACAUCUGGAGUGCCGAAAGUUACCUAUCCCUGUUCUAGGCACUAUAUCCACUUUAAAUAAACACAAAAAGUAUUCAGCGCUAGUAAUCACAAAAUUAGUUAAGGUAGGCAGCAACCCAAAUGAAGGAAAACCCCUCUGGUCCUUCGGUGGAUAGAUACAAAAAAAUAUGGAAGGGCUGCGCCAAAAUAAGGGUAGAUAGUCCAGUAAAGUAUUGCUAGGGUGCCAAUAGAUGGUCUAGGAUACUUGAUAGAGUUCCUCUGUGGAUGCGACUAGUGUAGACCGUUCCGUAUAUGUAAAUACAAGAGAGGUAGAGGCGACUAAUGGUAUAGUAUGAAAGUUCAGGGUGUGAUAGGUAACAAAAAGUAAAGAACUCACAUUCAAGAGAGCUAUGGCCAGCUCUGGUGUGGAUUGCGUACAGCGGUAUAAUCCCCGCUUAUGGGAUAUGUAGGGAGGGGGUCUCCGUCAACACCGUCUGGUAGUCCAGAACUCGGAAAAGAAAGACAGAAAGCAACAAUAGUGCUCUCAAUUUUGAUGUGGUUCAAUGUGCAGAUAAGAAGAGGUAAAAAACUCACAUUUGAGGGAGCUAUGGCCAGCUCUGGUGUGGAUAGCGUACAGCGGUAUAAUCCCCGCUUAUAGGAUAUGUAGCGGCGAUACGUCCAUCAGCACCGUCUGGUGAUCCAAGGCUCCAAUAUAGAAGAAUAAAAAGCAGCAAUAGUGCUCUCAAUUGUGAUAGGUUAAGAGAGUAGUAGAGAAAAUAAAAUAAUACUCACAAAGAUAGAGCAGAUGUACUGCUCUAUGGAUAGGCGCUGGUGGUAUGAUCCCCACCUCGGAUUUCUUGGAGUACUGGAACUUAAAAUUGCCAGUGGAAGUAAAAGUAACCAAAAAAGGUUAAAAUGCCAGGAAUAGGUAAAUUAAAGUGCAUAAAGAGUGCAAAAAAAAGAGGAUUGGUACAAUAAAGUAGCCAAAAAACCUUUAUUGAUCUAAAAUACACAGUAAAAUACAGAAUUAAUAACCAUAAACGCGUUUCACCAUAAGUGGCUUCUUCAGAAUGGGAUCAGUUUUAGCCUGUUCAAGUGGUUAUAGUAUCACAAACCUGUUCCUAGCAGCCUAUUAUUUUAAAAUGUUGUGGAACUAAAUCCCUCUUAACUCCUGCACAGCAGAGUGCAGUACCAUGCUUUGGACUUGCAAGCAUUCACUCUCAGGUUGCAGCACAAGUCUCUUUCUUGUUAUUGUUGCAUACCAGUUUAUUGGUAUACAAGCAAGGAAAUGUAGUUCCUGGCUCUCUGACUUACAGGACUAGAAGGUGGAGCUAUGAACUCUGCUGGUAGAUGCCUUCCUCUGUCAGUUUGACAAAAUUCUCAAAUGAAUGGCUGCUGAGAUAUGGUUCUGGUACCAUAACCAUUUCAGUAAGCUGAAGUGGUUGUGGUGCAUAUAUAACAGUUGAAAGGGGGAGGCACCAUUUCAGAAGAAAGUGUCCGUAUAACAAUCUUGGCCUUGCAGGGAACUGAAUAAAUGAGCCACAAUCUCAGAUAUAGUAAUGUCUUACACUAUGUAUGGUCAUUUUUCAAUACAGGAGUCUCUUUCAGGGUCUAGCAAGCUAUUAACAUAGCAGGAGAUAAGAAAAUCUUAAUUAAACAGAACUUGCAAUAAAGAAAGCCUAAAUAGGGCUCUCUUUACAGGAAGUGUUUAUGGAAGGCUGUGCAAGUCACAUGCAGGGAGGUGUGACUAGGGUUCAUAAACAAAGGGAUUUAACUCCUAAAUGGCAGAGGAUUGAGCAGUGAGGCUGCAGGGGCAUGUUCUAUAUACCAAAACUGCUUCAUUAAGCUAAAGUUGUUCAGGUGACUAUAGUGUCCCUUUAACCCCUUAAGGACACGUGACAUGUCAUGAUUCCCUUUUAUUCCAGAAGUUUGGUCCUUACUACAAUACAAUACCAAAUACAUGUCAAUAAAGUAAAAUGACCAAUCAUAUUAGUUCUUGCAUAAUAACAAUUAAAAAAAAAGUAUAUCAUGUGUCGAGUAUACAAGUGUAAAGAAAUUGCUACAGCCAAAACGCCUUCAAAAAGACCUGCAAUAGUACUGAUAUAUUCCUCACAUAUACUUAAAAGGACACUAUAGUCACUAGAACAACUACAGCAAAAUGUAGUUGUUCAUGUUUGUGUUUCUGACCCUAUACUGUUCCUUUAAUAUCCCAUGCAGAUGCAUGAUGUUAAAACACAUUAUAUCAAAUGAACAAAAAAAAUUGAAAAUAGCAGUGUUUCAACAAAUGGGUAUACAGACAGGAGAAUCCACCCAUGUUUGGACCACACAUCCUUUCUCAAGGGAUACAAUUGGCACCAGAUAAAUAAAGCCCUAAACAACUUUCAAACGAGACUAAGACCAAGCAUGCAAUAUCACAUGACCAGCCACGGUGAUGACAUACUCAAUAAUAACCAAUAGAAUAGCUGGCAUCCAGUUGACAUGAUACCUGUCACCAGGAACACAUGCACAAUAAACUACAAUGUGAAAUAGAAAUAAAAUCAGUAAGUAAAAUAAACCGCACUGCGAAGUAAUAAAAAUAAAACCAUGGUCUUCCUCAUGUUGCAUUUUAGUGGGUUUAUUGCUGCAGCGAAAUUAGUACAUUGUUGCAUUUAUAAACCAAAGAAACAUAGACAGAGUUGAUGACAGGAGAUCUCUUUAAUAUUUUGUGAAUUGUAAACAUGCUUUUAAUACAGGUUAUGGUUAGUUAGUUUGUUUGUUUUUGCUUGGAAAGCAUUGGAUUGGCUGAGUACAUCAACACUGAUGAUCUAAGUCAGGUGUAGUCAACCUGGUCCCUAGUGCCCACUAGUAGGGGGUUUGGGAUUGCAGGUGGGCGGUGCUGAGUUCUGCAGAAAACACCCGGUGGGCCUUGAUGGCCGUGGACCAAGGCCAGCAGGGGGGAUCCUUUCAUCUCCCCUGCUGGCCCAUGCAGUGCCAGCCUUGCUGUAAUCCCUCUCGGGCUGGUAAGGAGAUCAAAGAUCUCACUCACUGUCCUGCUGGCACUUAGGUCCAGCAGAGGGAGGGAAUGGCCUGGGAGGCUCUGUGUUCCUCCCACGAGCAGGCUGAUGAAAUGAUUGCCGCGCAUUACCAUGGCAACACUCCGAUACAGUGCUGUGCUCGCAGGAGGAAAAGAGUCAGCCUGCAGCCGGAGGAGCUACAGGUUAAAGUGAACAUGCCACCACUGGACCACCAGGGCUUGCAGCAUUAUAUCCCCCCACCCUGGUAAAAGGGAAGAAGAAGAGACGGGAAAAAAUUAAGAUAGAUUUUCACAUCUCACCCACCUACACACAGCAUAGACCCUAUGUACCCUUCACAAACACACACGCACUGCCCCCCACACACAGACACACAUAGAACAGAAAAUAGAACAUUUAGGUACAUGUUUUAUUUCAUUUAUUUUAAAAACCUGCUUUCUAAAAAAAAAAUGACACAAAAAAAAAAAAAUCGCACUUGCACUAUAAAAUUAGUUACUGCGGCAAAGGUGGGCGGUAAAGAAAUUUUACCAUUAACAAAGGUGGGCGGGAGGUAUUAAAAGGUUAACUACCCCUGAUAUAAAUCAAAGAGGCAUAGCUGCACGGGGGACACUGAAAGGUAAGUAAACCAUCUGAUAUAAUCCUGGCAGUGCUGACCCACUCACCUAAAUGGUGACUAGAGCACUAUAGUGUUAGGAAUUCAUAUUUGCGUGUGUUCCUUUAAAAUAAAAAUGUAUAGACACUUAAAUAAAAGAAAAACAUGUUCUCCAAAUCACAACCAGAGUGCUAGCCAAGAGAGCUCUGCUAAUAGUAGGUAUAACUUCAGGAAGCUGCCUGAAAAAAAAAAAGGAAAAAACAGAUUGAUAUAGACGUUUGAUAUGGAAUUCUAUAAAUUAAAUAAAAUUGGAAAUGUAGACUUAUAAAAGGAAGAAUUACUAUAAUUGUACUUUUUUAUUUUUUAUUUAUAUAUUUAUCUAUAUAUAUUUUUUUUUUCUUUUCUUUCUUUUUUUCUCUCUUUUUUCUUUAGAGAGGGAGGGAUAAAAAUUUACUUUAUACAUAUCCUGAUUCUUGUAAUAAAUUAUCUCAGAGGGAAAAAGAGAAAGAAAAGGAAAGGGAGAAAGGAGAAAAAGAGAAAGGAAAUGUUUAUUGUAAAAAAUAAUUCAGUGUAAAGAUAUAAAAAGCUGUGUUACUGAAGCCGAAAAUAAGUUAGAAGAGAUUGUAAAAUGUAUAAAAGUAAAAGAUGGUAAUAGAAUAUCUUGUAUUGUGAAUGGUAUCUCUCUAUUUCUGUAUAUUAUUUUUUUAUUUUUAUUUUUAUUUAUUUUUUUUUAUUUUUAUUUUUAUUUGUUAUACUGAUGCACAGUGUUGUGUUUUCUCUGUAAUUUGAAAAAGUGAAAUAAAGAUUUAAACAUGAAAAAAAAGGAAGCUGCCUGUAACGAGUUGGUGCUAUGUCAGCCUAUGAAGAAAUACCAGGAGGAGGAGGAUUUCUCUUCAUUCUGCUUACUUUCUGUUUCUCUUGUAAACAAAAAGAGCUCAGAAAUUGUUCACAAUGUGUCGAAUAAAUUGUUAAUUCACAAAUGUCAUAAGCAAACUGUGACGAGACCAAUCUUGCCACAUUGCAUUGGAGAAGCCUGGUUGCUCGCCUGCUGCCUCUGGACUAUGGCCCCCUGUUAAAAGACUUUAUUUCGCCUGCAUAAAAGCUGUGUUCGUGCUUUUCUGCCGGUUGUUCAGUAGAUUCAAUCUACCGAACAACCGCACGAAUGAAUAGACCACCUGGGAGCUGGAGUGUGCCGGCAAUUAACCUCCCUGAAGCUGCGGUUAACCGCAGCUUAAUUGACGAAUGCUGGGUGGCCGCCAUUCGUAUCCCGAACACGAGGUCGCGGCCAUUUUAAACAUACGAAUGCACAGCGGUGUUCGCCCCUAUUUUCAUGGAACUAAAAUCGGACACAGUUUUGCGCGAACACCGCUGAAGCCGCCGACCUCCCUUCUUGUUCGGUGGAAGUGCACAAACGGCCCGGUGUUCGGUAGUUUUGUUUGAAUGUGUUAUACCCCAGAUAGGAAUCCCAUGGAGCCCAUUCGUAUGAAACUGACUGUAAAGACUUUGGCUACAUGGCGAUUAAACUGUAUUCGUGUGGUGUGAGCGCCAUUCGCUUAAUAAUGUGCGCUCAGACCUGAGCUAUCUGGGGAUAUGUUACAUGUCUGUGUUUUAUGUAAUAAAUGUUACUUUAUGUAUUUUAAAGUAUAAUACUGGUUUUGUGUCCCCACGUGUGUAAUUGAGUUUUGCCUUUGUCUUGGGAGAUAAUUGAAUUACUUCUCAAUUAUCUCCCAGGGCAGAGGGGAGGAAGGCAGGAUGCAUUGUGGGAAUAUACUGUGACAGUGUGUCCUAUUUGUCUACUUGUCUGUCCCUUGUCACAGUCUCCCAUUUGGUCCCCUAGGGGAGUGUCCAGCAGGUGGGAGACCUGCAUAAAUACUGGGCAGGUAGCCCCCAUUAAACAGACCACUGCUUGACCCUCAACACGGAGCCUUGUCUCGUCUUUGGGGGGAUUUACUGAAUGCUGAUAGAGACUGAUUGAUUGCUAGGAGUGUAAGCCGCUUGGAUGCUUUUCCUAUUCGUCUGGUAGCAGCAAUUCGUAUGGUUCCUGUUCGUGUAUUUGGAGUGCUAUAUUGGAUGCCGUUCGGGAGUUUGGAGCAUUCACUUAUUGGCGGUUCGUGUGUUUGAUGUUCUGCAGUAGCUGUGUCUGCAUCUCUGGAAAGGGGGCCGAUCGCCUAAACGUUUUUUUCCCCUUUUGUGCAAAACGGUCCGUUACACAAACCAUUCACUGAUUAAAGUGACAAUAUAAGCAACCAGACUACUUCAGCUCAUUGCUAGAGGGACUUCUGGGCUGUUAGCUGACUGUUGACGAUGGACGUCCUCACGCUAUGCAUGAGGACAUCCAGCGUCACAGGAAUCUUAAUAGAAAAGCAUUGUAUAUUGCUUUCCUAUGAGGAAAUCCUAAUGCGAGCGCGACCAUUGCCGCACAUGCGCAUUAGGUGGGGGGGGGGGAGCGGGAGCUAACAACUUUGUUUUGCUGGCACUAUAGUUUCUCUUUAACAUGCAUUUCUCUAGCAUUUUGCUAAUGAAAAUAUGGAAAAUGUAUAUUUUUGUACUAUAUUAUUACUAGAUUGUAUUAUAUGUAAUUUAUAUUUUAGCCUGUGAUGUUACAGAAUGGUAUGCAGCACGCUCUACCCCUGGUAUCAUAUGGUGAAUCAUUUAUGCUGUAAAAUGAAGUGAGAACAGGAAAAAGGGAAACACAAAAAUAGAUUUGCAUUUAUUUAUAGCAUGUAUUACAGAGAUAGCAUACAGUGGUGAUUAAUGCAUCUUGACAUCAGAGAGAUUUAAACCAGGGACUGACUGGGAUUCUUCUAGCACAGUACUCUAUCAUGCUGUAUUUAGAGGCAAAUUAAUGCUUUGAUAAAUUGUGAAGAUUUCUGCUCUCUUGCUCUUCUUCAUUUCCACUUCUAUGGAAGUGUAAUUUUGCGGGCUUAGCCCAAUAUAUUGUCCUGCCUAGGUACUCAUUAAUUCUGCUUCUGGACCUACUACCACGCCACAACAUGGAAAAAGCUUACCCUAAGUAAAUCACAAAUCAUAAUCUCACUAACAUCACCAAAACAUUCAUCUUUCCUCUCUACCCCUAGUCGUCUUUACUUUCUAUGGAUAACAAUGAGAGAGAGAGAGAGAGAGAGAGAGAGUAACCAUAUCCAGCUGAUGAUAGUUAUACGGUUAUUUCCCUGUUGCCAUUUUACCUAUUACCCAUUCACUGCCAUUUCACAGCUUCCCAAUACCCUUUAUUUAUUCAUAAGAUAUUUUACCAGGAAACAUACAUUGAGAUUUCUCUCGUUUUCAAGUAUGUCCUGGGUCCACAAAACAUUGCAUUGAUACAAUAGGGUACAAUAAAAUACAAAAACAAUAUUAAAACACAAUGUAUACAAAAUGUAACAUAGAAAAAAGGUAGGAAAUAUAUAAUCAACCAUAACAUGUGUAUUCUGUUUUGAGGUAUGUAGAGAGGGAUCUCUUAAAGGACGUCCGGCUUGGUGAAGAUUUUAAAGUGUGCGGGAGGUCGUUCCAUAAUUGCGGUGCUCAGUAGGAAAAGGAGGAUCGGGCUGCUUUUCUUUUGUAUUGAGGUAGACUACAUAAAGUGCUGGUACUGGAUCCGAGGUUAUAGAAGGUGGGAACAGCCAAGGAGAGCAUUCUGGUAGGGUGGGAGCUUCCCAGAAAAUCUCUUAAACACAAGGCUGGAAAGAUGAAGGGUGCGUCUGGAUUACAGCGACAACCAGUUUAGUUCUUUUAGCAUGUCACAAUGGUGGGUCCUGUAAUUCCAUUGUAGCACAAAUCGGCAGAAUGAGGUAUACAAUGUAUUGAGUUAGUAAUUGAGUUAGUAAUGUGGGAAUGCGGUGCAGGUGCAUAUACUACAUCCCCAGAAUCAAUGAUUGGCAUCAGCAUUUGCUGUUCAAUCUUUUCCUUUACUGUAGAGCUUAGGCAGGAUUUGUUUAUGUACAGGGCACCUAGUUUUGGAUAAAGUUUAGAUGCAGGUUUUUUCUAUGUGGAGGCCUAAAAGAUAGAUUGGGGUCUAACAACAAGUAUUUGAAAGAGUGGACUGCGGUCAGUGUGCUAUUUGAAUUUGUUUUGAUGGAUAGGUGGGAAUUGUGUAAUUUGUGUAACUUAGGUACUGUUCCAAAGAUCAUUGUGACAGUUUUGUCAGUGUUUAGGAAGAGUUUGUUUUUUGCGAUCCACUUUUCUACCUCUGUAAACUAGUCUUGGAGCACAGCCUUAAGCUGCGGUAGAUCGGAUUUGCUUGCAACAAUUUUUGUGUCGUCUGCGUACAUGUGUACAUUUGAGGAUUUGCAGACAUUAGGCAGAUCAGUUAUAAAUGAUGUAAAUAGUAGGGGGCCGAGAAUGGAACCUUGGGGAACACCACUCGUGAUUGGGAGAGGGAGGGAGUCGCUGUCAGAAAUGUACACAUAUUGCAAGCAAUUUGAUACAUAUGAUCGAAACCAGGUUAGUGGACAAUCACCAGUACCUGAGUUUUUAAGUUUGUACAAUAGAAUGUCAUGGUCUACUGUGUCAAAAGCCUUUGCAAAAUCUAGGAAAAUAGCUCCAGUUAGGUCUCCUUGUUCCAUGCCAGUUUGUAUGUCAUUGCAAACUUUUAAGAUGGCAGUUGUAGUGGAGUGAUUCGGGCAAAAACCCGAUUAUCAGGGGUCAGAUGGAAAAAUUUGUGUCCAUACGCAACUACGUGAGUAUUACCAACAAUCAAACUAAGAUUUUUGACAAUACUGGGAGCAAUGAUAUUGAGCGAUAGUUUGAAACCAAAGUAGUGUCACCACUUUUAUGGAUAGGCACUACUCUCACAGUCUUCCAAAGUUUGGGUAUGUAUCCAGACACCAAAGAAAAUUUAAUUAGGGUUGCGACAAGUUUAGCAAUUGCUGGCGCACUGAGCUUCAACAGCAUUGUUGGGAUUUAAUCAGGUCCAGACUGGUUUUUCAUUUUUAGAUAAUUACAGUGUUUUUUAAUGACACUAAUAGGUACAGGUCUAAAAAUGUACUUGUCUAUAUUGGGUCUUUGCAAAUUUAGUGGGGCCUGAUCCACAUUUGUAGUUUCAGGUUGUGUGUCAUUUAUUAGCUUGGCGAUCAGGGUAGUGGAGCAUCCAACAAAAUAAUUGUUAAAGGCAUUUGCUACAUCUAAGGGAAGUUGCAGGGUUUGGUUAUCCACUUUGACAGUGGAGGGUUGGGAGUGGAUUGGGGGGGGUUUGUAAUUUAUUUAUGACUUUCCAAAAGUUUCUAAGGUUUGAUAGAUUAUUGUUCAGAUUUUCACAGAAAUAUUGGGCUUUAGCCAAUUUUGUUUGUUUUGUGCAUAUAUUUUGCCAUUGUCUAUAUGCACAGUGAUCGUUCAUAGAGCCAGUACGCUUGAACUUUGACCACAAUGAAUCCUGAAACUGGUACAUUUGGAUGAGGUCAGCUGUGAUCAAGUUCAUAUGUGCUCCUUUUACUCUCACCUUACGCAGCGGGGCAUGCAAAUUCCAAACUUGUAGGAGUUCAGACUGAAAGAAUUCAACUGCACAGUCUAGAUCUAGGAUAAUGUUUAAUCUGUGCCAUGGGAGGUUCUUGAUGUCAUUAAGAAAGGAUUCAAGAUUAAAUUUUUUGAAGGACCUGUUGAUUUUAAUCUUGGGACAGGAUUUAGUAGUGUUUAUUUUGCGUACGCCGUACACUAAACAGUGAUCACUGAAACUGUUUGGUAGAACACCUGCUUCCUGGAUUCUAUCAGGAGAAGUGAAGAGAAUCCAAUCGAGCAAGUUAAGGUUAUGGCUUUUAAUGUUUAUACGAGUUGGAGAGGAGAUUAAUUGCGUUAGCUGCAAAAUCUUAAACAGCAAGCAAGAACUAUUAUUUUUAGGAUUCAGCCAAUCAAUAUUAAAAUCUCCAAAAACUAACUGUUUACUUUUUGGGGGAUUUGAGCUAUGGUUUCACUAAGGAGAUCGGCUAUGUCAGAUAGAGAAUGCACUGGGGAGCUAGGCGGGCGGUAGAUUCCUGCAUCAAUGAUUGAUUUACUGCAUAGGAUCUCGAUUGUGCCAGAAAGGAAAUCCAAGGUGUAAGGGGGUAAACUUUAUGGAAUCAUCAACAUAAAUAACAAUGCCUCCUUCUCUAUUUGCUCUGUCAUUUCUAAAACAUGAAUAACCCUGUAUUGCAAUGGUGGAGUCUGGUAUUUUAGUUGUUAACCAUGAUUCUGAGCGUUCAAUGAUUUUUGGUUUGUAAUGGGAACACCAGGCUUGCAGUGUAUCCAGUUUAGGGAGUAAGCUACGGAUAUUGCAGUGCACAAAAGAGAGGCCUUUUUUAGUGGGGAGAUUAUGACUAGAAUUAGCUGGGGGACCAGGGUUAUACUACACAUCAUUUGCAAGGGCAAGUAACAUAAGGAAUAGGAAUUUGGACAUCAUUUUUGUUUGGCCAUAUAAUGAAUGGGAUCCUUUAUAAUUUUGUUAGGUGGGGGUAGGACGGCUAUUUUUUAUAACUCUCCACCAGCAUUCAGCAGAUAAGUUACCGCAACAGAGCAGGCCGUGGUGUAUGAUAAUUUGUUUUCCAGUUUGAGGUGUGUGCUUAUGGCAGUAGUGAUGUGAACAAAAUUGGAUUGAGAAAAGGGUUAUUAAGAAUAACAGUAUGGUUAUAUUUGGAUUCAUGUUAGUGGUAUGAGGUGUGUAGAUGAAAAUGAAACACAAAUAGUGAAAAACAAAAAUUUAAAAUUAAAUCAAAGUAUAUAAUAUUGGUGUGUGAUAUAUAGCUAUUUGCAGGGAGAGAGGGUAUGUAUUCUAUAGGGUUAAAAGAUUGGGAGGGUGUGGUGAUCAGUGUUUGCACCUGUCAUUUCAGGAGAAUGAAAGUUGUGUGGGAGACUAUCUAUAAAUGAGCUUGGGGUGGGUGGGCAAGGGGAAGGUGGGAGGGAGGGGAAACAGUCCUCCAGAAGGCUACGUGUUGCAAAUGGUAGUGGAACGGCUGAUUGAGCUCUGGGUGCUUUGCUGGACUGGGUAAGUUUAAAAUCAGACUGUGGAAGAGAGAUAUAUGUUAGGGUCAGAUGGGCUAAGGGAUGGGGGGAAAUGCAUCUAUGGACAUUUCAUUUAAGGAAAAACAAAGGGUAAAAGUGAGAUAAGACAGAGGUAUUUCCUCAAUUACAGUCUAGAUUACUAUUUUCAUAACCUCUAUUUCAAUCAAAUAUUAUCCCCAUGCCAUAUCGCCCAAAGCCCAUCCAUAUGCCAUAUCUCCAAUUCACAUACCAUUUUCCCAUUUGCCAUCCCCGUGCAAUUUCCCUUAGUCAUCACUAGAACGUAAUUUUUCUCAUUACACAUCAUACGGUUCAUACCACCUCAAUACCCCAUCACCAUGGUUCAAGAACCAGCUAGUUUAGUCUCAUGGGUACUGCAUGCGUAGGGCAAACUAAGCCACUAUGUGCACAUGUCCCAGCGGCAUUGACACUUAUGUCAAUGACCCAGUGUGACCAAAAACUGCCCAUGUAACUUCAAAUAUGUGUAAUUGUUACUGAGAUACUAUAUACCUGCAGUGAAUGGCUCUAUUUCAAUUAUUUAGCGUCAGGAUCUUCUAUUCUUGCACAAUGUCAGAGGGAAAAUGUAUGUUAUACACUACAACAAUUUGAUUUAUUUUGUUUUUGAAGUCAGGCCAACAUACAGUGUCGAGAAAACCGCACAUUGAUAGAUUUUCAUAUGAAACUAGAUGUGGCUCCUGGGCUUUUUCCAAGUUUUGUAAUACAGUGAAUUAUCAUAGAAAUCAGAAUUGCUAUUCUUAUAGCUUGAUGCAUUACAAAACGUGACAACGGUUACGUUUUGUAAGUUAAGAGAUAGGACUAUAGAAGCCUAUAAAUUGUAUGUUAAUCAUUGGCUGAUGCUCUGGCAAAAUAUAUUUUAAUAACAAGCAUACUUUGCUGCAGUGUAGUUAAAUGCUAUGUCAGCUGUGAAUAAAAUGGUUGGUAGAGAAAAGAUGACACAGUUAUUGGCUAACAGAACUACAGUACUGUGCAAAUGUUAGCCAAUAAAUGUGCUCUCUUUACUCAGUUUGCUUGAAUAAUCUUUGCAUAAAUGUCAUUAAACAUUAUAAUGCACAAAUCUAUUGUAUAAUGGUAUAUCAAUAAUUUUGUUACCUAUAUAUUGGUCUCAAUAUGAUUUUACACCAUCCAUAUAUUUAUAUCCUCUUAUUAAUGCACACUAUAUUUUAAAUGGAUUAUAAUAUAUGUAUUAUUUAUUUGCUCGUUUGUAUAUAUUUCUAUUUACAAAGAAAUUAGCUGGUGGAAUGUGGAAUUUUAAAUUUUUUUGUCAGAAUAAAUUAUAUUGGCAAUGCAAUACUAAGACAUCCUUUGCAUGAUCUGCACCAAACACUUAAGUUUUAAAUCCAGUUUCCCAAUAUUUGUUUGCUUCUUCAGAAUAUUACAGUAUUCCCUAACAAGCAUAUUUUCCCUUCUCUACAGAUGAUGGAAAUGCCUAAUAUUUAAAAGGUAUGUACUGUGUAAGGCUGGAUAGAAUGUGAGCAUGGUACUUACAUGGCCAAGCUGUGUAAAGUUUCUAAAUGUGCUUCUGCCUUAACAUGUUGCAUGGCUUUUUGUUACCAGAUUGUGUUUGGCAAUGUUUAGGCAAUCUGUAUGUUGUGCAUUUUGCAGCCACCAUACACAGAUAGGUAAUGUCACUGCAGAACAGUUAUAUCCCCCAUUUUAAACCAUUUUACAAUUUCCAUCAUAAGCCAAAUAUCAGACUAGCCCUCUAAUUUAACUACAGACGAAUUCAUACUUUUUAUCUUAUAGUUUUAUAGUUGAAAAAUAUGGGCCUUUAGAUCUUUCCUAUGGAGAUACAUUAAAACGUGAAUAUAACCCCAUUCAUAAAAAUAUAAACAGACAAAAAAUGACCAGAAAUUAUACACAAACAUCCAGUCACACUCAAUGGUUUCUUCAAGAGGCAGCAUUUAUUUUUGGAACAAAAUAUAGUGACAACUUUUGGGCUCCUAAGCGGGCCUUUAACAAGUCGAAGAAUGAUGUGACGUCCUUCAUCAGAAGUACUUACAGUCUAUAAGAUAAUACAUUUGUUAGCUACAUGCGGUCAAGUUUAUUUGGCUGGGCAUGGUGGCCUGGCUUUAGAAACAUGGGUUGAAGUAACUCUACUAAAGGGGGGAGUUGGUAUCCCUGGGAUAAGGUUCAGUGAGUGUGUGUCUUAUAGGAACCAGUGAAAUAUAUAUUUAGAAUCCAAUCUGACUUACUUAUGCAGGAAAAAGUGUCCAUAGAUUACUUUUAAAAUAUUUAAACGUUGUUUGUAACAUUUCCAGGAGCUAUGAUACCCUGGCCCACUUGCCUUGAUAAAGGCCUUACUAGUGUUUACAUGUCACUCAUUUUAAGAACUGUGAAUUCUACAAAAUAAUUUCCCUCCUAGUGUGUUGAAAGUACAGUCAGCAUUACUAUUGGGAUUGACUCCUUUCGGGGGGUAAGCAGAACACCCUGAUUGCUGAAACUACAAAUAUAGUUUGUUUCAUACCUCAAGACUGAAAAGAAAAACAUAAAAAAAAAUCUUAUUCCAAUUACUUUGCACUUGUGGUCUACAGGAUGGCAGGUGGUUUUCUACCCUGUUCUUCAUAUGAAACUUGCUUUUCUCUACCAGGCAAGAUAUAGGGAUAAUAGUGUGUAUAAUAUAGGAUUAUUGACUGAAUAUAGGAUUUGCACCUCAAUUUGCUGGCUGGCUUCUCUAUGUUCUUGUAAGUCUCUCAAUGGAUAUGGUACUCCCUGGGACUUGAUAUAAAUGUAGAUUUAUCAAUGAAGUGGAUUGUUCAAAGGCAAAUGUACAUCUUAGUAGCCCUCUUCAUUUAUAUGUCAGAUUGUCAUGACCAAACCCAACCUGAUAUCUUUUUUCUAGAAUGCAUAUGAGGGGGUUACAUUUUUUGGAUGGAUUUUAAGUGCCAGAGUUGGGGUUGGUGCAGCAACUUAGUGCAUUUUGGUAAUUAACUGCACUUUGCUUCUCUUAAUUGUGAUCAUGUCAUCUUGUUUUGGAAGAUGCACACUGAGCUCUAUAUUAUUCCAUUCAACUGUAGGCUAUGCAAUGUUCUAUAUUCUAUGAUGCUCUCCUUUACUCCUUCCAGUGGACUUUAUUUCCCUCACCUCCCCUCUAGCUUCAUACUCCCAACUUUCAGGUUCCACUCCAAGUCUGCAAGAUGAGUAUUUUUUUUUCAUGUCUAUGGAACCUUUCUUUAUGUAAGUACUACUCAUGGCACCUUAGGCUUCCAGUAUAACAGUGGCAAGGGUUCUAUAUCUAAUACAUCUUGUGUGUCUACCUAUGUAUGUGUUUAUUGUCUGAUGCCUAUUGGUUCACUUUCAGAGGGCUGUACAACUGAGUUUGUUUCAUUUAAAGGUCAGGUUUCUAUGGCCUUAUGUAAAAAUCACUUUUUGUUUAUUUUUCAUCUCAUAUCGGAAUGACUUGGGAUCUGCUAUUUUUCUGAGCAUGAGGGUUAAGUAUAAUAAGCAAUAGUUACUUCACAAUCCAAUUGUUGAUAGUUCCUUAAGCCAGGGUUUUACAAAUUCAUGGAACCAAAUCACAAUGUCAACACAGAAAUGGGACAAGGCACUGAGCAUUUUUAUCCUUGCAAUUCAUGGAGAUGAAAUGUUAAAAAAGCUAAAAAUCCGAGUGUACAACAAGAGCACUUAAAAAAAAAAAAAAUAAUAUUAAUAUAAUAGACCUAUAUUCUAGAAUUCUUAAAGGGAAACUAGUGCUAGGAAUACAAAAAGGUGUAUUCCUAGCACUAUAGUGCCCUGCGCCCUCUCCCUGCCACCGUAGCUCUGUAAGGGUUAAAAACCCUUUGUCACUUACCUGAUUCCAGCACCGGUGUCCCUUGGCACUGGGCCAGGCUCCGCCUCCUUUUCUCCAUAGCCAAACUUAGCCGUGGGGGCUGAUGCGCAGCGAGCACCGCGAUCACAUAAGUACUUCCCCAUAGGACAUCAUUGAAUCAAUGCUAUCAGAUACGGUUUCAGCGAAUGCUGGAUGUCCUCAUGCAAAGCGUGAAGAUGUCCAGCGUCAGUUAGGACUCGGAAGUAGCCACUAAAGGUGGAGUUAACCCUCAAUGGUAUUUAUUGCAAUUUCUCAAUAACUGUAAAAAUUACAAUUGCACUGCACCCAGACCACUUCAAUGAGAUGUCCCUUUAAGCUGUUCCCCACACUGUUUGUGUAUCCUUGUUACAUACACCUAAAACAAAAAUUUUUCUCAGUAGAGCGCUUCACCCAUCCUAAUUAUACAAAUAUAUUAAAAAUGCUAAAACUUGAAUUGCAUAGUAUUUCCAAAUGUCAAAAAUCCUAAAAGUGUUACUUUCUUAUCCCCAUAAAAUUAAGUGAAUGACAACUUCAACAAAGUGCUAAAUUGCCACAGUAAAGACAACUGUACAAAGAAUCGGAUUACAAUAUCAAUAAAAGCAAUAAACACCUAUCAAUGUAACAAAGUGCUCUUGUGUAUUACCAUAAUUCAACUUUUACAAUCAUAAACUUGCAACAUGUCCAAAUGUGUCUUAAAGUGCAAAAUUUACAAAAGGUGAGUAUAAUACCUUGAAAUACAAUCCUCUUGAUCAAACUGACUAAUGAUACACCUCAGAAGGAGAAAAAGGAUGUAAUAGUGCAGAUGGUACAAAACAUAUAUAUAUAUAUAUAUAUAUAUAUAUCUAUAUAUAUAUAUAUGUAUUUUUAUAUAAAUCCUUUUGUAUGCCCACUCACAUUUUACAGAGCCCAGAAAUGGUACUAUAUGAAAUGGUACUAUAUGCAGUGGAGUCAGUCAAAUGUGAUUCCCUCUCUCCAAUUUACUGCAACACUGCUUUACCGAAUUGGGCAAAAAAAUAUGGAAGAAAGAAAAUAUAGUGCAACACUGUAGAGUUAUCUUACAAAAAAUGAGUAGUGGUAGAGGAUUCACCCAUUGGUACCAGAACCUCUUAAGAUCAGCUCACUCAUAGUUCGUGACACCCUACCUCCCGUGUGCUGUUCCUACUAGGUCUAAAGAAAGAAAACUGGCUCCUAAUCCAGUAGUAUAUAUUAUAAAAAGAUGUACAUUUAUUUGGUAUAAAACUCUUUAAAAGCAGUAAAAGUAAUAAUUUACUGAAUUGUUAACAUAGGAAGAAAUAAUAGGAUGUAUUAUCGCUUUCACUCUUAGGUAGUUGAAGUUGAUCCAUUGUUGCUUCAAAUAAUUGCUUGUUACCUAGACUGGUGCGACUCUAGCAUGAAACAACAAGGGCCGCUAUGUGGUUCAUAUUAGUAGAUGGUGUGCUUAUUUUUAUAUUUUUUGUCAAUCUGUUUUUAUUUGAGGCAUAGUUGUUACAGUACAGAUAUGAGAAAAGAGUUAUAUCACUUGCAUACAAAAUCAUAUUAGAACAGAUAAUAAGAUACUAUACUCUGCAUUAUACAGCCUCUUUUUUCUUUUUUUAAAAAUAGGAGUUUUUCCCUGAUUGUUUAGCCAGAAUCGUGAACAAGCCGUAAAAUUGCACUGAACAUGUGUAGUGUAAUGCGUCAUGAGAAAAAUAAUACAAGUUAAUGCAUGAUAAGUCUAAGUUAAUUCAGUAGAGCAAAUUGGUUGGCAGUAGUUAAUGCAAGGGUAACAUUGGUGUGCUUAUUUUAUAUUGUCAAGGCUACAAAUGAUCAUGAACAUCAACUUCAACUUUAAAUCACUUUCCAAUUGUUCUACCAUAUACGAAAAAACAGUAGUGCUCAAGCCAGAUUAUAUAUUGGGCGGUGUAUAUAUUUAUCUUGUAUGUAGAAAUAACAUUUCCACUUUCACUUGGUAAGAAGUAUUUUAAUCAUUUAAUGCUGUACAUUAUAUCCAAUAUUAUCCAAAUAACUCCAGUAUUCUUGCCGGUUUCACUCGCACCUCCACACAGAUUAAGCGUUGCCAAAAUGUAUUUUUUAUAUGUGUGCUUUUUGCAAUACUUUAAAUAUGGGUAACUAAUACCUUAUAGAAGAUUCCAUUAAUAGGACACAGGGAUUUGUGAAAAGCUCCAUGCUCCAGAAAAGUGUAAGCAACAUAAUUACUAUUAUGUGAUGAGAGAAUGAAAGAUCCUCUAUAUAUCCGUUUUCUGAUAGGGAUACUUCAAGCUAUAGCUGUCCCAGAAUGUAUUUAUUAUAUAGAAAAUAUGUUAAUGCUAAAUCCUAAGCAACAUAACCACUACAGCUCACUGUGCCUUAGCACCAUCUCCUUGGAGCAUCCCUUCCUUGGCCACAUUGAUAAUGAGCUCUGGAGCCUACCAGAGCCUAACACUAUGAUGUAUAUGCCAUAAUAAUCUCCAAAUGUAGACAGCUAUUGCAAACAUCCUCAGGUAGUGUCAUCAGAGUUCAACACAGAGUUAACAUAAGAGAAUGGAAGUUCUAAAUCUGUUUGAGAAAGUGUGUAGAUUGUUAGGUUUCAAUGUGAGUCCAUACAUGUUAAUGAUUGUGAGUUUCACCUUUUGAUAAAUGUUCAUGCAAGUUUCAUAAUGUGAUGGAAGUGUGUUUUGGGAUAGGUGGGAGAAUGCAUAUGUGUUAUUGUCAAGACGAGUGUUUGGUAGAUUAGAGCAAAUGCUUGAGUAAUCAGCUGUUAGAGUCUGCAGACUGUUUGUUUAUGCCAGUUGAGUGUAAGUAUAUGGCAUUAUGUAAAUAUAUUUCUAAGGGGGGAGAUUGUUGAUUUAUGAAGGUGGUGUCAGAAAUACAGAUCGACAGAAAUCGAAAGCUCAACACUGGGAGAGGGUAAGCAGCAGAAUGAUAAAAAUUUAAUAAUGGGUAAAGGAUCAGUUUAGGUGGAGCAAUGGUAAAGGGAAACCAUUAGCAGGAAGAGAGAAAGAGAUGAAGCAUAUCACUAUGGCAGAGAAAAUGUAACAAUUUAAAGACAGCAGUGGAAAAGAAGGGGAAAACUUGGUGUAGGGGAGGAGCAGUGGGAGAUAGCAGCAAAGAGAACUGAAAAGAAAGAAUCGGGGAGCAUGGAAGAGAGACGAAAGAAAAUGGUGAGAUAUAUAAGAUUGAGAACAAUGGGGGUAUCAAAAAGAUGUGAGUCAAUGCUGGAGUGUAGAGAAGAAUGAAAGACGGAAGGGAGCAACAGGAAAAGAGUUAGAGGAUAUUGAGGAUAUAGAAAAGAAGGAAUGCAGAGAGACUGUUAUGGUGCCUGUCAGACACGUGGCAAUGGAAAUGGCGUUGAUUCCUUACCUCCUACUGUGGUCUCACUCCCAGCACGGUCUCGGAGUUGACAGGCGCCCCUCUUCUCACAUAGCGGCCGGGUCUUAAAACAUUAGAGACGCCAGCCACUGCAAGUCAAAACCUUUUAAGGUUCUUGGUUAACCCCCUGGUCCCUAACCACUGGGAACGUGCGUGACGUCACACACCCACUUUCCACUGUCACAUGCACCUCUAUAACCAAUCAAAGAGCACCUUAGGCUGUUUAAAUUUUUUUUGUCCAUUUCUCAGUGACCUGUCAUGCUUUCCUUUGUGAUUAUCCGAGAGCGCGUUUCUGGUAUUGAUUCUUGUGUAUUUUGACCUUGACUAGUUAGACUAUUCUGAUUUCUGUAUCUAUUGGACUUUGGCUUGUUUCCUAACAAUUCUGACUUCUUUAUUCCUUGACCUUUGGCUUUCCUAUCGUUUACCUAUUCUCUAUAUUCCUGACCCUCAGCCUGUCUUGUACUUUUCUUUUUAUUUGUUAAAUCCGGCCGUUCUAAGGCUCGGUAAUACGGCUUAAGGUUUUCUUUAAUUUUCUCCUUAAGUUCUGCGUGUUGGGCAUAUUAGUGUAUCCUGAUAGAGACUUGUGAAAGCAAUGAAAUGAGACAUAAAGUGUGGAACAAGGAGAGACAUCAGUGGGAAAUUACAUGAAUGAAACCUAAGACGAGAGGUGAACAUUCAAGGAGACUGAGAUGAUUAGGGGUAAAAGACGAAUGGACUGUGGAGUAGGAACUAUGGAAUUUGGGAAAGAGUCCUGGGCAAUGAGUUAUAGAUUUUUAAGCCAAGUGAAAUGAGGGGCAGAGUCUUGUGAAUUUGUAGUAACAGACCCUGAGGUCUGAGGGUAAAACAUAGUUGGUCUAAAACUGCAAAUAUGCAGCUUUCCACCAUUUUGUUUUCUAAAGUCUGAAAGAGUCUCAUACUCAGACAUUGGGAACCACAAGUAUAGUGGCAUGGACAUGGCUACCAUAAGCCUGAAAAAGCAACAAGGCUGCAUGAAACGGAUCCCUUAUACUCCAAAUGAGUACAUCUGUGAAGAAUCUCCCAAGUCCCAAGUGCUGUAGUGCUUAUAAGUGUGAAUAUAGCUCUCAAUUCCCCAAACAUGAGCUUAGACUUCAUGAAGGGGUAAGACGAACUGCUUAAUCCAGGCUCAAUGGCCUGCUUUUUUACAUUUCAGAGUCACAGCAAACACGCCCAGGACACUCCCACACAAAACAGGGUUGUGCCUGAGAGAUAAUUGAGUCAGGAACCGUUAAAAACUCAAGUAUAUCCAGGCAGAGAAAACACACAAUUUAUAAAACACCACAAAAUACACGAAAACCCCACAAAAGUUACAUCCCCUAAUAGCCCCGAUCUGGGUGACCAACAUAUCCAAAAGUCACCCAGAUCGGUUCAGGGUUUCAAGAUUUCCAUGGAAGUCAAUUAUUUGACCGACCGCUCACAUGGUACCAUGCCCAAAACAGUUCCAUGAAAUCAGGGCUAGCGGUCAGUCAACUUUGGUAACAUAAAAACGAAGUUUAAACGGAUUCCCGAACUGAGGAAGAGAAUGGUUCCUAGCAAGGCAAAAUAGGGGAUUUGUCACUCCGCUUCCCCCCAGUUCCAUGGGACAGCAUACCUGUCUAGACCCCAAUGCUUUGGCUUGGGGAUGUCCAGUCAAGUUGGUUAUUUUUCUAACUCCGGAAAGUGCCGAACCAUGGACACCCAGGGCAAGCCACUAAUGGUGGUUGGGGAGAUUUAACUCCCGAACAUGGUCUUUGUAAAUGGCCGAUAGUCAGUGGGCAAGAGGCUAGUGUCUACACUCCUCCAGGAGCCUAUGGCAAACAUCCAGGCAGAGAGGCGUUCGUCACAUAUCUCCCACCUCCUUGGGAGACUAACCAGUCUGGUGUAUUUUCCCAGACUGUGCUGUUCCUCAGAAAGUCUCCUGCCACACGCACCCAGCUAUAACUUCAGGGCAGGGCAUGGCAGGGCAACAGCUAGAAUCUGCUCCUGCGUCAUCGUUUGGUUGCUUAAGGGGAAGGGGGCAAUUCUCAGGGCUACACACAGCCAUUGGGGAGGGAAACAGAGGGCACCAUAUACCAGACACUUGCUCUGCUGAAGGGGCAAAAUCAGGGUGACUUGGGAUCCCAUACUAGAGGGUUGGGGAUCUGGGCCGACUGCCCAGCAUCCCUGUACUCCAAGGGUGGAGACCACAUUCCCAUCCACCCCUCCCAUGCCAAAAGCUUCAAGGACUGGUGGGCAGAGACUGCGUUUUGUAGGUUCUAGUAUUCCUGCUCCAGUUCCCAUUCUAUAGCUCCCAGACAUGUGAUAUCUGGUCCCAGGCCUGUAGCAUUAGGGAGCUCCAGUGCAUCCAUACGGUAUUCCCGGAUGCCCCAAUACCGAGACUUCUCCGUGCUGCCGAAGUCACUGUCCUCCUCUAAAGCCUCCCAUAGUAGACCAGGGCCAUUGCAGUCAACUCUCUCUGGUCGGUCUCUCGUUCUCUGCCAUCCACGGGCAUCUUUGGACAGAGUACCACUGUAGUGCCCAGUAUGCGUCAUACAGCCACAGUUCCUUCUUGAUCAGCUGUUGGAAUUCUAUAAUCCACUCUUCCCAGGGGAGAUACUCCAGUAAAGGCAGCCUCAGCAUGGUUUGCCUCUGCCUGCGCCGUUCUGAACUCAGAAGACUCUCUCCCCCUUGAGCUUGAGACUGCUCCAGGGCCUCGUGCCAGAGAUCUCACCAUAUGCUUUCUUUCCAUACCAGCUCAUCUUCUGUAGAAAAAGCGCAAUACUCCGGGGCCAGGGCACCCUGUAGUCUCCUUUGGAACUCCUUCUCAUAGCCCGGGGGUUAGCUCGCUCCAUCUCCUGAGUUCCUCUUUAGGCAGGGACACUGCUGGACCCUUCACUACGCAUCUUGGUUUGGGAUAUCCAUUUGGGGCAAAAUCCCACGGCGGCCACCAAUGCUUGGGGAUGUCUGAUCAAGUUGGUUAUAUUUCUAGCUCUGGAAAGUGCGGAACCAGGGACACCCAAUUUAUUUAACCAUUAUCACAAAAAUAUCACACUCAUUUCAUUGUUUGCUGUAUGUAUUUAGAAGUAGAUCUCUAUUUCUAUAUUCUCACCGUAAUCAUUUGUUUUACAACUACUAUCUAGGCGUUGAUUAACUAGUGGGAAAAUUACAUUGCAUUUGCAGCAACUACAAAACAAAUGGUACUUCACUGAUUUAGUUAUAAAGUAGUUAUUUACACUACUCAUCCUUUAAUGGUCAAUCUUUGUGGGAUAGUCUGUAUUGAUAAUUGUUUUUUACAGGAUAAAAAUAUCACAAAAUAAAAUCAUAAAUUAUAAAAAAAUCUGAGUCUGUCUUUACAGUGUUGAAUGUUGAAAUACAGGUUUUUAGAAGUGCUGUCCACGCUUGUCUGCUGUUUAGUAGUGCUGGUAACAGUUUAUCUUGAUAUUGCAAUGUUCUGAAUAAUAUCCUAUGCAAAUAAUUUCCCUUUCUAUUUUUUCCUACAGUUUUGCUGAGUUAAUAUUCUGAAAUCCAAGCACAAAUGAGAAGGAAUAAUAACUGUUGUACAUCAUCAUUGUGUGUUAAGAAGACUUCAAUGUACAAGAACAAUCCUGAACCGAGCAGUGUUUCAGAAGUUAACUAGCAAAUUGAUUUUAGAAGACACGAAUAUACUGUUCUGCAUCCAACUAAAUUAAAUUUAAUUUCAAUAGAACUGUUUUCUAUUCAGAUGAUACUUGUGGGUACCUCAAAAUAGUGGGUCUUUAUAAAGUAGUUGAUCUAUAAUAGCUGAAAAUCAAUGGUUCUUUUUUUGUUUUUUUAAUUAAAAAAAAAAUAUAUAUAUAUAUAUACACACACACACACACACAGUAUUCUUAGAUCAAUGAUUGUGCCAGUUUAAAGAGAGCUAUUACAUACAAAAGAAAUCCAUAGAAUCGUGAUAUUGAAGUUAUAUUUUGCACUAAUUGAUUUAAGAAAAGUCAUAGUGUUAUCAUGGGUGCAACCACUAUUUUAUUUAUACACUGUACAUAUUUAAUAAAGUUACAAUUUGAGUUGUUUACAUUCAGAGUAUUACAUGACAUAACGUUUUUAGAAAAACACACACAGCUCUUCCCAUUUUAAUGUAGUUUUAUACAUUACUAUAAAUAUUCUGACACAUAUAAUUCUCUUACAGAGCUGCUCUAAGCCAGCUUUAAUUGCUCGACUUGUACAUUAUUGCAGCGUAUUCUGUCCUCGGUCCCUAGUAACAUACGUUUGGAUUAACGAUAAAUUAGCAGAGCUUAGAAAACAUGGCUGCUCACAUGGGAGAGAGAUUCAGGAAGAGAAAAAUAAUUUAAUUGCCUUUUUACUUACUAAUAUUAGCCAAUUGUUUUAAAAUGAGAUUUGUCUUAUACUAAUGUCAAAGGUGAGAAUUGUACUUUUUCUAAGCAACUGAUUAGAGUUUUGUGCAUUCUGUCGGCAUGUGAAUAGGUCAUCUGUAGGUCUUUCUUACAUUCUGAAGAGAAUGUAUGAAUUUAGCCAGUCAAUGUGUACAUCCAUUCUCUGCACUGGCAUUAAACAAUGUCCGUAUGCAUCAUGAAUGAAAAAACAUAAUACUGGGUAAUGUCUCCAUCACAGACAUAAGUAUGGAAGCUUCUAUGUGUACAAAGAAAUCUCUGGAUGAAGGAUUCAAUGGAUGUUGGUUUUGAAAUCACAAUGAAGGAUCCAAGGUGUGGAAAUAAAGGGGGAAAUAGUGAUAGCCAGGUAUACUUGAGCUAGUUUCAUAUGUUGCCAAAUCUGCAUUCUAGGAAUCAGACAAAAACUACAUUACCUGUAUUUUCAAGUGGAUAAACCUUCUCAAAAUAUGGAGUCUGUGUCCUUAAAUAAAGUAAUAAUAACUGUAUUGUGAUGUGGGAUUUAUUUUGCUUUUUCUCCUCACAAGGAGACUAUUCUUUUUCAGACAAAAACCUCUUCUGUGGUGGAAGAGUAAAGUUAAUUUGCUACAAAUAUUUGUAUAGUCUUAAUGUGAAAUAUUAAUCAAGGCAGGCUAGAGUGAAGGAUUAAUUAACACAGCAGUCCAUAUUAAAUAAUAUAGAAAGAUUUUUCAAGCUUGCCAUUUGCAUUAAAUGAUGUGAAUAUCAUGUGCUCUUAAAGGUGCUGUGCCUCCUUUGGAAAUCAUUGGAUAACGUGCAAGAGCAUGUAAAUGUGAAUAAUUUGAAGUAGAUCAAUGUUACCAAUUCUUAUAGUUGCACAGAGUUUAGUAAAAGGAUGUUGUUGCUAUUGGAACCAAGCUCUGACAGCUCACACUUUUUGUUAGCAGUCCAAAAAUAUAACUGCAUAAGUGGAGGCAGGCUGGGCAGACAGCUAACAGGACGUUUGAGAACACAUCAGAGGCUAAAUUCUGUAUGUUAAGUAACUACUUCUGAGCUAUGGAAGUGUUAAAUAGCUUUAGUAUCUUGUCUCGUUAGUUGAAAAUUACCAAACUGAACAAGAAAAUGGACAUUAGCGGUUAUAUCGAUAAAACAGCCCAGGAAAUGAAAUCCAACUCUUUUGCCUAGAAGGAUCAUUUAGCAUAUGGUUAAAUAUGUAUUUAGUAAGUAUUAUUUGAAAACUGUGCCAUAACAUUUGUAAGCAUUUUCCAAUGGUGGGCCUAUGUUUACAAAAACAAAUAUAAUUACUUGUAGUUUUUUUCAAUGUCUUCAUGUAGGUUUGGGCAAAUUGCCUUGUAAUGUGACAGUCUAGCCAUGCCACCUUGUCAUGAAUGGGAAUAACCAGAACUCCUUAUAAUUAUGAUAAAAUGUUAAACCAACACCAGCUGUUGCAUUGUAAAUGAUUGUUAUACAGUGUUCUUACACAGGGUACCUACCACAUGUAUUUGUAAAUGGAUCAUGUACAGAAUUAAGGAUGCAGCUUACUAGGACGGUGAGCUGAAUGGCCUAGAUCAGGCUUCCCCAAACUCCGGCCCUCCAGAUGUUGCUGAACUACAACUCCCAUAAUUCUAUGAAUGAAAUAGGCUGAGAAUCAUGGAAGUUGUAGUUCAGCAACAUCUGGAGGGCCGGAGUUUGGGGAAGCCUGGCCUAGAUUUUAAUUACAGAGGUUUUGGGAAGGAACACCAAAGCCAGUGUUUGCCCAAGACAACAACAACUGUUGUACUGUAUACAUUGCUAAAUAAGAUAUAUAUAGAGUAUAUAGGGAUAUGGUAUCAAAGAGACUUUAUUGUAUAUCAUGAAUGUUGUAUGGGUCUUUGAUUCAUAAAAAUAAUUAUUUUAAGUAGUUUUAUCUGAAAGGUUGUGUGUGUUAAUACAUUGUUAACAUGUUAUAAAGAGAUAUUCCCAUAUUGGUGACAAAGACAUUUUAGGGCAGUAAACCAGUUAGAUCGGCUUAACUUUCCCUUUUUUUAGUGAAAGGGUGUAAACGAAUGAUCAAUGUAAUUAGCUAUUGAAAUUAGUAUACAAAAUAUUUUUUAUUAAAAUAACAUAAAAGAAACUGUUUUAAUUGGAUCUGUCACCAAGACGCACCUUUAUGUUAAUUAAGCUUAAACAUUUCCACUAAUCUUAAUUAUUAUUUUUACCAAUAAAACUCAACAUUCAUGACAGUGAGAGUCAUCAUGCCAGUACUAAUUAAUCCAAUAUGUAUCUUAGAAUUACUUUCUCUCCUUUGUUUGAUGACAUGGAGUGAAAUCAAACGACAACUGUAAAAUUUUAACACAAAAUGGCAAAGUUGUGAAAGUAGAAGUAAUGUGGAAUAUUUUCAGAUCAUCAGUUUUAAAUUUAAUUUAACAAUUUGUUUUUCAAAUCACUAUAAAUCACUCAUUAGUAAACAUAAAUAACAUAAUUCAUUGCUCCGCCACCACAAAAUAUUUGCCAGCAUGUUUACCAAAUUAUUGAUUAAACUAUAAAAACUAUUUGGAAAAACUCUCUGCUUACACUUAUUAUUGAUCCAAGAGGGGGGGAAAGUGUUUCCAACCGUAGUUACUGUACAUUGCCAGUUAGUAGGCCAGGGGUACUAAACACAGUCCCCGAAAUACACUAGUGGUCCAGGUUUAGUAUGCUUAUAGGAACAGAUUUGGGAAUGACUAAAUUCUGCACUGCUGGUCUAGACUAGAGAAUUGGGUUGGGAACAGCUGGAGUAGAUAUACUAUUUAUUACCUAUUAUGUGCACUGCAUCACCUUUUGAUUGUGUCCUACCUCUGGAAUGGUACAGAUUAUCUACCCAUGUUUAUUAGCAUGCUGAGUUUUAUGGUAGGUAUUUUAAAAUUAUUACUAAAUAUACCUACCAAACAGUAACAAAAAGUGUUGAACUAAUAAACAUUGCACCCAGCAAAUGUUUUCUUUUGUGUCAAUUAAUAUAAAGUAGUAUCUGGUGACAUGUCUUCUUUCUGUGUGGACAAUUGGAUUGUACAUGUUCUAAAAUGGAAAUAUAGGUUGUUUUAGCUGCCCUUGAUACCAUUUGUAGAUACAGGAAACUUCUUUCUGAUCCAAUAAAAUCAUUCAAAUGUGUAAUAGA
Pelobates cultripes (western spadefoot toad) is the source of this 92532-nucleotide messenger RNA. Lineage: Eukaryota; Metazoa; Chordata; Amphibia; Anura; Pelobatidae. The record is from the annotation of a GenBank genome assembly.